AGCCUCGCCUCGGGUGGAGGGAUUGCGAGGAGGGAAAGCAAAACUACACGGCUUCUCACUGUGUAGUUUUGUUUUUUGUUCGGGGUGGGGGGAUAUUUCAAGGCUCGACCGUUCUCAUCUUGGAUUUUUCUGGAAAAACCUUUCUGGAUAAGGAGACUGUUGCUUGUCAGAGUCAGCUGGGCUCCGUCCCAUCAGUCGCAGGCAGCCUUGUGGAAACAAGCUGCCGAGCAUCAUGUCAACACAAGCACCAACGUUCACACAGCCGCUACAGAGCGUCGUGGCACUAGAGGGUAGUGCCGCCACGUUCGAGGCUCAAGUUAGUGGUUCUCCAGUUCCUGAGGUGAGCUGGUUCCGUGAUGGCCAGGUUCUUUCCGCCGCCGCUCUGCCCGGCGUUCAGAUCUCGUUCAGCGACGGCCGCGCUGUUCUGAGGAUCCCCGCUGUGACCGCCGCACACAGCGGAAGAUUUUCUGUCAGAGCCACCAACGGCGCUGGACAAGCCACAAGCACCGCCGAACUCCUUGUUACAGCGGAGACGGCGCCUCCCAGCUUCCUACAGAGACUGCAGAGCUCCACAGUGAGACAGGGCAGCCAGGUGAGGCUGGACGUCCGAGUUACAGGUAUCCCCGCACCUGUGGUCAAGUUCUACAGAGAGGGAGCCGAGAUCCAGAGCUCGGCCGACUUCAGGAUUCUCCAGGACGGAGACCUGUACAGUCUGCUGAUCGCUGAGGCCUUCCCAGAGGAUUCUGGGACUUAUUCUGUGACCGCUACCAACAGCAGUGGACGGGCCACCUCCACCGCAGAACUGCUGGUUCAGGGUGAAGAAGCCGUUCCAGCUAAGAAAACCAAGACAGUGAUUUCAACCUCUCAGAUUUCACAAUCUCGUCAGACCAGAGUGGAAAAGAGGAUGGAGGCCAGUUUCCAGGCCUCCGCCAUGAUGCAGAUGCAGGUGGAGGGCGCCGAGCUGACUCAGCAGCUGGCUCACAAGACUCCGCCCAGAGUUCCUCCAAAACCCACAUCCAAGUCCCCGACCCAGCACUCGCUGGUCGCCAAGGUGACCGGAGGACGGCAACAGUCACCAUCACCCGUCAGACACGUGAAGGCGCCCACGCCCACACCAGUCAGGCCUGCCUCUCCCACUUCAAGACUCUCAGUCUCCCCAAUCAGGCCGGUCAAGUCUCCCAUCACCACUCGCAAACAGGUGGCUGUCGGCGCUGAUGUCCUGCCACCCUGGAAGCAGGGAGACUACAUGGCCGAGGCCAGCUACACCAGCAUGACCAGUAUGACCAGUAUGACCAGUAUGACCAGCAGCACUGUCACCCAGCUGGGCCAGGAGCAGCACUGGGAGCAGCAGGUCACCGGGGUCAAAGAGGCUGGGGGAGGGAACAGAGCCGGGGCGGUGGCCAAAGUGGUUGCCGCCGUUGACCUGGCUCGUGUACGUCAGCCCAUGCAUGUCGAGGGCGGUCGAGCUGAAGAGGAGGAGGCCGUGGAGGCAGAAUUAAGGCAGCAGGGCAUCGCCACCGCCGCCGCUGCCGCCUCCACGGCUGCUGAUGAACAGUAUCAAGCCGGAUGGACAACAACAAGAGUGCAGGCUGGCCAAAUGCUUACUACUGCUCAGGCGUUUGCUCCUGAACCAACCCUGGCACUGCCUCAGAUUCAGAGAGCGACAGAAAUCUCCUCCCACGUGGACACUGGUCUCGCCCCGUCCCCAGUUCCACAUUUCACAGUUUCUAAAGUUUCUGUCCCAAAACCUGAGUCUAGCUCUGAGGUUUCCAUCGCUGGCUCAGCCAUCGCCACUCUGCAGAAAGAGUUAUCUUCAUCCUCCGCCGCGGCUAGAAAGAUCAUCAGGCCUGUCAAGUCUCCCAGUCCAUGUAGAGUGGCAGAGACCAGAGUGACGCCAGAGCCCAUCCCUCCACCGUUCAAAGACUUCUCUGAAAAAUAUCAGAGUCGUCUUGGCACUGAGUUACAGAGGGGGGUGGUGAGCUCGGGGGGCAUGGAGAGAGUAUAUGAGGACUGGGCAGUCCAGGUGGUGGAAGCAGCAGCUGUACCUUCUGCAGGUGAUGGCGUGGUCCCACCCACACUGAUGUCUGGCUUGAAAAACACAAAUGUGACAGAGGGUGAGUCAGUGACACUGGAGUGCCAGAUCAGCGGUCACCCCGCCCCCGUCAUCAUGUGGUUCAGAGAGGACUAUAAGAUCGAGACAUCCAUUGAUUUCCAGAUCAGCUACGAGAGUGGAUUUGCCCGGCUGGUGAUCCGUGAAGCGUUCGCUGAAGACAGCGGACGCUUUACCUGCACCGCCACUAAUGAGGCGGGAACAGUCAGCACCUCCUGCUACCUGCUCGUCCAGGUGUCUGAGGACAUCGAGAGCAGAGAGGAGAUCACUAUCGUCACCGAACAUGUUGAAACUGCUCAAGAGAAACUAGUAACCGAAGAAGCCAAACAAGAAACCAUUUCUCAGGUGAGCGUGGCCGAGUCAGAUGCUGCUGCCGCUGCUCCAUUUUUCAUUAAGAAACCUACUGUUCAGAAGCUGGUGGAGGGAGGAAGUGUUAUAUUUGAAUGCCAGGUCGGCGGAAGCCCAAAACCACACAUCAUCUGGAAGAAGAGUGGCGUACCACUCACUACCGGAUACAGAUACAAAGUUGCCUACAAGAAGGAGACUGGAGAGUGCAGGUUAGAGAUCUCCAUGACCUUCGCUGAUGACGCCGGAGAAUACUCUGUGUUUGCCAAGAACCAGCUUGGAGAAGUCUCAGCCUCCAUCAAUCUGCUGGAGGAAGAGGAAUAUGAAGCCUACAUGAAGAAAGAGGAAGCAUCCUUUAAGACUGAAGUGACAGCCAUGGUGCAGGAGCCCAAAGUGGGAGAUGUUCCCCCAGUUGUUGUUACAACCACGGAGCAGAUGACCACUACCAUUAUCUCAGGACAGGAAUUCCAUCUUUCUGCUAUCGAGCAGAGGAUAAUCCAAGAGAUUGAGCUCCGCAUCAUGAAGAUUACCUACAGAGAGAUCGUGACAGAGGAUGGAGAGUUGAUGGUGACUGCUGCCCCCACAGAGGCCGUGCAGCCCGCCUUCGACACUCCUGUCAAAAACUACAGGAUCAUGGAAGGAAUGGGCGUCACUUUCCACUGCAAGAUGGCUGGAAUGCCGCUGCCCAAGAUUGCUUGGUACAAAGACGGCCAGCGCAUCAGAGCUGGCGACCAUUACCAGAUGGAAGUUCUUCAGGAUGGACGAGCCAGCCUUCGCUUGCCCGUCGUUUUGCCUGAGGAUGAGGGCGUGUACACCGCCUUUGCUACCAACUUGAAAGGAAAUGCCGUCAGCUCUGGAAAGCUCUACGUGGAGGCAUCUGGAGCUGCACCACCUCAAAGAUACACACCACAGCCAGCAGUGCAGAGGAUAAGGUCCACAUCUCCUCGUUCUCUGAGCCGCUCUCCUGGUCGCUCCUCCAGCCGUUCACCUGGACGUUCUCCCGCCCGCCGGCUUGAUGAGACAGAUGAGGCUCAGUUGGAAAGACUCUACAAACCUGUGUUUGUCAUGAAGCCCUCCUCAUACAAAUGCUCUGAGGGGCAAACGGCCAGGUUCGACCUGAAGGUGGUCGGCAGACCCAUGCCCGACACAUACUGGUUCCACAACGGACAACAAGUGGUUAGCGACUACACGCACAAGAUAGUGGUCAAAGAGGACGGUACUCAGUCAUUGAUCAUUGUCCCAGCCAUGCCGCAAGACUCUGGAGAGUGGACGGUUGUGGCUCAGAACAGAGCUGGACGCUCAUCCCUCUCUGUCACUCUCACAGUUGAUGCUAAAGAAACUUUGGUGCGACCCCAGUUCACUGACAAGCUGAGGAACAUCAGUGUAAAGCAGGGAACUCUGGUUGAAUUGGCUGUUAAAGCCAUUGGAAACCCCCUGCCUGAUAUUGUCUGGCUGAAAAAUAGUGACAUUAUCACACCACACAAGCACCCGAACAUCAGAAUUGAAGGAACCAGAGGAGAGGCCAAAUUCCAGAUUCCCUCAGCAGCUGGCCCAGACAGUGCCUGGUACACAGCUACAGCCAUUAACAAGGCUGGUAGAGACACGACUCGCUGCAGAGUCAACGUUGAGGUGGACUAUGCUGAACCCGAACCAGAGAGGAAGCUCAUUAUUCCCAAAGGAACCUACAAAGCCAAAGAAAUCACUCCUCCAGAGGUAGAGCCUCUUCAUCUACGAUAUGGUCAAGAGCAGUGGGAGGAGGGCGACCUUUACGACAAAGAAAAGCAGCAGAAACCGCUGUUCAAGAAGAAGCUGACCUCUGUUCGCAUGAAGCGUUUCGGUCCAGCUCAUUUUGAGUGCAGACUGACCCCUAUUGGUGACCCCACCAUGGUGGUGGAGUGGCUGCAUGAUGGCAAACCCCUGGCAGCCGCUAACAGGUUGCGCAUGGUCAAUGAAUUUGGCUACUGCAGCCUUGACUAUGAAGUUGCUUACGCUAGAGACAGUGGCGUUAUCACCUGCAGAGCCUCAAACAAGUUUGGAGUUGACCAGACCUCAGCCACCCUGAUCGUCAAGGAUGAGAAGGGUCUUGUUGAAGAAUCACAGCUUCCUGAAGGCAGGAAGGGAGCGCAUAGAAUUGAUGAGAUUGAGCGCAUGGCUCAUGAGGGAGGACCCUAUGGAGUCACUGCUGAAGAAGAAACUGAGAAACUGAAACCUGAGAUUGUACUUCUUCCUGAACCAGUCAGUGUUAUGGAGGGUGACAUUGCACGAUUCCGCUGCAGAGUGACCGGUUAUCCAGCACCCAAGGUUAACUGGUACCUUAACGGACAACUUAUCCGCAAAAGCAAGAGAUACAGACUUCGUUAUGACGGUAUUUACUAUAUGGAAAUCACUGAAAUCAAAUCCUAUGAUUCAGGAGAGGUCAAAGUCAUGGCAGACAACAACCUGGGCUCAGCGGAGCACACUGUGAAGCUGGAGAUUAAGGAGAAAGAGGACUUCAGAACUCAUCUGCGCCGUGCUCCUGAGGCUAAGGCAGCUGAGGCUGCACCUGAGCUUGGAAAAACACCAUUCGAGGUGGUGAAGGCUGAGAAACAUGCAGAGGAUUCUCACCUGAAAGAGGUGGUCAAGCUCAAGAAAGCCCAUAGAAUCGUCCAUGAGAAAGCCACAGAGGAGACUGAGGAGCUGAGGAGCAAGUUCAAGCGCAGGACUGAGGAGGGCUAUUACGAGUCCAUCACCGCGGUGGAGCUUAAGUCACGUAAGAGGGAUGAGUCCUAUGAGGAUCUGCUGAAGAAAACAAAGGAGGAGCUGCUCCAUCGUGCCAAGGAAAAGGAGGAGGCUGAGAAGAAGAAGGAGGAGGAGCGCCUCAAACUUACAGCUAAACCUCUAAAACCAGAGAGGGUCAAACUCUCAGCCAGUAUGGAAGCUCCAAAGAUCCUCGAACGUAUUACAAGCCAGACAGUUGCACAGGGUGACGAAGUCAAGUUCAGAGUCAGAGUCAUUGGCAGACCAGAACCUGAGUGUCAGUGGUUCAAGAAUGGUGUUCAGUUGGAGAAGUCUGAUCGUAUUUACUGGUACUGGCCUGAGGAUCACGUGUGUGAACUGGUGAUCAGGAAUGUCAGAGCGGAGGAUUCUGCUAGCGUCAUGGUCAAAGCUUCAAACACUGCUGGAGAGACUUCAAGCCAUGCUUUCCUGCUAGUUCAAGCAAAACAAGUCAUCACCUUCACACAGAAGUUGGAUGACAUCAACGCCAAGGAGAAGGACACUAUGGCUACCUUUGAGUGUGAGACCAACGAGCCUUUUGUCAAGGUCAAAUGGCUGAAGAACAAUGAGGAGAUCUUCUCCGGAGACAAAUACAGGAUGCACUCUGACAGAAAGGUUCAUUUUCUGUCUGUUCUGAUGAUUAACAUGAGGGACGAUGCAGAAUAUACCUGUGUGGUCAUAGAUGAUGACGUCAGGACAACUGCUAAGCUUAAUGUUGAAGGAGCUCCCCUGGAGAUACUUAAGCAGCUGGAGAGCACAGAGGUGCCAGAGACAUACUCCGGAGAAUUUGAGUGUCUUGUGUCUCGUGAGGAUGCAGAAGGCAGCUGGUUCUUUGGAGAAAAGCUGAUAUCUCCCAGCAGUAAAUACGUCAUGUCCUCCCGUCGUGGAAGACACACCCUGUCUGUCAAAGACGUCAAGAAGGAGGACCAGGGAAAAUAUACCUUCAAAGUGGGCGAGUUCAAGACAAGUGCCUCACUCAAGAUGAAAUUGCGUCCAGUAACCCUGAUGCAGCCUUUGACAGACCUGACGGUCUGUGAGGGCGAUAUUGCUCAGUUGGAGGUGAAGUUCUCCCAGGAGAAUGUUGAAGGAACCUGGAUGAAGAAUGGGCAGCCUGUCACAGCCUCCAACCGUGUCCACAUUGUUAUCGACAGACAAAUCCACAAGCUCCUGAUUGAAGACACCCACAAGGACGACUUUGGAAUGUACUCAUUUGUCGUUCCUGCUCAGGAGAUCUCAACCUCCGGAAAGCUGGUCAUUCAAACUAUCGGUGUACUGAUCCCACUGAAGGACACUCAAGCCAUUGAGGGCACCAAGGUUGUCUUGGAGACCAAGAUCUCUGCUCAGGACAUCAGCUCGGUCAAAUGGUACCACAAUGACCAACUGGUGACACCCAGUGACCGAAUCCAGAUGGUGGCAAAGGGAGCCAAGCAGCGUCUGGUCUUCAACAGGACCUAUGCCUCAGAUGAAGGACACUACAAACUGGUUGUUGGCCGAGCCGACACCAGCUGCAAAUUUACUGUUGAGACUGUCCAGAUCGUGACCCCAAUGAAGGACAAGGAGUGCUCUGAGUCUGAGAAUGUCACCUUUGAAGUCGAGGUUUCUCACCCGGGCAUUGAUGCCUUCUGGACCUUCAAAAGGCAACCGCUCAAAGCUGGCUCCAAGCAUAAGAUGGAGUCCAAGAACAAACGCCACAUCCUGACAGUCAUGAAUGCAAUGAAGGAUGAGGAGGGCGAGUACAUGUUCGCAGCUGGUGAGAAGAUGUGCAGUGCUUCUCUCACUGUAACAGGUGGUGCUAUCAGGAAGCCUCUCCGAGAUUUGGUGGUGGCUGACUCCCAGACUGCCGUGCUGGAGUGUGAAGUAGCCAACCCGUCUGCAGAGGGCAAGUGGCUGAAAGAUGGCCAGUCCGUUGAUUUCAACGAGAACGUGGUGAGCGAGGUGAAAGGCGCUGUCAGGCGCCUCGUCAUCAUCAUCACAAAAGCCACUGACAUCGGAGAGUACACCUAUCAGGUUGCCACCUCCAAGACCUCAGCCAACCUGAAAGUUGAGGCUGUGAAGGUCAAGAAGACCCUUAAGAACCUUAAUGUGGUCCAGACUCAGGAGGCUGUGUUCAGCCUGGAGCUGACCCAUGAAAAUGUGAGGGGAGCACAGUGGAUCAAGAAUGGUGUUGAGAUUCAGCCCAGUGAUAAAUACGAGAUCAAGACUGAAGGCACAGCCCACACCCUAAAGAUCAAGAACUGUACCGCACAGGACGAGUCUGUUUACUCUUUCAAACUGGGAAAACUGUCUGCAAGUGCCAGGCUGAAUGUUGAAACUAUCAAGAUCCUGAAGAAGCCAAAGGAUGUGACGUCACUGUUGGGCGCAACAGCUUCAUUCGAGGUUGGCAUCUCUGAGGACGACAUCCCUGUGAAAUGGAUGUUUAACAACGUGGAACUGAGGCCAAACGAGCACUACAGCAUACUCUCUGAGAAAAAGACCCACAAACUGGUUGUCCAGAAUGUGGACAACAGCAAAGAGGGAGUGUAUACCGCUGUGGUGGGCCACCUGCAGUGCAACGCUCGCCUCACCGUUGAGUCUCUGCGAGUCACCAAACCCAUGAAGAGCGUGGAGGUCCCAGAGACUCAGGUGGCCACGUUUGAGUGUGAAGUUUCUCACUUCAACGUGCCGUCCACCUGGCUGAAGGAUGGCGUGGAGAUCGAAAUGAGCGAGAAGUUCAGGAUCGUGGUUCAAGGAAAACUCCACCAGCUGAAGAUCAUGAACACCAGCAGGGACGACUCUGCAGAGUACACCUUCAUCUGCGGGAACGACAAAGUCUCCGCGAAGCUCACCGUUAAUCCCAUUCUAAUCACGACGAUGCUGCAGAACCUGAACGCUCAGGAGAAAGACACGGUCACAUUUGAAGUGAACAUUAACUACGAGGGAAUCACCUACAAAUGGCUGAAGAACGGCGUGGAGAUCCGAUCCACGGACAGAUGCCAGGCUCGCUGCAAACAGCUCACACACACUCUGAGCAUCAGGAACGUUCACUUUGGAGACAGUGCUGAGUACACCUUCAUGGCCGGCUCUGCAGUUACUACAGCCAAACUUUACGUUGAGGCCCGUGUGGUUGAGUUCACCAAACACCUGAGGGACCUGAAGAUCACAGAGAAGAAGAGGGCAACUUUUGAGUGUGAAGUUUCUGAACCAAACGUGCAGGUGAUGUGGAUGAAGGAUGGGCAGGAGCUGGAGAUAUCUGACAGAUAUAAAAUGACCUCGGAUGAAUUUGUGCACCGCCUGGUCCUGCCAUCUGUUCGCCUCUCUGACGCCGGAGACUACACCGCUGUGGCUGGAUCCAGCAUGUCCAAGGGCCACCUGGCAGUCGAGGGACGGGACAUCAAAAUUUCAGAGCCCGCUAGCAGGAACAUCACUGUCGUUGAGAAAGAGAGAGCGACCUUCGAGUUUGAGGUGGAUGAGGAAGAUGUGGAUGGUCGGUGGAUGAGGAACGGCGUGGAGAUCCAGUUCUCAGUAGAGGAAAGGUUCAACUAUGCCACCAUCAGGAAGCUCCACCGCCUCACCAUCUCUGAGACGUACAGGAGCGACGCCGGGGAGUACACCUUCUUAGCCGGCAGAAACAGGAGCACCAUGAACCUUCAUGUCAGAUUGCCAGAGCCUCCUCAGAUCGUCCGCCCCAUGCAGCCUCAGACGGCGAUGUCAGGUCGGUCAGUUCGCUUCUCGGUGCAGGCGUGCGGCCUCCCUCAGCCUCAGGUCACCUGGUACAAGGAUUCCCAGGCUCUGUCCACCAGCUACAAGUGCAAGUUCCUCCACGACGGAGACGAGCACACGCUGCUGCUGCUGGAGGUCUUCCCUGAAGACGCCACUGUCUACAGCUGCACGGCCAAGAACGACUACGGAGAGGCGACAAGCUCCGCCUCUCUCAAUGUGGAAGUUCCUGAGGUGGUCGAAGCUGCAGCUCGGGUCCCUCCUCCGGUCCUCAUCAUUCCUGUACAUGACAUCCUGGUCGCUGAGGGACACCGUGCCCAGUUCCAGUGCAACGUCUCUGGGGAAGAUCUGCAGGUUUCGUGGUUCUGUAAUGACAGAGAGAUCAGAGAGUCAGACAUCUUCAGGAUGUCUCAUUAUGGUGACACCUGCCAGUUGGAGAUCUCCAGAGUUCUCCAUGAGCACGAAGGAGAGUUCUCAUGUGUUGCUGCAAACUCAGCAGGAAUGGUCACAUGUGCCGCGACCUUGAAUAUUGAUGUAACUGCAGUGGAGAAGGAAUCAAUGAUUCAGGAGGAAGUGAAAGCCUUCUCUAGCUCAACCAUCACAGUGGAAGAGGAAACACAGGAGUCGUUCUACACUGGCUUAAAGUUACCAGACAAAACCAGAACACUUGAACUCAAGCCAGAGUCUAAACGCUACUCCAGCACUGUGGAGAAGAAAAAAGAAAAACCAGUUUUCCUCAGCGAACUUUCUCCUAAAGCAGCGACUGUGGGGGAAACUACUACGUUAACUGUCAAAGUGUCCGGUUUCCCUAAGCCCACUGUUCAGUGGUCCCACAACGGGCAGACCAUAACGAGUUCGUCCGUCUAUACAUUCAUUCACGAGCAAGAUGAGUAUAGCUUGGUGAUUAAUAAAGUUCAAAGGGAGUUUGAAGGAGAGUACUCCUGUACAGUCAGUAAUAGAUACGGCCAGUCGACUUGCACUUCAUAUCUGCAUGUUGAGCUGAAGGAGCCAGAAAGGGAGGAAAGAGAUGAUGAGACAUUUGAACCAACUGGGAAACCCCCAGAAUUCACUAAAACAAUAGAGUCUGUUCAGUUGUCCGAGGGAGGUCAAGCCUUCUUCAGGUACAUUGUGACCGGAGAUCCUCUCCCUGAGGUUCAGUGGCUCAAAGGCAGCUUCCACAUUCAGCCUAGUGGGUUCUGUAUCAUUGUGAGCAACCCAGAUGGAUCAGGUUUUAUUAAUAUUAAGAGUGUCAAACAAGAGCACAGUGGCAUCUACACCUGCAAGGCCUCCAACCAAUAUGGGGAGGCGUCUUGUACUGCUGAGUUGCUGGUGGUCGUGGAAACAGUUCAGGAAGAGCACACAUUGGUUAAGAAAACUAAAGGUUUGAAGAUUUCCAUGACUGAACAGUCAACAGAAUCUAGGUUACAUGAGGGAAGAACCCGAUCUGAUCAGAUGAUUUAUACUAUUAGCACCGAAGACCGGCAGAUUAUUCCAAGUGAGGAGGUGGGAACUCUCAGAGAGCUCGAUAUCUCUGCUGCCACCCUUCAUCGAGAGCAGCUUACCCACCAGGCAGCAGUGCUGCAGUCUCAUGAAAUACAGGAGAGGGUUACUUUGGCUCCCACCCACCCACCUCAGGCUUCAGCUGUUCCUAUGAAACAACUUCACAUGGCGACUUUCUUGUCUUCCGUCCACGAGAGACGAAAGAUCACUGAGCAGCACUCUGAACGAAUUCUCAGCCCUGAGGUAGUCGAACUCCAGUUAGCCAAAGAGCAGCCGUCCAAGCUGAUGUCGGCCACAUCUGAAGAGGUCCUGCCACUCACCACAGUGAGAGCUGAGGCCUUGACGGACCAGAAACCAGAGCACAUGAAGACCUUGACUGAGCCCAGGCAACUUGUUAGCAGUUACCAAAUAGAGUCUCCUCUACCUGUCCUUGAUGAAACUUCAAGCGUCCUGCACAGAUCAGAGGAAGAGAGGAGUUUCAGAAUCACAGAGGGGGUUAAGCUUUUAUACUCGGCUCAGUCUACAGCGCAGCUGCCCAUCACAGAAAGGCACUCUGAGCCUAUGCCAGCUUUAGAUGCAGCUACCAAACCCCUCACCGAGAAAGAGCAGUCUAAACCAGUGGUAGCACCAGUGAGCGAAACUAGAGUGACGUUAUCAAAAGAGCAGAAAUUUGAAAUUCACAGACUGGAGCAGGAGAGCAUCAGUCCAUGCAAAGACAUCAUAUAUAAAUCAGCUAUUGCUGCUGAAGAGAAAUAUGAAUUCCAGGCUGAACAGGCAAGGCAGGUGCCAGGUAUAGCAUCUUCUGUGAAUCUGCAGCCUCAGCGAGAGGGAGAAAGACUCCUGAACCUGCAGGUAAUCAGUGAUCAGGAUGUUUUACAGUCUGAGGGAAGGUUCAGUUGUGAAAAACCCUGUAGAGAGCAGGCAGAGGCAAGGAAAAGUCCAACUGUGUUGCAUUCAGUGACUCAAGAAGAGCAGAGAACUGUGAUUUGUGAGGCAACUUCAGAGUUUGCAGCAAAGACUGACGCCAUAUCAGCUCAGGCAAAGAAAGAGGCACCACCGACAAAAUACCUUCAGUCAGUUCAUUCUUUAUCAGUUCUACCAAAGGAAGGCUUACUUACCAUCAUUACACCCAACAAGCAGGUGGCGAUGCAGAAACAGGAGAAGGCUAGAAGACAUGCAGCUACCUCAGAAGAGAGAAGAGAGAUCACAGCAGAUUAUCACAAAGAUCUUGAUUUGACGGUGACUGGGGUUCAGUCGCAGCUUCAAACAGAGCCCAGACUAGCAAACAUCCUCAUGGUCUCCUCCCAGCCCAUGCAGAUUCCAAAGGAGACUCCUUUUACUGCUGACAUGAAGCAGCAGCGAGCACUAGUCCAAAAAGAGGAUAAUUGGAAUAUCAUGCACUCUUUGAACGUCAUAGACACUCAGCCUCUUGAGGAAGGUCACACCAUUAGUCUUGAAACUGAUGAGAAAUUCAGGCCCGAGAUGAAAGUUGAGCCCAAGAUCCCCAAAAGGCCCGUGUUCAUAGAGGAGAAGGCUGUUGCUACUGAAAGCUGUACUAUCUUAGAAGCAGCUGAGCAGGACUUUGCGGUCCAGAUCCAAGAGGGCCAGUCACUCCGACAGUCAGUGCUGCUCGAGGAGAAGCAAGUCAUUAUUGAAGAACAUUCUAGUGAGAUACAUAAAUCUACGGGCUCCUCUGUCAGCGUUGUGAUGCAGCCCAAAGGAGUUCUGUUUGUCCAUGAGUCUCAGGACACUGAAAGUCUACCUAAGGAACUCAACUUUAUCAUUCAGAUUCCCAAAUCCUCUAGUCUGAAUAUACGGCGCCAGCUCAGAGAUGCUCUUCAGUCUGCUGUGGCCAGCGACCAGUCAGUGCUGCUGGCUGAUGUUGUAGGAAGGUUAGAGGCUGUGGAGGUACAGGAAGUGAAGGUUCAGAGAGAGCCCAAACAGGUCACGAAUACUUAUCUUAUCACAGCACCAGGUGCUCCCAUAGAGAUCACACUGUCUUUUGAGGGUGAAUACCCUCAGACUGCUGACCUCAGGUCUGAACUCCAGGUAGCCCUGCAUGCUAUGGUUUUCCAGGAGCAGCAAAGUCUUACAUCAGAGCAAUCAGGCACCAUGCAGAUUGAAAAGCCUCAGAGAGCGCUAGUCAGGUCAGCACCCUCUAAAGAGGUGUUGUCAUCUGUGGUGGACACUGUGAUUGUGGCAGAGAGUGCAGUUGGUUUUCCUCCUGCCAUGUCUCAGUCUGCAGCCAUCAAAACUGAGGACAGGGCGUCCUUCGAAAGUGCAACAGUUCAGAGUCAGUCUGAGAUCCGACAGUCUGAGCAGGUAAGCAGGAAGAAAGUAAAGGUACAGAGGGAUGUCUCCGCUGCUGAAGCAACUGCCACUGUCCCUGUGGGCCAGGUUCCUGUUGAACAAUGCAUGGACAUUUUUGUCCAAAGAGAAACAAGAGAGGAGUAUCUCUCAGAGGCAAUCAUGAUCAGUGAGUCCUCAGACAGUCUGGUAGAUUAUCCUGUCGUCGUUAACUCUCUGGAAGAAGUUUACACUGAGGAAAACAGCAAGGCCAUUUUUACUGCCACCAUCAAGUAUGUCACCAAAGUAAACUGGUUUUUCAAUGGGCAAUUGGUGAAAUCUGGCAAAGAGUUCAAGUGUUCUAAAGACCACAACACAUACACACUAGUUGUCAACAAAGUUGUCAAGGAGAGGCAUCAAGGAGAAUAUGUCUGUGAGGCUGAGAAUGAAGUCGGCAAGACGACAACAUCUUCAAGACUCACUGUGGUCUCAAGAGUGAAACCUGUGUUCAGGCACAGAAUUGUCCCUAUGGAGAUCAACAUUGGCAACAGUGCCAAGUUUGAAUGUGAAACCGAGGACGCUCCGAAUGUGAGCUUCAAGUGGUACAAAGAUGGGCAGUCCAUCAAAGAGGGUGAUAAGUACAGGAUUAUCAGUCGCUUCAGAACUUCCUCUCUGGAGCUUCUGGCCCCCACCAAGGAGGACAGUGGUGAAUACACCUGCAAGGCGUCCAAUCAACAUGGCAGUGAUGAAUGCUCCGCCUCUCUCAGUGUGACAGAGCAAUAUCCUCCUGCCUUUGUAACUAAACCUGACCCUCAGACUGUGUAUGUUGGUAAGAGGGCAAUGAUACAGUGUGUAAUAACAGGAUCUGCUCCUCUGAAUGUUGUCUGGCUCAAAGACAAUCAGGACUUACCCAAAGUGCCUGCACAAUACCAAACCUUUUGUGAAAAGAACAAACACAAUCUUGAGAUAACCACACUUGAGGCAGCUGACAGGGGGCUUUAUGUUUGCAAAGUGUCUAAUAAUGUUGGGACGGCUGAGUGCAGCAUGGAGCUGCGUGUCAUUGAUAAGCCCAACUUUGUAAAGCCUCUGGGUCCUGUCGCUGCUGUGGUUGGAGCUCCUCUGCAUCUGGAGUGUCAGGUGGAUGAGGACACUGGAGUAAAUGUCACCUGGACCAGAGAUGGUAGAAAAGUCCACCAAUCUCCAGACUGUAAACUGUCUUUUGAGGAUAAGACAGUGACCCUUGAUAUCAUAAAGACAACACUGAAAGAUUGUGGAAAUUUUGUGUGUACGGUGGCAAAUGAAGCCGGGAGCGCAACAUGCUCCACUUCGGUGAAGGUACAAGAGCCACCAGUCUUUGUAAAGAGGCUGGAAGCCGCCACAGUCUGGAAGCAAGGCAGCACUUCACGACUGCAGUGCACCAUCAAAGGAUCCCCUGAACUUCACACCACCUGGUUCUUUAAUAACAGUGAGCUGUCUGCUGGAGGCAGAUACAGCAUCAGUCUGAAGAAUGGUGUGGCCACUCUUGAGAUACAAGAAGUCAUGUUGAGUGACAGUGGAAACUACACCUGCGAGGUUCUCAAUGAGUCUGGCUGUGAAAGUUGUAGCACUAAAGUAACAGUGAAAGAGCCACCAUCUUUCAAAAAAGAGCCGCUCUCCAUAGAGGCGGUCAGAGGAUCUGUGGCUGUGUUGGCGUGUGAACUAUCAGGUUCUUCACCAUUCGAGGUGUCUUGGAAAAAGAAUAAGAAACGCCUGAACACAGAUAAGAAGUACAGGAUAAUGUCACAGGGAGCCGUCACCUCUCUGGAGAUCCACUCAUUCGAGAGUGCUGACACAGGGGAAUACGAAUGUGUCGUAUCAAAUGAGGUCGGGUCAGUGACCUCAAAGUCUGUGGCUAAACAGAAAGAACCACCUAUGUUCUCAAAGAGGAUUGAGAGUGCUACAGCAGUGUUGGGAAAUACAGUGAAGCUACAGGGAACCCUAAAAGGCUCAGCUCCCAUAACAGUCAAAUGGAUGAAAGACUCUGAGCUGCUAAGAGAUGACGAUCCAAACGUCAAAAUGAAAUAUGAGAACAACAUCACAAGCAUUUCCUUCUCCUCUGUUGAGAUAAAACACAGUGGCAAGUACACUUGCGUCGCUGAAAAUGAGGCAGGACAGCAGAAGUGUGAAGCAGUCUUAACGGUUCAAGAACCUGCUAGGAUCUUAGAGAAAGCAGCGUCCAUCAGUGUGACGACAGGGGAUUCGGCCACAUUGGAGUGCACCAUCUCUGGAAGCCCAGAGCUCAAAGUAAAAUGGUUUAAAGAUGGUAAAGAGAUGAUCAGUGGCCGUAAAUAUAAGAUGAUGGUGAAGGAGAACACUGCCACCUUAAAGAUCCUCACAGCAGAGAAAGGAGACACUGCAGAGUACAAGAUGGAGGUGUCCAAUAAAGUUGGAAAAGAUCAGAGCACAUGCUCAGUCACUGUGAUAGGUCGUGCAGUUCCACCAUCCUUCACUAAAGCUCUUAAGAAAGUGGAUGGGAGGAUCGGUAGUAACAUUACCUUGGAAUGCAGAGUUUCUGGAUCUCAGCCAAUGGUUGUUUCUUGGUACAAAGACAAUCAAGAAAUCCACAGUGAUGACAAAUAUAAGCUUGAUUUCAGUGGGAGUACAGCUUCUGUACUGAUAACAGGCCUGGAUCAAAGUGAUGGUGGAGUUUACACCUGCCAGGCCUCUAAUGAUGCUGGGGAAAAAGAAACCAGUGGCACUUUGUCCAUCAAAGAACCUCCAGUCUUCACCGUGAAACCUGAAUCCCAGGACGCUUCACCAGGAUCAAACGUUGUCAUGAAAUCAACCUUUACAGGAUCAGCUCCUCUGGCUGUUAAAUGGUUCAGAGAGGAGAAAGAGGUUUUCACUGGGGGAAAAUGUUUCAUAAAGAAAGAUUCCUCUUCAAGCUCCUUGGAGCUUCACUCUGUGAAACCUAGCGACUCUGCUAAGUACACUUGCCAAGUGUCCAAUGAUGCUGGGAGGGUGGACUGCACUGCAUUACUCUUUGUAAAAGAAGCCCCAACAUUUACAAUGAAGCUGGAGCCUUCACAGCUGCUAAGAACUGGACAGCCCCUGAAUUUGUCCUGCAAAGUGCAGGGUACCCCUGUCAUUAGCAUCAUGUGGUUUAAAAAUGGCUCAGAAAUCAUUUCAGACCACAGACACACUAUGUCCUUCGACAGCUCAAUAGCAACUCUGGAUGUAGAGAACUGCUCUGUAGAGGACGGUGGUGAUUAUGUCUGUGCGGCGUCCAGCGAGGCCGGCAGAGACCAAUGCAGCAGCUCAGUAACAGUGAAAGAGCCUCCAGUGUUUGUGAGGUCGUUUGAAUCAACUGAGCAUGUGAAAGGAUCCGAUAUUAUCUUGGAAGGAACCGUGUCAGGUUCUGCUCCAUUUGAAAUAAGUUGUUUCCUCAAUGAUAAGCCAAUCAGAAACGACUCAAGGCAUCAAAUCAGUGUGGAAAAUGACACAGUCACUGUUCAGAUUUCAAACUGUGCAACCGGAGACGCUGGGAUGUAUCAGUGCACUGUUGCAAAUGAUGUUGGGGAGACAUCUUGCUCUUGCCAGAUAUCAUUGAAAGAACCACCAUCAUUUGUUCAGAGACUAGAGGAUAUGUCCUGCAUGGUGGGCUCUGAAAUCUCUCUGAAGUGCAUGUUGUCUGGAUCACUUCCCAUGACUUUCUCCUGGAUCAAGGAUGAUCAUGAGCUCACAGAAGACGAGCAUGUUAAGAUGUCCCAUGAAACUAAAAGUGCCAUUUUGAAUUUGAAAAAUGCUCAGUUAUCACACGGCGGGAAAUAUGUGUGUCAGGCACAGAACAAAGCUGGGACUCAGAGAUCUGCUGCCGUGCUCAUUGUGACAGAGCCAGCAAAUAUUUCAGAACAUGCAAAGUCCAUCAGUGUAACCCAGGGUGACCCAGCCAGGCUUGAAUGCAGAUUCUCAGGCACCAAACCUCUCAAGUCCAGAUGGAUGAAGGCAGGGAAGGAGCUGACUUCAGACCACAGAUACAGAAUACAGAGCACAGACUCCAGCUCUGUGCUCAAUAUUAUCAGAACAGAGGAAGGGGAUAGUGGUGAAUAUACCUGUGAGGUUUCUAAUGUUGCUGGCUUCAGUUCUUGUGAAGCAUCAGUUACUGUCUUAGAACCACCACGCAUUCUUGAAAAGCCUGAAUCCAUGAAUGUUUUGCCUGGGUCAAAGGUUCUGUUUAAUGUUCGUGUUUCUGGCACACCACCGCUGACCAUCAAAUGGUUUACAAAUAAGAAAGAAAUUUUAUCAGACUCUGACUGCUUGGUGACCAAAGACAACAUCUCAAGCUCACUGGAGCUCUUCUUUGCCAAAACCUCUGACUCUGGAGACUUUAUGUGUGAAAUACAGAAUGAUGUCGGUUCCACUUCAUGUCAGGCAUCACUCUUUGUGAAAGAACCCCCCUCUUUCAUUGAGAAACCUGAGGGCGUGUCAGUAGUAAGAGUAGGAGUAAGGAAGGUGUUUGAGUGCAAGGUUGCUGGUACUCCAGAGAUCUCUGUGCACUGGUUCAGAGAUGGAGUUGAGAUUCUCCAAAGUGACAAAUACAAGAUGUUGUUUGUCAACUCUGUAGCCUCCUUAGAAAUUUGUCAAGUUAGUGAACAUGACAGCGGGAAAUAUUUCUGCGAGACUUGCAAUGAAGCUGGUACAGAGAGUUGCCCUGUUGAGCUUGAAGUGAAAGAGCUUCCUAUGUUUGUUGAGGAGUUGACGUCUCUUGAAGUUGUUAAAGGGUCCACAGCAGUGUUUGCUUGCACAGUGGAAGGAAGUUCUCCAUUUAAGGUCACAUGGUUCAAAGAUAAAAAGCCAAUCAAAUCCAGCCAAAGGUAUAUUAUCAUUGACGGUGAAAAAGUGGGCUUGAAAAUCCAGGACUGUAGAGAGGAAGAUGUUGGCACUUAUCAAUGCAUGGUAGCCAAUGAGGUUGGAAGUUGCACUGGCUUUGCAGCUUUAUCUCUGAAAGUGCCUCCAGCAUUUGUAAAGAAGAUAGAGAAUGUCUCCACCAUUCUGGGUGAUGUCGCGGUCUUUCGCUGUGUGGUGAAAGGUUCUCUGCCUCUCUCUAUACAAUGGCAAAAAGAUGAGAAGUGGAUCCCAGAGGAUCCAAAGACUGAGAGAGGGUUUGAGAACAAAGAGGCCACUCUCAGGAUUCCUGCCUGUGAGCCAACUCAUGGCGGGAAAUAUACCUGCCAGGUGGUAAAUGAAGCCGGGCAGGACAAAUGCUUUGCCACUCUUGUAGUGCAAGAACCACCUACGAUCCAAGAGAAGCCAGAGGUAGUCAAAGUAACGUGUGGGGAUCUGGUUAGUCUUGAGUGCAGGGUAGCUGGGACUCCUCAGAUCCAUGUAAGAUGGACCAAAGAUGGUAUAGAGCUCCACUCAAGCAGAAAACAUCAUCUGUGCUAUGAGAACAACCUGAGCAGUCUUCAUAUACAGUCCUCUCAGCUGGAGGACAGCGGCGAGUACCUGUUUGAAGCUACAAACUCUGUUGGGUCUUGUAGCUGUAAAGUCAUGCUGGUUGUUUUAGAUGAGGUCAGUCCUCCAACGUUCAUUAGGAAAUUAACAAACGUUCAAGCAGUUAUGGGCUCAGUGGUUAUGAUGGAGUGCAAAGUGGCUGGUUCUCUUCCAUUAUCAGUUGAAUGGAGCAAAGGGAAACAAAAGAUCACCAAGAGCUCCAAAUAUAAACUUCUGCACAUUGACAAUACAAUCUCACUGGAGUUAAAGCUGACAGAGAGCACUGAUACAGGAGAGUACUCCUGUAGAGUUACCAACAAAGCAGGCAACUGUGUGUGCAGUGGAGUUCUCACAGCUAAAGUGCCACCAAGCUUUGUAGCUGAGCCUGAGUCUCAGGCUGUCACUCCAAAGUCUACUGUACUCUUCAGAAGUGUCUUUGAAGGGACACCUCCGUUUGCAAUCAAAUGGUUCAAGGGUGACAUGGAACUCAUCACAGGGCCGUCAUGUACAAUUAGACUGGAGAAAUAUUCUUCCUCUGUAGAGCUCUACUCAGUCGGGACUCUGCAAUGUGGGAUUUAUUCUUGCCACAUUAGCAACGACGCAGGAGCAGUGAAAAGUGCAGCAGAGUUGUUGGUGAAAGAACCUCCUCAGUUUGUUGUGAAACUGCCUCCCACUACCUUUGUGAAGCAGUGCGAGGGACACCGUUUUGAAUGCAAGGCCACCAGCUCACACUGCCUGAAUAUGUGUUGGUACAAAAACAACCAAAAGAUAACCGACGGAGGCAACUAUAAAAUAAUGUGUGUUGACUCGACUGCGUACCUCCAGCUGCAGAGUGCAAGAUUUGAGGAUAAUGGAGCCUACAUCUGUGAGGCUCAUAACGAUGCGGGCAGUGCAAGCUGCAGCACCAUUCUCACGGUUCAAGAGUCCCCAUCCUUUAUUAAAACCCCAAGCCCAGUGGAGGGCAUUAAUGGGAAAGAUGCCAGCCUGCACUGUGAGAUGUAUGGCACUCCACCUUUCCAGUUUAACUGGUACAAAGACAAAAGGCCACUAAAGGAGAGUAGGAAGUAUAAGAUGGUCAGUGAGGGCAGCUCUGCAACACUUCACAUUAUUAAACUGGAGCAGGAUGACGCUGGUCUUUAUGAGUGCAGGGUGUCAAACAAUGUAGGAAGUGAAUCCUGCCACACUACCAUUACCCUGAAAGAACAACCAGCGUUUGUCAAGAAACUGGUCGACCAGUCUGUGAGAGUCGGUGAGCAGCUGAUACUGACAGCUACAAUAAAAGGCUCUGAACCUCUGACUGUGUCCUGGGUUCAGGACAAAGAUCACAUCCUCAGAGACGGUGACAACAGGAGGAUCACCUUUGAGAACAAUGUGGUUACUCUUGUAGUGCCCAAGGCUGAGUCAACCACAGCUGGUAAAUACACCUGCCAGCUGAGGAAUGACUCUGGGGUUGUAGAGUCCGUCUCCCAAGUGACUGUUCUAGAACCUGCUGCUAUUGUGGAUAGCCCAGAGUCUUUGAAUGUGAAGUCAGGAGAAAAUGCAGCUCUUGAGGUCACAGUGUCUGGCUCACCAGAACUGAGAGUUAAGUGGUUUAAAGAUAACAAAGACCUCUCUGCUGGUGCCAAGUAUCAGAUGUCCUUCACAAAGAAGGUUGCCACCCUGAGGAUUCGAUCUGCUGACAAAGCAGAUGCUGGAGAAUACAAAUUAGAGGUUACAAACCAUGUCGGUCAAGCCUCUUGCAAAACUAAGCUAUCUAUCUCAGAUAAAUUGAUUCCACCAAGUUUCAUAAGGAAGCUGAGAGACACCCACCUUGUUGUGGGUAAGCCUGGUGAAAUGGAGUGUAAGGUUACCGGCUCUUCUCCUUUAACAACUUCCUGGUUCCACAACGGCCAGGAGAUCAAAACUGGACCAAACUAUGACAUUAGCUGCACUGAUAAUAACUGCAAACUGAGAGUUCCAACUAUCAGGAUAUCGGAUUCUGGCAAAUACACAUGUAAAGCUGUAAAUUCUGCAGGAACCAGCGAGACAAGUGCUUCGAUGAAUGUGACAGAACCUCCAUCUUUUGUGGAAACGCCUGAGGCGAAGGAAACAUUGCCUGGCGAAAAAGUGUCUUUCUCAGCUAAAGUGAAAGGCAGUGCCCCCCUGAAAGUGAAAUGGUUCAGGGGAGCCAAGGAAAUGCAGCACGGAAGAGGCUGCGAGAUCGCCCUGAAGGACGAUGUCGCCACUUUAGUGCUUAACAGAGUUGAACAGUCCCACGCUGGCGAGUACACCUGCCAGAUCAUUAAUGAUGCAGGGAAGGAAAGCUGCCCAGUUCAGCUGUUUGUAAAAGAACCAGUCCACUUUGUGAAGAAGCUGAGGGACAUUUCCUCUGAAAAGGGCAAGCCUCUAAGGCUUGAGGUCACAUUUGCUGGAACUCCCAGGGUAAAUGUGUCCUGGAAGAAGGACAGAAAACUCCUCUGGCCUUCAUAUCAGUACAAUGUGAUCACCACUGACACCUCCUGCAUCCUGGAGGUUCUUAACUCUGACAGGAUGGAGGCAGCCGGAAGAUACUCUUGCGAAGUAGACAACGGAGUUGGAAGUGACAGAUGCGAAGCACAAGUGUCAAUUCUAGAACGACCAUACUUUGUUGAAACGAUGGAGCCAGUGGAGGUAACUGUUGGUGAGCCAGUUACCCUGAAAUGCCGUAUUGCGGGAACUCCUGACAUCUCUGUAGCUUGGUUCAAAGCUGAUGGAAAGGUGCGCAAGUCCAACACUUGCUCAAUGGACUUUACAAACGGUGUUGCCACUUUACAGCUGAUCAAAACAACCAAGUUUGAUCACGGAGAAUAUAUCUGCAGGGCUGAGAACCGGAUUGGUUCAGCAUCCACCAGCUGUAAUGUGACAGUGAAAGAACCUGUGCGUUUUAUCAAGAAGCUGGAGGAAGAUACUUUCAUAGUUGGUCAGCCACUGAAAUUAGUCUGCACGUACGCCGGAAGCCAGAGGGUCUAUGUCACCUGGAAGAAGGACGACAAGCUGAUUUGGGCCUCUUAUCAGUACAAUGUUAGAACUACUGAUUCAACCUGCAUUCUGGAGGUCCUCAACAGCGACAAGCUUGAGGCAGCUGGAAAAUACACUUGCGAAAUUUCCAACGGAGUUGGAACUGACGUCUGCCAUGCUUGUAUUAGCCUAGAACCUGUUCACUUUGUGAGAAAACUGAGAAACACCUUCUAUAAAAUUGGCUACCCAUUUACGCUGGAGUGCACAUUCACUGGCAGCCAGAGGAUUUAUGUCAGCUGGAUGAAGGAUGGAAAACCCAUCUGGGCGUCUUACAAAUACAAUGUCAAAACCGCCAACUUCUCCACCACCCUGGAAGUUCUCAACAGCGACAAACCUGUAAGCUUCCUAAAAAAGCUGGAAGACACCACUUUCAGACUCGGCCAGCCCCUGUCGCUAUACUGUGCUUACAGUGCCAGCCCUAGGGUCUAUGUGAGCUGGAGAAAGGAUGGCAAACCAAUCUGGGCCUCCUACAAGUACAACGUAAAGACCACAGAUAACUCCUGUGUUUUGGAGCUCCUCAACAGUGACGGGCUAGAUGCAGCAGGGAGAUACUCCUGUGAAAUUUCUAACUCUGAGAACACUGCUGUCUGCCAUGCACAGGUCAAACUAGAGUCCGCUCGCCUCAGGAAGCUGGAAAACACCACAUUCAGAGUCGGUCAACCACUGACGCUUAGAGUUGCAUUCAGGGGUAGCCAAAGAGUGAAUGUGAACUGGAAAAAAGACGGCAAACUGAUCUGGGCCUCUUAUCAGUACAAUGUGAAGACCACAGACUGCAGCUGCAUUCUGGAUGUCCUCAACAAUGACAGAGAAGAGGCUCGUGGAAGAUACACUUGUGAAAUUUCCAAUGCCGAGGGCUCCGAUAACUGCCAUGCUUAUGUCAAACUAGAACCUGUACAAUUUGUCAAGAAACUAGAGGACAUCUGCCAUGAGCUGGGUAAACCUUUGAGACUGGAGUGCACUUACACUGGCAGCCAGAGGGUCUACGUGACCUGGAAAAAAGACGGCAAACUCGUCUGGGCUUCUCACCAGUACAAUGUCAAAACCACUGACUCUUCGUGCAUUCUGGAUAUCCUCAACAGCGACAGAGCUGCAGCCGCGGGGCAGUACACUUGCGAAAUUUCCAAUGCAGAAGGAACUGACACCUGUCAUGCUCAUGUAAAAAUAGAGCGCAAAAUCCCUCCAAACAUCAUCAAGAAGCCCUCCGAGUCCAUGGUGGAUUCAGUGGGUAAAACUGUGACAAUGGAGGCUCGGGUGUCUGGAUCCCAGCCCUUGAACAUCAUGUGGUACAAGGACAACAAUGAAAUCUCUGCUUCCAACAAAUAUGACAUCAGCUUCAAGAACAACAUUGCUGUGCUGUGUGUCGGAGACUCCACCACCUCUGACAGCGGGGUGUACACCUGUGAGGUCUCCAACGAAGCUGGAAGAGCUUCUUGUCCAGUUUCUCUCACUAUUUCAGAAACUGGGCAGGCACCAAAGUUUGACGUCCGUCUGGAGCCGGCAUCGGUCAACGAGGGGGAGAAGCUGAGCCUUAAAUGCCACGUCAGCGGCUCUGCUCCUCUGAGCAUCCAGUGGAUGAAGGACAGACGGGAGCUUAAGUCCAGUGGAAAUACCAAAAUCACCUUUGUUGGUGGGAUGGCUUGCCUGGAGAUCAGCUCAGUCUCAAAGACAGACGCAGGGGAUUACCUCUGCAAGGCCAGCAACGCUAUUGGCAGUGACUUCUGCAAGUCCAGGGUCACUGUGAGAGACAAAGGAACCAAGGUUGCACCUGCUGAGGCCCCCACCCCAGCUGCAGCUGCUCCGGUCAAAAGGCUUGACAACCUGUUCUUCAUUGAGGAGCCCAAGAAUGUUUCUGUCACAGAGAAGGGCACCGCUACCUUCAUUGCGAAGAUCGGUGGCGACCCAAUCCCCAGCGUAAAGUGGAUGAAGGGCAAAUGGAGGCAGAUCACUCCAGGUGGUCGUAUCUCUAUUGAGCAGAAGGGCCAGAACGCCAAACUGGAGAUCAGAGAGGUGACCAAGUCUGACUCUGGUAACUACAGAUGUGUCGCCACCAACAAGCAUGGAGAGAUUGAGUGUAGCGCUGAUAUGGAGGUCACCAAGAAGGAAGAAGUGGAGGGUAUCGGAGACAUGAGGACCAGACUGAAGAAGACUCCCUCCAAGCAGAAGAGCCCCAAGAAAGAUGAAGAGGUCGAUAUUGUGUCGUUGCUGAGAGGUCAUGACCCCAAAGACUAUGAGAGGAUACUGCGAGAACAUGGAAUCCACGACUACCGGGCCAUCCUGCAGGCCGUUGAGUUCCUGAAGAGGGAGAAGGAGAUGGAGACUGGAAAAGUGGAGGUGGAGCAUGGUGGUCGGGUUGAAGAGGAGGUCAUGGCCCAACUCAUCCAGCAGCUGGAGGGACGUGUCAGCACUGAGCCAGUCUCUGUACUGGAGGACAUCACCGACCAGAUGAUCACUGAGAACCAGAGCGCUACCUUUGAGUGCCAGAUCAGGAUCAACUACCCAGAGAUCACUCUGACCUGGUACAAGGGCACCCAGAAACUGGACAACAGCGACAAGUACGACAUCAGCAGCGUGGGCGACCGCCACUCUCUGAAGAUCAAGAACUGCCAGGUCAAAGAUCAGGGCAACUACCGAGUGGUGUGUGGUCCUCACAUCUCCAACGCCAAACUGACUGUCACAGAAGAGAAAAAACCCGUAGAAGAAAUUGUUGAGAGGACUCAUGUCGGGCAGAGAGAAGAAAUCCCUAAAGUCCCUGAGGUUUACGGGAGACCAGAGGAGAAACCCUCUGAGCCUGCAGCUCCACCUUCAGCUCCAGUCAAAGUACCUGAAGUAAAGAAGCCACAGCCUGAGGCUCCUGCCACUGCUCCACCUCGUAGGGAGGAACCUGCAGCCCCAAAAGGUAAAGUUUAUGGCAGAUCUGUUAACCUUGAAGAACCCUCAGUAUACACCAAACCUGAACCUGAACCAGAGAUAGUUCCCAGAGAGGUCACUCCUGAACCUUAUCAACCCAAGCCAAAGACGGCAGAGCCAAAAAUGGUUCCUCCUGAGCCUAAAGUGACACCUCAUAAACUGGCAGCACCUGAGCCCAAAGUGACACCUCAUAAACCGGCAGUACCUGAGCCCAAAGUGACACCUCAGAAACCAGCGGAACCUGAGCCCAAAGUGACACCUCAGAAACCUGCAGAACCUGAGCCCAAAGCGGCCAAAAUUAAGCCUGAACCUGAAGCACCAAAGGUUGAAACUGUCAAGAAAGCACCAGAAGUUCCUAAACCGAGAGUAUCUCCCCUAGAGGAGAAGAAGCCAUCUGCACCAGUACCAAAGCCUGUACCUGCUCGUCCUGCUCCUGCAGAGAAAGUAGCACCUGCAGUGUCUCCUCCAGUGGAGAAGAAGCCAUCUACACCAGCACCAAAGCCCUCAGCUCCUGCUCCUACUGCAGCCAAAGUUGCUCCUCCUGCAGUGUCUCCUCCAGAGGAAAAGAAACCAUCUCCUUCGACACCAAAGCCUCCAGCAGAAAAAGUUGUUCCUCCUGCAGCUCCAGUUGCAGCAGUGGAGAAGAAACCCUCUCCACCAGCCGUAAAAGCUGAACCCUCUCCUGUAUCGGAGGAAAUCUCUCCACCUGAAGACAAGGGACCAGUUUCAGCACCUGGACCAACUAAAGAUGGAAAACCAUCAGAGGAGGCACCAAAAGGCAGAGGCCGAGGAUUUGGGGCAAGACAAACCCCAUCACCUGGCGAUGGUGGCAGGGGCCGGGGCCUGAGGCCUGGUGGAAAGGGCCCAUCGCCUCCAGAGGAUCCCUUCGGAGGAUUCAAGCUAAAAGCCGUCCCUCUGAAGUUCAUCAAGAAGCUUCAGGACAUCGUGCUGAAGGAAGCCGAGUCUAUUGGCUCGGCUGCUGUGUUUGAUUGUCAGGUCUCACCUUCUACCGCCAUCACUUCAUGGAUGAAAGAUGGCAGCAACCUGCGUGAGGGCCCCAAGCACAAGUUCACUUCUGAUGGCAAGGAUCGCAAGUUGAACAUUAUUGAUGUCCAGCUGUCCGACACUGGUGAAUACACCUGUGUGGCCAAGAACGCUGGCAAGGAAGUAACAUGCACAGCCAAGCUCAUUGUUGAAGAACUGCCUGUGAAAUGGCUGAAGGAGCUGGAACCAGAGACAUCAUGUAUGAAGGGUCAGCCUAUGUACCUGACCUGUGAGCUGAACAAGGAGAGAGAUGUGAUCUGGAAGCGUAACGGCGCAAUCCUGAAGAAACAGGCUGGAAAAGUGGCCAUUAAUGUCAUUGGUAUGCAGCACGCUGUGACCAUUCAGAACUCCACUGAUGAAGAUUCGGGCGACUACACGUGUGAGGUAGACGGACAGGAGGAAGUCAAGACUACAACCAACGUCAAAGUGAUUGAAAUCAUCAAAGACUGGCUGGUGAAGCCCCUGAGAGACCAGCAUGUGAAACCAAAGGCCAAGGCCACAUUCAAAUGUGAGCUCUUCAAGGACACUCCCAACUGGAAGUGGUUCAAAGGAGACAACGAGCUCACUCCUUCAGACAAGGUGGAGAUCAACAAAGAUGGAAAGGACAUGACACUGACCAUUAAGAACUGUCAGCCCGAAGACGUGGCAGAGUACACCAUCGAGGUGGAGGAUCGCAGAUACUCAGCGAAACUGACACUUGGAGAGCGUGAGGCCGAGAUCCUGAAGCCUCUCGCCAGCGUGGAGGUGGUUGAGAAGGAAGAAGCCAACUUUGACACUGAAAUAUCUGAGGAUGAUGUGGCUGGUGAAUGGAAGCUGAGAGGCCAGGUGUUGACCAGAUCUCCGACCUGCGACAUUAAAGCUGAGGGAAAGAAACGUUUCCUCACGUUGAAAAACGUGCAGCUGGAUCAGGCUGGUGAAGUGUCGUACCAGGCCCUGAACGCCAACACCAGCGCCAUGCUCACCGUCAAAGAGAUCGAAAUGGGCUUUGUUGACCUGUUGAAGGACAUUUCUGUGCCUGAAAAGAAACAGGCUAAGUUUGAAUGCACCAUCACCAAGGAUGUGGCAAAGGUCAUGUGGUUCAGGGGGGCGGAGAUCGUCACCCCGAGCCCUAAAUAUGAAAUUAUUGACGAUGGAAAGAAACACAUGCUGAUCAUAAACAGCUGUGAGUUUGACGAUGAGGCUCAGUACACCAUCGAAGUGUUGGGCCAGAAAUCGGCCGCUCAGCUGGUGGUGGAAGGCAUGAGGCUGAAAUUUGUCCAGCAGCUUCAGGACCAAACAGUCAAAGAAGGUAAAACGGCUCGGUUUGAGCUGGAGCUGACUCACGAGAACGUGCCGGUGGUUUGGUACCGAAACGAAGUCAAACUCCACGUGAGCCGCACAGUGCUCACGCACGUGGAAGGAAAGAGACACACUCUAGAAAUGAGGACGUUGUCUCUAGAUGAUACCUGCCAGAUUAAGGCAGAGGCCAAAGGAAUUUACUCGAUGGCCAAACUGACUGUGAUAGAGGGCGACCCCAUCUUCGUGGUGAAGCUGCAGGACUACACCGCCACAGAGAAGGACGAGGUGACCCUGGACUGUGAACUGAGCAAAGAUGUCCCCGUCGUCUGGUACCACGAAGAGACGGAGAUCAUCGCCUCCAAGAUGGUGGUCAUGAGGUGCGAGGGCACACGCAGGUCUUUGGUCCUGAAGAAGGUGGAGCAGAGCGAUAAAGGGAAAUACGUAUGUGACUGUGGAACAGACAAGACCUCAGCCAACAUCAAUAUUGAAGCUCGUGACAUCAAGGUGGUUCGGCCGAUUUACGGCGUGGAGCUGUUUGAUGGAGAGACGGCUCGUUUCGAGGUGGAGAUCUCGGAGGACGACGUCCGCGGCCAGUGGAAGCUGAACGGAGAAACUCUCAGUCCUUCCUCUGAUGUUGACAUCAUUGAGGAGGGAGCGAAGCACACACUGAUCCUGUACAACUGCAAAGUGUCCAUGACCGGUGAGGUGGCAUUCGCCGCCGCUAACGCCAAAUGUUCUGCUAACCUGAAGGUCAAAGAGCUUCCUCUGAACUUCCUCACUCCGCUGAGCGACGUUCAGGUGUACGAGAAGGACGAAGCAAGGUUCGAGCUGGAGGUGUCCAGAGCUCCGAAGACGUUCCGCUGGCUGAAGGGUUCGCAGGAGCUGCAGAGCGACGACAAGUACGAGAUGAUCCAGGAAGGAAACAUGUACGUUCUGAUGAUCCGCUCGGCCGCCUACGACGACGAGGCCAAGUACAUGUUUGAGGCAGAGGACAAGAGGACGACUGGCAAACUGGUCAUUCAGGGUAUUCGUUUGGAGUUUGUCAAACCAAUUAAGGACGUGACGGUGAAGGAGCGGGAAACAGCCGAAUUCAGUGUUGAACUCUCCCACGACAAGAUCCCGGUGGUCUGGUACAAAAACGACGUCCGUCUGCACCCGAGCAAGGUGAUGCACAUGUCGGAUCAUGGAAAGAUCCACACGCUGGCCUUCAAGGAGGUCACCAUCGACGACACCUCCAUGAUCAGAGUGGAGGCCAUGGACAAGACUGUGACCGCCAUGCUCAACGUCAUCGAGGGCGACCUGUAUUUCACCACCAAGCUGCACAACUACACGGCCGUGGAGAAAGACGAGGUGAAGCUGGUCUGUGAGCUGAGCAAGGCCGUCGCCGACGUCAAGUGGUUCAAGGACGGGAAGGAGAUCACUCCCUCCAAGAACAUCGCCAUCAGCACCGACGGCAAGAAGCGCAUCCUGAUGGUCAGGAAGGCGGAGAAGGCCAACAUCGGCGCAUACACCUGCGACUGUGGCUCAGAUAAAACCACAGCCAACCUCAACAUUGAAGAGCGCGACAUCAAGGUGGUCCGUCCCCUGUACAGUGUGGAGGUCACAGAGACAGAGACAGCCAAGUUUGAGACAGAGAUUUCAGAGGAGGACGUCCAUGGAAACUGGAAACUGAAGGGAGAAGCCCUGCACCAGUCUGCUGACGUUGAGAUUAAGGAGGAAGGAACCAAACACAUGCUGAUCCUCUAUAACGUCCGGAUGGACAUGGCAGGAGGCGUCGACUUCUCAGCCGCCAACGCCAAGUCCAAUGCUCAGCUCAGAGUGAAAGCUCGGUCCAUCGGCCUGAUGCGUCCUCUGAAGGACGUGACGGUGACGGCUGGAGAGACAGCGACCUUCGAGUGCGAGCUGUCGUACGAAGGCAUCGCGGUGGAGUGGUUCCUGGGAGGACAGAAGAUGGAGGCCAGUGACCGGGUAAAGACUCGUGUGGCGGGUCGGGUUCACGCUCUGACCGUCAGAGAUGUGAAACUGUCGGAGGCUGGUGAGGUCAAACUGACCGCUAAAGACUUCCAGACUCAGGCUCAGCUCAUUGUCAGAGAGCCGCCGGUGGAGUUCACAAAGCCGCUGGAGGACCAGACGGUGGAGGAGGAGGCCACCGCCACGCUGGAGUGUGAAGUUUCCAGAGAGAACGCAGAGGUACGAUGGUUCAGAGAAGGACAGGAGAUCAGAAAGACCAAGAAGUACGACUUGAUUGUCGACGGACGCAAGAGAGCGCUGGUCAUCCACGGCUGCUCUCCGGAAGACGCCAAGAUGUACACAUGCGACGCCAAAGAGUUCAAGACGUCCUGUUUCCUGGAGGUUACACCUCCUCAUGUGGAGAUUACAAAGCCUUUGCAGGAUGUGGAGGUCAGAGAGAAGGAAUCUGCCAAGUUUGAAUGUGAAGUGUCCCGCGAGUCCGCCAAGGUGCGUUGGUUCAAGGAUGGAAGCGAGAUCAGGAGAGGAAAGAAGUACGAGAUCACGGCUAAGGGAGUCCAGAGGAUCCUCAUCGUCCACAAGUCAGUGUUUGACGAUGAGGCAGAGUACGAAUGUGACGCCAGAACCUCCAAGACAUCCGGCAUGCUCACGGUCAUCGAGGAGGCAGCCAGGUUCACCAAGAACCUGUCCAACGUGGAGGGAACGGAGACGGACAGCGUGAAGAUGAUCUGCGAGGUGUCGAAGGCAAACGCUGAUGUCAUCUGGUACAAAGGAGAUGAGGAGCUGCCGGAGGGCGGCCGCUACGACCAGAUCAUGGACGGACGCAAGAGGAUCCUGAUCAUCCAGGACCUGAGGAUGGAGGACGCCGGAGAGUACAACUGCAGGCUGAGUCCCACCGUCAAGACGUCUGCCACGCUGAAACUCAACGAACUGGCGGCUGAGUUCAUCGCCCGUCCUCAGAACCAGGAGGUGGUGGAGGGCGAGAAAGCUGAGUUCGCCUGCUCCGUCUCCAAGGAAACCUAUGAGGUGAAAUGGUUCAGAGGUGACAAGGAAGUCGAAGCCGGGGACAAGUACACAAUCAUCAUUGAAGGAAAGAGAAGGGCUCUUAUUGUGAAAAACUGUGAGCUGAAGGAUGAAGGAGGCUACGUUGCUCACAUCGGCAGCGUUAAAGCCUCAGCUGAUCUGUGUGUGAUUGAAAAACUGAGGAUCAUCACGCCGAUCAAAGAUACGGAGGUGAAGGAGGGAAGCGAGAUCGUGUUCAAUUGCGAGACGAACACAGAGGGAGCAAAGGCCAAGUGGCUGAAGAACGAGGAGACCAUAUUCGAGAGCAGCAAGUACAUGAUGGCUCAGAGGGACAACGUCUUCUCCCUGAGGAUCAGAGACGCCCAGAAGGCAGACGAAGCUAGCUACACCAUCAACCUGACCAAUCACAGAGGAGAGCAUGCAAAGAGCGCUGCCAGCGCUAAAGUCGCAGAGGAGAAGCUGAAGUUCCUGGAGCCCAUCGAGGACAUUGAGACUCAGGAGAAGAAGACCAUCAGUUUCAUCUGCAAGGUGAACAGGCCCGAGGUAACAGUGAGGUGGAUGAAGGCCGGCCAGGAGGUGACGCUCAAUAAACGCAUCGUCUACAGAGCUGACGGACUCAAACACACCCUGACCAUCAAGGACUGCGUCAUGGAUGACGAGGGCGAGUACACCGCUGUGGUCGGUGAUGACAAGUGUGCGGCCGAGCUGAUCAUCAGCGAGGCGCCAACUGACUUCGCCACACAGCUCAAAGACCAGACCAUCACCGAGUUCGAGGACGCCGAGUUCACCUGCAAGCUGAGCAAGGAGAAGGCUGUCGUCAAGUGGUACAGGAAUGGACGCGAGAUCAGAGAAGGACCCAGAUAUCACAUGGAAAAAGAAGGCAAGAUAUGCAGACUGAUCAUCAAGGUGUGCAGACCUGAUGAUGAAAGUGAAUACGCCUGUGGUGUAGAUGAGAGGAGGACAAGAGCAAGGCUCUUUGUUGAAGAGACCCCCGUGGAGAUCGUAAGACCUCCUCAGGACGCAUUUGAACCUCCAGGCUCGGACAUCGUGUUUGAGGUGGAGCUCAACAAGGACAGAGUGGAGGUGAAGUGGAUGAGGAACAACAUGAUCAUUGUCCAGGGAGACAAAUACCAGAUGAUUAGUGAGGGUAAAGUCCACAGACUGCAGGUCUGUGAGAUCAGACCCCGAGACCAGGGAGAGUACAGGAUUGUGGCUAAAGACAAGGACGCCCGUGCCAAGCUGGAACUGGCAGCUGUUCCCAAGAUCAAAACCACCGACCAGAAUCUAAUGACAGAUGCCGGUAAACCUUUCGUCAUGACUGUGCCCUAUGAUGCUUACCCUCGUGCCGAUGCCGGGUGGUUCUUCGAGGGCACCAGUCUGCCCGUCCAGAACAUCGACACCUCUGCUGACAAGACCGAGUACCGCCUUAAAAGCCCCAGCAAGGAGGACCAGGGCCGGUACAAAGUGGUCAUCAAGAACAAGCAUGGCGAAGGAGAAGCAUUCAUCAACCUGGACGUGAUUGAUGUCCCUGGACCCGUCAAGAACCUGAGAGUGGUCGACACAGCUGAUGGUGAGGUCAGUUUGGCCUGGGAGGAGCCAGAGAGUGAUGGUGGAAGCAAGAUUAUUGCCUACGUUGUGGAAAGACGUGACGUGAAGCGUAAGACCUGGACUCUGGCAACAGACCGUGCUGAUGUCCCAGAGUACUGCGUCAGCGGCCUGCACAAGGACUCCAUGUACCUGUUCAGAGUCUGUGCCCGAAACAGGGUUGGCAGCGGACCCACUGUUGCCACGGAGGACGCAGUCCAGGCCAAGAACAAGUUUGAUGUUCCUGAUGCUCCAGAAAAUGUUGCAGUAGCCAAUGUCAACAAGUUUGGUGCCACUGUCACCUGGGAGCCUCCCAAGUUCGAUGGUGGCUCGGAGAUCACCGCCUAUGUGAUCGAACUCCGCGACAGGACCUCUGUGAAGUGGGAGGCGGCUCUGGUCUGUGGCGCCAAUGACCGCUCGGCCGCGCUUAAUGACGUGGUGGAGAACAAGGAAUACAUCUUCAGAGUCAGAGCUGAGAACAAGGCUGGCAUCGGCAGGCCCAGCGCCGCCACAAACCCUGUCAAGAUCAUGGAUCCCAUCGAGAGGCCAAGCCCGCCACUGAACCUGAACUUCAGUGACCAAAUCAAGUCGGCAGUCACACUGACCUGGGAGACGCCCACCAGCAAUGGUGGCAGCAUGAUCACCGGCUACAUCAUUGAGAAAUGUGACGAAGGCAGUGACAAGUGGCUCCGCUGCAACGCCAGACUGUGCCAAGACCUCUCCUACCGGGUGUCUGGUUUGAAACCUGGUCAGAAGUACCUCUACAGAGUUUGUGCAGAGAACGCUGCUGGCGUGUCUGAUCCAGCUGAGCAACUCGGACCGCUGGUCGCCGACGACCCUCAUGUCGGCCCGACCUUUGACCUGAGUGCCUUUAGGAAUGGUCUGGAGGUGAUCGUCCCUCAUCCUCUCACCAUCAGAGUCCCGAUCACUGGAUACCCGACCCCCGUUGCCAAGUGGACCUUUGGAGAGAAGGAGCUGACCACUGCGGACGAGCGUGUCUCCAUGGUGACGAAGCCCACGUACACAGAGCUGACGGUCACACCGAGCGUCCGUCCUGACAAAGGCACCUACUCCCUUCAGCUGGAGAACGACGUCUCUUCUGUCUCUGGAGAGAUUGAGGUCAACGUCAUCGCAUGCCCCAGUGCUCCCAAGGACUUUAAGGUGGCUGAGGUGACCCGGCACCAUGUCCACAUGAUGUGGGAGGCUCCGGAGCACGAUGGAGGAAGUCCAGUCACCCACUACCAGAUCGAGAAGAGAGAAGUGUCUCGCAAGACCUGGGCCAAGGUUGCUACUGGCAUCCUGGACCUGGAGCACACUGUGACAGAUGUCAUUGAAGGAAAGGAAUAUCUGUUCAGUGUCACCGCCUGCAACAAAUGUGGACCUGGAGAGCCGGCAUACAUCGACGAGCCUGUUAAUGUCUCCUCUCCUGCCACUGUACCUGAUCCUCCCGAGAACCUGAAGUGGCGCGAUAAGAGUGCCAAGACCAUCUUCCUGUCCUGGGAACCUCCAAAGUAUGACGGAGGUGCCCCGAUCAAAGGCUACGUGGUGGACAAAUGUCAGCGUGGUACUGACAAGUGGGAACCCUGCAGCGACCCCAUCCCUGAACUGAAGUUCCAGGUCACUGGCCUGAUUGAGGGUCAGUGGUACGCCUACAGAGUCAGAGCUGUCAACAAGCUGGGAGCCAGCCGACCCUGCAGGGCCACCGACGAGAUCCAGGCUGUGGAUGCUAAAGAGCCUCCAGAGAUCCAGCUGGAUGUGAAGUUGCUGGCCGGUCUGACUGCCAGGGCCGGUACCAAGAUCGAGCUUCCGGCCGAUGUCAAAGGAAAGCCCGAUCCCCGGGUGAAGUGGACCAAGGCGGACCUGGUCCUGCGGGCUGACAACCGCAUCACUAUCGACACAGAGCCAGGACAUUCCAAGCUUUCCAUCGCUGACACCACCAGAGGGGACACUGCCACCUACAUCAUUGAGGCCGUUAACACUUGUGGACGCGCCACUGCCACUAUCGAUGUCAACAUCCUUGAUAAACCUGGUCCUCCAGCUGCCUUCGAUAUCUCUGAGAUCACCAAUGAGUCAUGUGUCAUGGCCUGGAACCCUCCCAGGGACGACGGCGGCUCACCCAUCACUAACUAUAUUGUGGAGUGCCGUCAGUUGGACAAAGAGGAGUGGGUGAAGCUGUCUGCCACGGUGAAACACACCACCUUCAAAGCGUGCAAGCUCACAGCCAUGAAGGAGUACGUCUUCAGGAUCAGCGCUGAGAACCAGUACGGCAUCGGUGCACCUGCAGAGCAUGUGCCGAUCAUUGCAAAGUAUUCCUUUGAUCCUCCUGGACCUCCAACCAGAGUUACUCCCUCUGACAUCGCCAAGGAUGCCGUGACUCUGACCUGGUUCGAGCCAGACGAGGACGGCGGCAGUCCCAUCACUGGAUACUGGGUUGAGAAGUUUGAUCCAGAGAGCGACAAGUGGAUCAGAUGCAAUAAACUGCCCAUCAAGGACACAACCUUCAGGGUGAAGGGACUCCCCACCAAGAAGAAGUACCGCUUCCGUGUUCUGGCUGAGAAUCUGGCUGGUCCUGGAAAACCAAGCGUAGAGACUGAUCCAGUCCUCAUCAAAGAUCCCAUUGAUCCUCCAUGGGCUCCUGGUAAACCUGUCAUAAGGGACAUUGGCAAGACCACAGCCCUGGUGGCAUGGACCCGGCCAGAGCACGACGGUGGAGCUAAGAUUGAAGGCUACAUCAUUGAGUUCCAAAAGACUGGAAGCGAGGAAUGGAUCCGGAUUGCUGAGGACAUUCCUCUGACCGAGCACCAGCUGCAUGGUCUGAUGGAGAAGCAGGAGUACUCAUUCAGGGUCAAGGCCGUCAACAAAGCCGGAGAGAGCGAACCAAGUGAGCCCAGCGACCCUGUGGUCUGCAAGGAGAGACUUUACCCUCCCUCCCCUCCUCAGUGGCUGGACGUAACCAACAUCACCAAGAUCAACGCUGACCUGAAGUGGCAGGCUCCCAGCAGUGAUGGAGGCUCACCCAUCACCAACUAUGUGGUGGAGAAGAGGGACGUGAGGCGAAAGGCCUGGCAGGCAGUUGACACCACCGUCAAGGACCUCAAGUACACCGUUAGUCCUCUCAACGAAGGGUCGCUGUACGUGUUCCGUGUUGCCGCUGAGAACGCCGUUGGGACGAGUGAAUUCUGUGAAUUGGAGGAUGCUGUGCUCGCCAAGGACACUUUCACAACUCCUGGACCUCCUUAUGCCCUGACGGUGGUGGAGGUCACCAAGAGACACGUAGAGCUGAAAUGGGAAGCUCCCAAGAGCAAUGGUGGAAGACCGAUAACCAAGUACGUGAUUGAGAAGAAAGAGAAGCUGGGAACACGUUGGCUGAAGUGCUGCAAGACUCCAGACAAACAGACUCAGUUUAAGGUGACAGAUGUGGAUGAAGGGUCAGAGGUUCAGUUCCAGGUCAGAGCUGAGAACGAGGCUGGAGUCGGUGAUCCAAGUGAACCAACUGAGAUCCUCACCAUCGAGGAUGCAACCAGUGCUCCCUCUCCUCCUCUUGAAGUGGCCAUCCCUGACGCCAGCCGAGAGCACAUCAACGUCACCUGGAAGCCUCCAGCCAAGGACGGUGGCUGCCCGAUUACCGGCUACCAUGUUGAGGUGGCAGAGGCCCGCCCAGAGCUGAAGUGGCUCAGGGUAAACAACAGACCCAUCAAGGAACUCAAGUUCAGGAUUGAUGACGGAAUCAAACCAGAGAAGAAGUACGUCAUCAGAGUUCGUGCCAUCAACUCUGUUGGUGUCAGCGAUCCCUCCGAGAUCUCUGACAAGGUCUUCACCAAGGAUCCCGACUGUGCUCCAACUAUGGAUUUGGAGGCACAAGACGUGGUUGUGGUUGAGGGCGAGAAGCUGCACCUGAACAUCCCAUAUAGGGCGAUCCCGACGCCCAAGAUGGUGUGGCAGAAGGACACAGUGGAGUGUAAGGCCGAUGACCGGCUCUCCAUGACAGUGGAGAUGAACAGCGCGCACCUGGAGCUGCUCAAGUGCACACGUGCUGAUGCCGGUGCCUAUGCCAUCACCCUGGAGAACAGUCUGGGAACUGCCACUGGAACUGUCAAUGUCAAAGUCAUCGGACUCCCCGGUCAGUGUAAAGACAUCACCUCCAGCGACGUCACCAAGAACUCUUGCAAGAUCAGCUGGGAAGCCCCAGAGGAUGACGGCGGCACCUCCAUUGUCAGCUACACUCUGGAGCGUCGUGAGGCAUCCAAGAAGACCUACAUGCCUGUCAUGUCCGGAGAGAACGUCCUGACUUACACUGUCAAAGAACUGUUCAUCAAUUGUGAGUACUACUUCAGAGUGAAGGCUGUCAACAAGGUUGGAGCUGGAGAAUAUCUGGAGCUACGCAACCCUGUCAUCACAGAGGAAAUCAAACAGAAACCAGACCCACCUAUCCAGGUGGAGGCUCACGACCCGACGUCCAAGUCCAUCACAGUCACAUGGAAGGCUCCGGACUAUGAUGGCGGCUGUCCCAUCCAGGGCUAUAUUGUGGAGAAGAUUGAAAAGGACGGUGACCGCUAUGAGAGGGUUACCCCAAGCCUGGUUCCUGGUUUCUCCUACGUGGUAACAGGCCUGAAGGAGGACAUGGAGUACCAGUUCAGGGUCCGCGCUGAGAAUGCCGCUGGAGUCAGUGAGCCGUCACGUAGCACACCACUUACCAAGGCUGCAGACCCCGUCGAAAAACCAAAGGUCACCCUUCAUGCCCGUGUGCAGUCUGGUGUCUGCAUUAAGAAGGGCGAGGAGAUCCGCAUCGAUGCCUUCAUCUCUGGGUCUCCGUACCCCAAAGUCACCUGGCUGAAGAACGAUGAGGAUGUCACCAAAGAGCCGACCAAAAAGAUUGUUCCUUUGGUCAAGAAGAAGAAGUCCAAGGCCAAGGUUCCAGAACCAGAGGAGGAGUUUGUGACUCCACUGCGUGAGCGUCUGGGUCUGGAUCAGACUCAGAAGGGCCGAUCUGCACUGAUGAUACGCGACGCAGUCAGACCAGACCAUGGAAACUUCAUCAUCAUGGUGGAGAACACUCACGGUGUUGCCACCGCCUCCUGCAAUGUCAACGUCCUUGACAAACCCGGUGCUCCAAUCAACUUCACCUUCGAUGAGAUCAGGAACACAUCAGUUAUCUGUAACUGGGAACCUCCUGAGGAUGAUGGUGGCAGCGAGAUCCUGAACUACAUCCUGGAGAAGAAGGACAACAGAAACGAUGAGAUCGGCUGGAUCACCAUCACCUCCACCCUGAAGGGAACCAGCUGCCCCGUCACCAAACUCAUCGAGGGGAAGGAGUACAUCUUCAGAGUCACCGCUGAGAACAAGUUUGGCUGCGGGCCACCAUGUAUCUCCGAGCCCCUGGUUGCCAAGAACCAGUUCAAUCCUCCUGAUGCUCCCAACACUCCCAGAGUCCACGAGGUGACGGCGAGCACCGUCCACAUCUCCUGGCACGAGCCGAAGGACAAUGGCAGCCCGAUCCUGGGCUACUGGAUCGAGAGGAAGGAGGUGAACAGCAAACACUGGACCCGAGUGAACCGGGCCCUCCUCAACUCUCUGGAUGUGAAGGUCACCGGCUUGAUGGAGGGACUCACCUACAUCUUCAGAGUGUGUGCCGAGAACCUGGCCGGGCCCGGGCCCUUCAGUGAGCCUACCGAGCGCAUUAUCACCAUGGACGCCAUACUGCCUCCUGGCCCCCCCACUCCAUGGAUCGUGGAUACUGGGAAGGACUCAGUCAUUGUGGCCUGGAAGCCACCACUGUACAACGGUGGAGGAGACAUCUUGGGAUACCACGUUGAGAAGGUUUUGGCUGGAGAGAAGGACUGGACUCGGAGCACAGAGUUCAGGUGCAAAGAGCUGACAUACACUGUGACAGGCCUGGCCGAGGGAGCAGAUUAUUAUAUCCGUGUCAUUGCCGUCAACGAUGCCGGACCCGGAGCUCCUGGAGUUACUGAACCCGUCACUGUUAAAGAGCCUCAAGAACCUCCUGCUGUGGACUUUGACGACUCUGUGAAGAAGGGUGUCAUGAUCAAGGCGGGCGAGUCUUUGAGACUUCCCGCUGUGGUGACUGGCCGACCCCAGCCGGAGGUCAAGUGGGCCAAAGAUGAGGCCGAUAUCGACAAAGAGAGGAUGAUCGUUGAGACAGUGGGCAAGAACAGCACACUGUUCAUCAAGAAGGCCGUAAGGGCAGAUCACGGAAAGUACAAGAUCUCUGGCACCAACAGCAGUGGGACCAAGACCGCUGAGACCAAAGUGGACGUUAUGGACGUACCUGGACCAGUGGUUGACCUGAAGACAGUCGUGGUGACAAAGAAGAACAUCACUCUCACCUGGUCCGACCCCUUGGACAACGGCGGCAGCGACAUUAUUGGCUACGAGGUGCUGAGGAAGGAUGCCAAGAUGAAACUCUUCCGCCAGCCCAUUGAGACGGCGUCCUGUAAGUGUGACGUCCAGGGUCUGCUGGCUGGUGAGGAAUACGACUUUAGGGUCAUUGCAAGGAACAAAUACGGUGAUGGAGCUCCAGCUGACCUGGGUCCCAUCUUGGCAGAGGAUCCCAAAGGUACUCCAUCUGCCCCUGAGAAGUUGCACUACACUGAUAGAAGUAAGACCACUAUCACUCUGGCCUGGCAGCCACCUCGCACUGAUGGCGGCAGCCCCAUCAGAGGGUACUACGUGGAGAAGAUGAGGUCUGAUAGCACUGAGUUUGACGUGGCCAACCGCAAGAUCUUCACUGAGUGCUGUGGAACGAUUGAGAACCUGUCAGAGAACCAGGAGUACCAGUUCCGUGUCAAAGCUGUGAACGAGGUCGGGGACGGAGAUCCAUCCAAGCCAAUCACAGCCAAGAUCCAGGAUGAUGAAAUUGCUCCUGUUAUCACGAUCCUGAAGUUCUUCAAGACGAAUGCCAUCAUCGUGAGGAAAGGGUCAGCCAUCGACAUCCCAGCGGAGGUGAAAGGACUUCCUCUGCCAACGAUCCAAUGGAUGAAGGACGACGUGGUCAUUGAGAAGCCUGAUGAGGAGAAGAUGACCAUGGAGACUGAGGAGGUUAACCGGACAACUCUGAAGACAAAGAUCGCCAUCCCAGAAACCAUCAGGCAGGACAAGGGCAACUACAAGCUGGUGGCUGAAAACUGCUAUGGCAAAGCUCAGCAUGUCAUCACAGUUGAGAUCCUUGACCGUCCUCUUCCUCCGAGGAACAUCGUGGUCUCGGACAUUAAGGCAGACUCAUGCUACCUGACCUGGGACGCCCCAGAGGACAACGGAGGCAGCGAGAUCACCAACUACAUCGUGGAGCGCAGAGAUGCCAGCAAGAAGAAGUCCGACUUUGAUGCUCUCACUAUUAAUCUCAUCGACAGGAGAUAUGGAGUCUACAAACUGGACUUGAACGGUUCCUACCAGUUCAGGAUCAAAGCUGAGAACAAGUACGGCGUCAGCGACGGCUGUGAUUCAGAGAAAGUCCAGCUGAGGGAUCCAUUCGGCCUCCCUGGACCACCACGUAACCCCAAAAUCAUUGGCGCCACAGCGACCACCAUGACUCUGACCUGGGAACCUCCUCUGGAAAAUGGUGGUUCCACCAUCCAGGGAUACUGGCUGGAGAAGAGGGAGCGCGGCGCCGUGUACUGGGGUCGUGUCAACCGAGCUCCAGUCACCAAACCAGCAGUGAAGGGCCUGCAGUACACUGUGCUCAGACUCAUUGAAGGAACAGAGUACCAGUUCAGGAUUGCAGCCUGCAAUGCCGCAGGGGUUGGACCACCCAGCGAGGCCACUGAAUGCCGUUUCACUGUGGAUCCAUGCAACCCUCCCAGCUCACCUGGAUCCCCCGAGGUUAAAGACAAGACCAAGAGCAGCAUCACUCUCAGCUGGAGUCCCCCCGACAGAGAUGGUGGCAGCCCCAUCAAGGGUUACAUUAUUGAGGUCCACGAGGAGGGCUCUCCUGACUGGAGGAGGGUUAAUCCCACUGACAAGCUCCACCCAUCCACCGAAAUCACCGUCCCUGACCUGAAGGAGGGCAAAAAGUGCAAGUUCAGGAUCUACGCUGUGAACGCCGCUGGCAACUCAGAGCCCGCCAGGACGUCGGACAUCCUGGUUCAGGACAUCCUCAUCGAGCCAGCUGUUACCCUGGACAUAAGCGCUCACGACCUGCUGAACUGCAGAGCGGGAACACCCAUCAGGAUUCCCGCCACCAUCACCGGACGACCCGUUCCGAAAGUCACCUGGACCUUUGACGGAACUGCAGAGACCGAGAAGAAGAACGAGCUUCACACACUGCCUGUCGACUCAGAGAUCCACUCCACAGACACAACCUCGGUGGUUGUGAUUCCAGAGAGCAAAAUGAACCACAGCGGCCGGUACGUCAUCAACGCAGAGAGCCCCGCGGGACACAAGGUGGUCAAAGUCAGAGUCAACGUGCUUGACCUGCCUGGACCUCCUAGAGACGUGAAGGUGAGUGAUGUGACCAGGGGAACCUGCAGACUCACCUGGAAAGCCCCAGAGUCUGACGGCGGUGACAGGGUGAAGAGCUACUUCAUCGAGAAGAAGACGGUGGGGGGCAAAGCCUGGACCAAGGUGAACACAGCCUGUGCUUCUCAGUCUCUGGUGGUUCCAGAUCUGAUCGGCGGUCAGGAGUACCUGUUCCGUAUCCGCGCUGAGAACCGCUUCGGGUUUGGCCCCUUUGUUGAGACCACAGAGAGCGCCAGAGCCAGAGAUCCCAUCCAUCCCCCCGAUCCUCCCACGAGGCUGAAGAUCCAGAACGUGAGGAAGGGCACCGUGACUCUGACGUGGAAGGCUCCAAAGAACGAUGGUGGUUCACCUGUCACCCACUACAGUGUUGAUCUGCUCUGCUGGGCUGCCAGCGGCGAGAAGGAGUCCUGGAGGAGGUGCAACAGGAGAGAUGUGGACACCACUACUUUCAAAGUGGAGGAUCUGACGGAGGGAGACGAGUAUGAAUUCAGAGUAGUGGCGUGGAAUGAGGCUGGACACAGCCGACCUUCAUCCACCGCCGGACCCAUCCUCAUCCAGGACCAGACCUGUGCUCCAUCUAUUGAGCUGAAGGAGUUCAUGGAGGUCGAGCAGGGCAGUGACAUCAGCAUCGUGGCCAAGAUCCGUGGCUGUCCGUUCCCCACGCUCACCUGGUACAAAGCCCCGCCCCACAAGUCUGACAACAAAGUGGAGGUUCAGUAUGACGAGCACAUCAACAAGAUCGUAUCGGACGACAGCUGCACGCUGCUCAUCCAGCAGGGCAAACGUCCCGACACUGGCCUGUACACGCUGGUGGCCUCCAACAGCAUUGGCAAGGCCUCCAAGGAGAUGAGGCUCAAUGUGCUGGGCCGGCCCGGUCCUCCGUCUGCUCCCAUUAAGUUUGAGGAGAUCGGGGCCGAGAAGAUCACGCUCUCCUGGCUGCCACCGAAGGACGACGGGGGCUCCAAAGUCACAAACUACGUCAUCUGGAGGCGGGUGGCCAACAGGAAGACAUGGGUGCCUGUCACCAAUGAGCCCAAAGAGCGGAUCUGGACAGUGGAGAACCUGAUGGAGGGACACGAGUACGUGUUCCGCAUAAUGGCCCAGAACAAGUACGGAGUUGGAGAGCCGCUGGACAGCGAACCCGAGGUCGCCCGAAACCGCUACACUGUCCCCGGUCAGUGCGAGAAGCCGACAGUCACCAAUGUCACCAUGGACUCCAUGACAGUUAACUGGGAGGAGCCCGAGGACGACGGUGGCACGCCGAUCACCGGCUACUGGCUGGAGCGUAAGGAGACAACGGGCAAACGCUGGACCCGUGUCUCCCGCGACCCCAUCCGUCCCAUGGGCAUGGGCGAGUCGUUUGUGGUGAGCGGACUCAUUGAAGGCUCCCAGUACCUGUUCAGAGUCUCCGCCAUCAACGCAGCGGGACCUGGACUUCCCAGCCCCCCCACGGACCCUAUCUUUGCAAGAGACCCCAUCUCUCCGCCCUCUCCUCCAACACCCAAGGUUUCUGAUUGGACAAGGUCCACAGUGGACCUGGAGUGGAUCCCUCCUCUGAAGGAUGGAGGCUCCAAGAUCAUGGGCUACUGGGUGGAAUACAAGGAGGAAGGAACAGAAGCCUGGGUCAAGGCUAAGGAGACUGAAAUCCGUGGCACCCGGUUCGUGAUCACUGGUCUGAAGACCGGCGGUCAGUACAGGUUCAGGGUAAUCGCCUUCAAUGCUGCCGGUAACAGCGAGCCAGGCGAAGUCCCAGAGGUGCUCGAGGUCAACGACAGAACCAUUGCUCCUGAGGUCGACCUGGAUGCCUCAGUGAAGGAGAGGAUGGUGGUCCAUGCCGGUGGUGUGAUCCGCAUCAUUGCCUAUGUGUCAGGCCAGCCGUCCCCAGAGGUUACCUGGAGCAGAGAUGGAGCUGCACUGCCUCCUGAGGCUCAGGUGGAGACGACAGCCAUCAGCUCAUCUCUGGUUAUCAAACCCUGUGCCAGGAAACACCUUGGCGUCUACACACUGACUGCCAAAAACGCUGGAGGGGAGAAGAAGAAGAACAUCACAGUGGAAGUUCUGGACGUCCCUGGACCUGUUGGUAUCCCCGUCACCGCAGAGAACCUGAGCACUGAUUCCUGCAAGCUCAACUGGUUCUUCCCAGAGAAUGACGGUGGCUCUCCCAUCAGUAACUACAUCGUUGAGAAGCGAGAGGCCGAGCGUAAGGCCUGGACUUCAGUCUCCUUCACCGCCAGCAGACAGAACGCUAUAGUUCACGGCCUCACCACCGGAAAGUCCUACUUCUUCAGAGUGGCUGCUGAGAACGCAAUCGGCCUUGGACCCUUCAUGGAAACCGCCUGCGAACUUUUGGUCAAAGAGCCCAUCAGUGUGCCAGACCGCCCUGAGGAGCUGGAGGUCACCAAGGUCACCAAGGAUUUGAUCAGCGUCACCUGGAAGGCACCCAAGUAUGACGGCGGCUCAGAGAUCACCAUGUAUAUCCUGGAGGCACGUAUGAUUGGCAAAGACAAGUUCACCAGACUGACAAAGGAGAAGCUGAUGGACAGGAAGUACACCUAUGACGGUCUGAGGGAGGGCGACACCUACGAGUUCAGGGUCAUCGCCGUCAAUGAGGUCGGACCCAGUAAACCAUCAUUUUGCACCAAACCAAUCACCUGCAAGGACGAACUGGAGCCACCAACCAUUGAACUGGACUUCCGGGAUAAGAUCAUCAUCCGUGUGAGUGAGAGCUGCCUCCUGCAGGGCCGCUACACCGGCAAACCUUCUCCGUCCAUCGUGUGGUACAGAGACGACAACGAGCUGAAGGCUGACAAACACAUUAUGUUCAAGAACACGCUGACCACCAUGUCACUGGGCCUGAUGAAGGCAGAGCGCAAACACAGCGGCAGAUACAUGGUGGUGGUGGAGAACAGCACUGGAUCCAGGAAGGGACUCUGCAACGUCACUGUUGUCGACCGUCCAACUCCCCCUGUUGGCCCAGUCGUAUUUGAAGAGGUGCACAGGGAGUACAUGGUCAUCUCCUGGAAGCCUCCUCUGGACAGUGGCGGCGUGGACGUCUCCAACUAUAUCAUUGAGAAGAGAGACACCAACAGAGACAUCUGGACCACAGUGACAUCUGCCACAACCAAGACCACAUGCAAGAUCCCCAAGCUGACAGAGGGCAGGGAGUACAUCCUGAGGAUCUCCGCUGAGAACAUGUAUGGCAUCAGCGACCCACUGGAAUCUGAGGAGAUGAGAGCCAAAGAUCUGUUCAGAGUCCCUGAGGCCCCUGAUAUGCCGACGGUCAGGGAAGUUUAUGCCACCAACGCUCUGGUGCUAUGGAACCGCCCUCGCGAUGGUGGGAAGCCGAUUACCAACUACAUCCUUGAGAAGAAGGAGCCCACAGCCAAGAGGUGGUCCAGAGCCACAAGAGACCCACUGUACCCGGCCACUCAAUACCGAGUCCAGGACCUUGUGGAGGGCUGCGAGUACGAGUUCAGGGUGAUGGCUGAGAAUGAGCUGGGUACUGGAGACCCCAGCGUCCCCUCCAAACCCAUUCUUGCAAAAGAUCCUAUUGUGUGCCCCAGCCCUCCAGUCACCCCUGAGGCCUACGAUAAGACCAAGGACACUGUCAGCCUGAAGUGGCAGAUGCCCCGCCAUGAUGGCAAGGGCCGGAUCUUUGGUUACAUCGUUGAGUACCAGAAGCCUGGUGCCGUGGAGUGGGUUCAGGCCAACGAGACUCCAGAGCAGUGCCCUGAUCUCCACUAUGUGGUGACGGGCCUGACCGAUGGACAGGAGUAUACAUUCAGGAUCUUCACUGUCAACGCUGCCGGCAGAUCUGACCCUGCCUAUGUCAAACAGUCCAUCAAAGUCCACGACAGACUGGAGGAACCAGAGUUGCUGCUGGACGCUAACAUGGCACGUGACCACCUGGCAAUGGUGGGAGCUGACAUCACCCUGAGUGCCACGAUUAAGGGUGUUCCGACACCCACAGUUAGCUGGAAAAAGAAUGAUGGAGACGUUCCAUCUCACAUCACUGUUGCCGUCACUGGCACCGGCAGCAAAGUCUUCAUUCCCAAGUGUGUUCGCACGGACUCCGGCAACUUCACAAUCACUGCGGAGAAUGCUGCUGGAAAGAAAUCUGCAACUGUUGCUGUGCUUGUGCUGAAUAAGCCUUCUCCUCCCAGAGACCUGGUGGUCUCCGAAGUGACCAGCGAGUCUGCCUACCUGACAUGGAAAGCUCCCGAGGACAAUGGUGGUGCUGUCAUCUCCCACUAUGUUGUACAUAAGAAGGACGUGGCUGCAGAGCAGUGGGUUCCUGUCGCUCCUGCAAACAAGAAGCUGAGUCUGAUGGCCAUGUACCUGAUGGAAGGAAUCCAGUACCUGUUCAGGGUGGCUGCUGAGAACCAGUUUGGCAGAAGUGACUUUGUGAUGACCAAGACACCCAUCAAGGCAAUUGAUCCUCUCUAUCCUCCUGGCCCACCAAAGAACCUGCACCACACUGAUGCAGACAAGACAGAGGUGUGGUUGGCAUGGCAGUGGCCUGACCGCACUGGUGGAAGUGAAAUCACUGGCUUCAUUGUGGAGCACCAGGAAGAAGGCCAGACUGACUGGGUCACCUUCAAGACCGUGAGUAAUAACCACGCCCAUGUCACCGGUCUGGAGGAGGGCAAGACUUACCGCUUCAGGGUGAAGGCUCAGAACGCCAUUGGUGUGAGCCGUCCAGACACUAGUGUCCCCAUCACCUGCCAGGAGAAGACAUUGCCACCAACUAUUGAAGUUGAUGUGAAGCUUAUAGAGGGUCUUGUUGUCAAAGCUGGCAGCAAUAUUGUCCUUCCUGCAAAGAUGACAGGCAUACCCAUUCCCACUGCUAAGUGGAUGACAGAUGGCAACGAGAUUGCAUCAGAAGGCCACUAUCACAUUGAGUCUGCUGGAUCCUCAACUAUUCUCAGUAUCCCUGAGUGCAAGAGAGGAGACACUGGAGAGUACAUCCUCACUGUGUCUAAUCCUGCAGGUAGCAAGACUGUCGCCCUGCAUGUCACCGUUCUGGAUCUUCCAGGUCCACCCAUCGGACCCAUCAAUAUCUUGGAGGUCACUCCAGAUUACAUGAUGAUCCAAUGGAGGGCACCCAAAGAUGAUGGUGGCACGCCCAUCACCAACUAUGUGGUGGAAAAGAAGGAUGUGAAGAAGCCAUGGGAGCCCUGGUCUGUUGUUAGCUCCAGUGGCACCAGCACCAAGGCUAAGGUGUCCAGGCUGGAGAAGGGCCGUGAGUAUAUUGUCCGUGUCCGAGCAGAGAACAAGAUUGGCAUUGGCGCUGGGCUUGAGAGUCCUCCCACUGUUGCCAAGCACAUGUUCAACCCUCCUGGUCCACCAGGCCUGCCAGAGUGCUCUGAUAUCACAGAAAAUGCUGUGACAGUACAAUGGAGCCUGCCUGAAUACGAUGGAGGAAGCCCCAUCAGCGGCUAUGUGAUUGAACGCAGAGAAAUGACAGGGAAGUGGAUCCGUGUCAACAAAACUCCUGUGCUGGACCUCAGAUACAGAGUCUCAGGCCUAUUUGAAGGCAACACCUAUGAGUUCAGAGUAUUUGCUGAGAACAUUGCUGGUAUCAGUGAGCCUUCUCCCACCUCCGACCCCAUCAAGGCCACUCGCGCUAUCACUAAACCUGGACCCCCUGGUAAUCCUAAACUGAGGGACUGGAGCAAAUCCUAUGCUGACAUCUGCUGGACAAAGCCUACAAGAGAUGGUGGCAGUCCCAUUCUUGGCUAUGUGGUUGAGGCUCAGAAGACAGGAACUGCCCAAUGGGACAGAAUCAACAAGGACCUCAUCAAGAUGUGUGCCUACAGAGUGCCAGGCCUCAUUGAAGGAAUGGAGUACAAAAUUCGUAUUAGGGCCACCAACAAGGUUGGAGACAGUGAACCCAGAGAACUGCCACAGACCAUCUUGGCAAAGGACAUCCUGGUGCCUCCUGAAGUUGUUGUUGACGUGGCAUGCCGCGACUCUCUAACAGUCAGGGCAGGUCAGAUCAUCAGUUUGAUCACUAGGGUGAAAGGCAGACCAGAUCCAGAGAUAACAUGGACCAAGGAUGCCAGAGCUUUGUCCAGGGAUAAACGCACUGAAAUUAAUAACAACUACCCUCUCUGUGAAUUGGUAAUCAAUGAGGCAGUCAGGUCAGACUAUGGUAAAUAUGCAAUUAUUGCCAAGAACAGUAGUGGACAGGCACAGGCCACAAUUAUUGUCAAUGUCUUGGACACACCAGGAGCUUGUCAGAACAUAAAAGUGGCCUAUGUGACUAAGAACUCCUGCAUGGUGUCCUGGGAAAACCCUGAGGACAAUGGAGGCACUGAGAUUACUCAGUACAUUAUUGAGUCCCGUCAGCCCAGCCAGAGAGGUUGGACAGUCGUCUCCAAUGACUGCACCAAGCGCCUGAUUAAGGCUCCUCUUACUGAGGGUUGUGAGUACUUCUUCCGUGUCAGUGCAGAGAAUAAGAUUGGUGCUGGUCCACCUACUGAGACCAAGACACCUGUGCUGGCAGUUGAUCCCAUUGAGAAGCCUGGUGAACCCAUUGACUUCCAUAUUUCUGAGAUUGGCAAGACCUUCUGCUUCCUCAAGUGGAGGAAGCCAGACUAUGAUGGUGGUAGCCGUAACCUGGGUUAUCAUGUUGAGAAGAAACCAAAGGAGGCUGAGGAGUGGGAGAGGCUCCAUAAGGGUGCCAUUAAAGAGACUUACUUCAUGGCUGACAGGUGCAUCGAAAACCAAAUCUACCAGUUCAGAGUUCAGACUAAGAAUGAGGGAGGCGAGAGCAACUGGGUGACAACAGCUGAGGUCCUGGUUAAGGAACUGCUUGUCGAGCCUGAGAUCAAGAUUAAACUGGAUGGAACCCUUGUGGUCAAGGCAGGAGACUCCAUUCCUAUUGAAGCAACAGUGAAGGGCAAACCCCAGCCUGAUGUCAAAUGGACCAAGGAUGAGAGCACAGAGGAGAUUAGGAAAGGCCCCAGGCUUCAGAUUGAAACUGGUGCUGACUUCUCAAAACUGCUGCUUACCGGCGCCAGGCGCACUGACAGUGGCAAAUAUGUUAUCACUGCCAUCAAUAGUGCAGGAACCGGCACUGCUCAUGCCAAGGUUAAUGUACUGGAUAGACCCGGUCCCAUCAGGGAUCUCAAGGUGUCUGGUAUCACCACCGACAGGUGCCAUCUAGCCUGGGAAAUCCCAGAGGAUGAUGGCGGCUGCGAUAUCUACAACUACAUUAUUGAGAAAUGCGAAACCAAGAGAGGAGUCUGGUCAGUCCACUCCAAUGCUGUCAUCACCAACAAAGCUAAAGUUACUCGCCUUAUUGAGGGUAAUGAGUAUAUUUUCAGAGUUCGUGCUGAGAAUAAGAUGGGUCCUGGUCCUGCAGUGCAGAGUGGAUCCAUUGUUGCAGGCACCCAGUUCAGUGUACCUGAUGCUCCUGAAGCACCAGAAGUCACCAAGAUUGCCAAGGAGGAGAUGACCGUGCAGUGGUCAGAGCCAGAGAAAAAUGGAGGCAAGCCAAUCACAGGUUAUCUUUUGGAGAAGAGAGAGGAGCAUGCCGUUAGAUGGUCUCCUGUCAACAAAGAUCCAGUCCCUGGAACGCGUUUCACAGUUACAGGACUCUUGCCCCUCCAUGACUACCAGUACAGAGUCAAGGCUGUCAAUGAAAUCGGCAUUGGUAACCCAAGCAAGCCAUCACGUGCCAUUACUGCCAAGGAUGCAGUUGAGCCUCCUGCACCUCCUACCAACUUGAAGGUCAUGGACAGCACCAAAUCAAGUGUAACCCUGGGCUGGACCAAGCCUGUAUCUGAUGGUGGAGCUCCGCUCAUUGGCUAUGUUGUAGAGAUGAGAGCACAGGGCUCUGCCAAGAAAGGAGAUGAUGGUUGGAAGAGGUGCAACGUAGCAGCUCAGCUGGUCGUGUGCGAGUUCACAGUCACAAGUCUCGAUGAGAAGCUUGCGUAUGAAUUCAGAGUGUCGGCUCAAAACCAGGUGGGCAUGAGCCUGCCCUGUGACCUGGAGGGUGCUGUGAUCCCCAAGGAGAUUCUAGAGGCACCAGAGAUUGACUUGGAUGCUAGCCUGAAGCAGGGACUGACAGUGAGAGCUGGCUGUCCCAUCAGGCUUUGUGCCACCAUCAGAGGCAGACCACCUCCCAAGGUAACUUGGAGGAGGAUGGGAAUCGACAACGUGGUCAGGAAGGGAAAGGUCGACAUCAUUGACACCAUGACCUUCCUGGUUAUCCCCGACAGCACACGUGACGACUCUGGCAAAUAUUGCCUGACUGUCCAGAGCCGUGCUGGAGAGAAGGCUGUGUUUGUCAAUGUUCAGGUUCUUGACACUCCUGGACCUGUAAUGAAUCUGGAAGCUACCGACAUCAAACAGACAUCUGCUAUGCUGUCCUGGAGUCCUCCAGAUAACAAUGGUGGCAAAGAAGUCACUCAUUACAUUAUUGAGAAGCGCGAGAUUGACCGCAAGACAUGGGCAACCGUCAAGGCCGAAGUGGAGAAGGAUAAGGUUCCCUUCAAAAUCAGCGGUCUGAUGCCAGGGACUGAAUACUACUUCAGGGUCACAGCUGUCAAUGAGUAUGGUUCUGGAGUACACAGAGUGACACCCACUUCCUAUAUGGCCUCUGAUCCUGUCAGCAAGCCAGAUCCCUGUGAAAAGAUUGAGGUUCUGGAGAUCACUAAGAACAGUGCAACGGUCGGCUGGGUGAAGCCUUUAAGGGAUGGUGGUGCCAAGAUCGACGGUUAUGUGAUUGAAUACAUAGAGGUCAAACCUCCUCCAGAGCCCCCAGCACCUGUGGAGGUUCCAGAAGGAGAGGAGGCUCCACUGCCACCACCUCCACCUCCAGUGGUAGUGGAGGAAGAGGAGGAGCCUGAAAAGGAAGUGUGGAAUGCUUACACCACAGUGAAAGGUUUGACAAUCAGCAUCAGCGGCCUGAAGGAGGGCAAGAGGUACAAGUUCAGAGUGGCUGCCAAGAACAUCAUGGGCAUGAGCUCAUUCACUGAGACGAGGGAGCCAAUCGAGAUCAAGGAACAAAUGUUGGAACCAAAGAUUGUUAUGCCAGAGACAGUGAGCGCCAGAGCCGGAGCCAAGCUCAGAGUGGAGGCACUGGUUUCUGGAAAACCUGCUCCAACCUGCAAGUGGAUGCGUGGUGAGAAUACAGUAGUCCCAUCCAGUCGUCUGGCUGUGCACCAGUCCGGCAACCUGUGUGUCCUGAUCAUCAAAGAUGUGUCAAGGACUGACAGCGGAGAGUACAGCCUGGUGGCUGAGAAUAGCUCUGCGAAGGUGGUUCAAGCCCUGAAGAUCAUCAUCAGAGACAUCCCUGGUCCUCCUGAAGGCCCUGUGGAGAUCAGCGACAUCGACUCUGAUGCCUGCUCCCUGUCCUGGAACAAACCACUGGAGGAUGGAGGCAGCAAUAUCACCAAUUACGUAGUGGAGAAAUGCGAUGUGACUAGAGGUGACUGGGUGACGGCCGUCUCUUCCUGCUCAAAGACCAAUUGCAGGCUUGGAAAGCUUAUUCCUGGGAAGGAGUAUGUAUUCCGCAUCCGUGCUGAGAACCGCUUUGGUGUAUCAGAUCCCAUUCAGUCUGACAGGAUGGUUGCCAAGUUCCCCUUCGAUGUUCCUAGCGAGCCCCUCAACUGCCACAUCAACAAAACCAACAAGGACUGUAUGUUUGUGGCCUGGGAUAAGCCCGAGACUGAUGGCGGCAGUCCCAUCACAGGUUACUAUAUUGAGCGUAAGGAGAGGAACAGCCUGCUCUGGGUGAAGGCCAAUGACACAGUUGUCCGCACUACUGAGUACCCAUGCGCUGGCCUCAUCGAGGGCCUGGAAUACACCUUUAGAGUGUCCGCCAUCAACCGUGCUGGCCAGGGCAAACCAAGCAAGAAGACUGACUUUGUUACUGCCAGAACACCUGUUGACACUCCAGGUAAACCUGAGAUCCUGGAUGUAACCAAGAACACUGUCACUUUGGUUUGGACCCGUCCCAAGAAUGACGGUGGAAGCAAGAUCAUUGGCUACUACGUUGAGGCCAUGCGAGUGCCAGGAGAUCAUUGGAUACGCUGCAACACCAGUAGCCAGAAUGUUCCAAGGGAGGAGUAUACAGUUACUGGCCUGGAGAGAGACCUGCAGUACCAGUUCAGAGUCAUCGCCAAAACUGCUGUCAACAUAAGCAAACCCUCUGAGCCCACGGACCCUAUCUUGGUCUGUGCUGAGAAUGUUCCUCCAAGAGUGGAGCUCAAUGCCAAGAUGCAGAAGGGUAUAAAGGUGAAGGCUGGAGCCACAGUACUGCUGGAAGCUGAGGUAUUCGGUAAGCCCAUGCCCAGAGUGACCUGGAAGAGAGGCGACGAUAGCCUGAAGUCAGGUGAAGGCCAGGUCAUCACCCAUCAGAGGCAUCACUUCCAGCUGGAAAUGACAGGAGUCACCAAGGAGCACACAGGAACCUACACCAUCCUGGCGGAGAAUGCCAGUGGCUCCAAGACUGCUGAGAUCCAGGUCAACAUUCUGGAUGUGCCUGGUCCUCCUGCAAGUGCCAAAUUCCUUGAGGUGUCAGCCACCAGUAUCAAGCUGUCCUGGGAGCCUCCUCUGAAGGAUGGUGGUGCCCCCAUCACCAGUUAUAUUGUGGACAAGCGUGAGACCAGCAGAGCUAACUGGGCCCUGGUCUGCGCCAAGCUCAAGGGUGACAUCCUUGAGUACAAUGUGGAGAGGCUGAUCGAGGGUCGCGAGUACCAGUUCCGAAUCCGUGCUGAAAACAUGUGGGGAGUUGGAGACCACCUCAUCACUAACCCUGUCAUCGCCAAAAACCCGUUCACUGUCCCUGGCCCUUGUGAGGCCCCGGUGAUCACCAAUGUGACCAAAGACCAUAUGACUGUGAGCUGGAAGGAGCCUGCUGAUGAUGGAAAGUCCACAAUCCUUGGUUACAUGCUGGAAAAGAAAGAGGCCAAGGACUUGAACUGGACUAAGCUGAACCGGAAACCUCUGACAGAAAGGACACUUGAUGUUACAGGCCUCACAGAGGGAACUGAGUACGAGUUCAGAGUCAUUGCAGUCAAUGUUGCAGGGCUUGGCAAACCGAGCGAACCCUCUGCAGGCACCUACGCACAAAAUCCCAUCACUCCUCCUGGCCCAGUUGUGAAUCCAAGUGUGACAGACACCACCAACAGCACCAUCAGUCUCACCUGGACUGCCCCCGCCAACAAUGGUGGAAGCCCCGUUAUUGGAUACUUGGUGGAGUGCAAGAGGACUGACACCGCAGACUGGAUCCGCUGCAACGUCCCCAGGAACCUGCAGGAGACCAACUAUGUCAUCCAGAACCUCAUUCACAAGGCUGAGUACCAGUGUCGCAUCACUGCUGUCAACAAGGUUGGCUUCAGCGAGCCAGUUGAAGUACCUGGAAAACAUAUUGCCAAGGACAUCAUUGUUCCUCCAGAGGCAGAGCUGAGCGCAGAGCUAAAGGAGGGCCUGGAGCUGCGUGCUGGCAGCACCAUGAGGCUGCAUGCCACCAUCAAGGGCCGUCCCAAUCCCAAGAUCACCUGGGCAAAGAUGAACACCAAUAUCAAGGACCGCCAAGGCAUCAUCAUCAAAUCAACCAACGCUGACACCACUGUGAUGGUGGAAAAUGUCAACAGAUAUGAUGCUGGCAAAUACAUUCUGAACCUGGAGAGCCUGGCUGGCAUGAAGAUGUACACCAUCGUUGUCAAGGUUCUUGACACUCCUGGACCACCAGUCAACCUGGUCGUGAAGGAGACAUCCAAAGACAGUGCCUCCAUCUACUGGGAUACUCCUCUGAUUGAUGGUGGCUAUGAAGUCACCCACUACAUUGUGGAGAAGCGUGAUACUGAGAGGAAAGCCUGGUCCAUCGUCUCCAACAACUGUGCCAAGACAGCAUUCAAGGUCCCAGACCUGGAUGCUGGAAGGUCCUACUGCUUCAGAGUGUCGGCAGUUAACAAGCUUGGUGCUGGAGAGUGCUGCGAGACAGCCGAUUCAGUCAGAGCAUCAGAGGAGCCUGGGCCAGUCAUGGACUUCAAGACCCUGUUGGUUACCAAGGACUCUUGCACUCUAAGCUGGAAGAAACCACUCACCGACGGUGGCAGCCGCAUCAUCUGCUACGUGCUGGAGGUUCUCAAUGGUGAGGACAAGUACAAGGAGCUAAUGAGGUCCAAGAACAUGCAAUACAGCGCCAAGGACCUGGUGGAGGGCAAAGAGUACAACUAUAGAGUCAAGGCUGUGAAUGACACAGGAGAGAGCGCUGCAAGGGAACUGAUAGUGGUUGCCAAGGACCAGAUCAUUCAUCCAACCUGUGACUUGAGGGAUCUGCCUGACAUGUGCUACAUUGCCAAGGAGGGCAGCACCGUCCGUCUGAAGAUCCCAAUCAUUGGCAAACCUACGCCCAAGGUCUCCUGGAAGAAGGGAGACGAUGAAGACCUGACAGAUACUGGCCGAGUGUGCGCAGAGUCCUCUGCAGUCAACACCACCCUCCUGAUCAGAGACUGCCAGAGGAGUGAUGCUUCUAAGUACACCAUCACCUUGAGGAACAGCGCUGGAAGCAAAGAGUCCACCAUCUUCAUCAGGGUUGUAGGUAAACCUGGCAUCCCCAUUGGACCUGUUAAGUUCAAAGAUGUCACUGCUGAUGGUGCUACGCUGAAGUGGGGUGCUCCCAAGGAUGAUGGGGGCUCAGAGAUCACCAACUACAUCUUGGAAAAGAGGGACUCCAUCACCAACAUGUGGGUGACUGUGUCCUCGACUGUGGAGACAAACACCAUGAGGGUAACCGGUCUCCAUGAGGGCACAGAAUACAUCUUCAGAGUCUGUGCGGAGAACAAGUACGGCGUUGGAGAAGGACUCAAAUCUGAACCCAUCGUCGCUAAACAUCCAUUCAAUGUUCCCGACGCUCCUCCUCCUCCUCAGAUCGUGAGCAUGCGUCAUGACUCGGCAUACCUGGCCUGGUCUGAUCCCAGGAAAACUGGAGGAUCUCCCAUCACAGGCUACCAUGUUGAGUUCAAGGAGAGGAACAGUAUGUUGUGGAAGAGGGCAAGCCCAGCUGCCUUGAGGAUGAAGGAACACAAGGUGACUGGGCUGACUGAAGGUCUGGAGUACGAGUUCAGAGUCAUGGCAAUCAACCUGGCUGGCAUCGGCAGACCGAGCGCUCCCACUGAUCCACAGGUGGCCCUGGAUCCCAUUGAUGCCCCUGGUAAACCUGAUGUGGUCAGCAUCACGAGGAGCACAGUGACUCUCCAAUGGACUGAACCACAAUUCGACGGUGGCCACAGGCUGACUGGCUAUAUUGUUGAGAGGCGCGACCUUCCAUCUAAGAUCUGGGUUAAGGCUAACAAUGUGAAUGUUGUGGAGCCUGCGUUCACUGUCACCGAUCUGCAGGAGGGUUGCAAAUAUGAGUUCAGGAUCAGGGCGAAGAAUGCUGCUGGUGCUCUCAGCCCACCCUCCGAGCAGACAGACACCAUCAUCUGCAGAGAUGAAUAUGCUGCACCAACCAUUAUUAUUGAUGCUCAGGUGAUGGAGGGUCUGACUGUCCGAGCCGGUGAUACCAUUGUUAUUACUGCCACAAGCAUUUUAGGCAAACCUGCACCAACUUCAUGCUGGUCAAAGGGAGGAAAGUACUUUAAACCCUCUGACAUUGUUCAAAUUGAGACCACCGCAACUUCCUCUACUCUAUCCAUUAAAUAUGCCGGUAGGAAGGACUCUGGAGACUAUACCAUAACUGCCAGCAACCCCUUCGGUGUAAAGGAGGAAACUGUUAAGGUCAAAGUUCUGGAUGUUCCCGGAGCUCCUGGGCCCGUUGAAUGCAGUGGUAUCUCAUCUGAAAAAGUGACUCUUACGUGGACAGCACCUACUGAGGAUGGAGGCUCGCCUAUCAAAUAUUACACCAUCGAGAAGAGAGAGACCAGCCGCCUGCUCUGGACUGUCCUGGAAGAGAACGUCAUCAACUGUCACUAUGUGGCCAACAAGCUCAUCCAGGGGAAUGAGUACUUCUUCAGAGUCUCUGCUGUUAACCAGUAUGGUGCCAGUGAGCCUUCUCACUCGGAGGCAGUCAAGAUGGUUGAUAGAUUUGGUCCUCCUGGUCCACCAUCCAAACCAGAGGUUGAUAAAGUGGAUGGACAUUCAGUCACUGUGAAGUGGAGGAGACCAGCUGAGGAUGGAGGAAGUGAUAUCAUUGGUUACUGUGUUGAGAAGAAGGAGAAAAAGGCUAUGGGAUGGGUCAGGGCAUCCAAGAAAUCCAUUGCUGAGCUCAGCUACGAAGUCACCGGUCUCACUGAGGGUGUGGAGUAUGAGUUCCGUGUUCUUGCUGAGAACAAAGCUGGCUUUGGAGAGCCGAGUGAACCAUCUAUGCCUGUCAGAACAAUAGUCGUUGCCUAUGUGCCUGGACCUCCAGUGAAUCCAAGAGUCACAGACACAACCAAGACCACUGCCACACUGAACUGGGGAAAACCUCUUGAUAAUGGUGGACUUCAAGUAACUGGGUAUGUGAUUGAACACAAGAAAGAAGGAACAGAAGAAUGGAUUAAGGAUACUCCUUCAUCUCUACUUAGGAUCACAGAAUUUGUUGUUCCUGGGCUGGAGACUGGUGCAAAAUACCACUUCAGAAUUAGUGCUGUGAAUGCUAAGGGGGCAGGUGAACCUGCUGAAACUCAAGAGCUGGUUGAGAUCGUGGAGCGUGCAGCUGAGCCAGAUUUGGAGCUGGAUGUUGAGCUGAGAAGAACCCUUGUGGUCAGGGCGGGCUGCUCCAUACGACUCUUUGUGCCAAUCAAGGGACGUCCUACACCUACAGUCACCUGGACUAAGGAGGGUGGUCCUGUCCCACGGGCAGUCAUUGACACCACCGAGUCAUUUACAAUGCUGCUUAUUCCUGAGAGUUCAAGGAUUGAUGCAGGCAAAUAUGAGCUUACCCUCGAAAAUUCAGCUGGAAAGAAAAGUGCUGAUAUACAUGUGAGAGUUCUGGAUUCACCUGGACCUCCACUUAACCUGAAACCCAUCAAGAUUGACAAGGAAAGUAUUACUCUUCAGUGGGAGAUGCCUCUUAUCGAUGGUGGAGCCAAGAUCACAAACUAUGUCAUUGAGAAGAGGGAAUCAACACGCAAGGCUUUCGCUACUGCCGUUACAAAUUGUCCACAUACUUCAAUCAGGAUUGGUGAUUUGGGUGAGGGUUGUGAGUACUAUUUCAGAGUGUCUGCCGAGAAUGAGUAUGGCAUUGGCGAGGCUGUUGAAACUACAGAUCCAAUUCGUGCAUCCCAGGCACCAACUCCUCCAGAGAGUAUUAUUCCUACUGAUGUCACCAAGAGCUCUGUGAGCCUGGCUUGGACCAAACCCAAGCACGAUGGUGGAAGCAGAAUAACAGGAUACGUCCUGGAAGCCCAGAAGAAGGGAACUGAUCAGUGGGCCCACGUAACAACAGUCAAGGCCAUGGAUUUCACUGUGAAAAAUCUCAAUGAGAAUGAGGAGUACAUUUUCCGUGUAAUGGCUGUCAACCAUUCAGGCAGAAGCGCUCCACGUGAGAGCAAACCCAUUGCUGUUAAGGAUUCUACUUCACUGCCUGAGUUUGACCUGCGUGGCGUAUGUCAGAAGAUUGUUAUUGCCAAGGCAGGCGAUGACAUCAAGGUUGAGAUCCCAGUUAUGGGACGUCCUAGACCAACUAUCUCCUGGCAGAAGGAUGGCGCAGCCCUGAAGCUCACGCAGAGAACCAAUGUGGAGACUACCGCUGCUACUGUUGUCCUCAGCAUCAAUGAAUGCAACCGAGCCGACAGUGGCGUCUACACCAUGACAGGAAAGAACAUUGUUGGUUCUGUGAUAGAUAACAUCACCGUCAAAGUACAUGAUGUACCAGGGCCACCUAAGGGACCCAUUAAGAUUGUGGAGAUAUCUCGUACCUAUUGUGUCUUUGCAUGGGACACUCCUGAGAAUGAUGGAGGUGUUCCAAUCAAUAAUUACGUUGUUGAGAUCAGAGACACCACUUCCCAAACAUGGACAGAGCUGUCCUCCACUGUCAUCCGUACCAUGUUCAAAGCCAUCCGAUUAAACACUGGAUCAGAGUACCAAUUCAGAGUAAAGGCUAAGAACAGAUAUGGUGUUGGACCUCCCAUCACCUCAGCAGCAGUGGUGGCUGCCUAUCCAUUUAAAGUCCCUGGACCUCCUGGCACUCCUAGUGUUGUUGCAUUUACCAAGGACUCUAUAACGAUUGGCUGGAAUGAGCCUGUGUCUGAUGGUGGAAAUGAAGUCAUUGGUUAUCAUGUGGAAAGGAAAGAAAGAAGCAGUAUUAUAUGGCACAAGAUCAGUAAGGGUAUUGUGAAAGGAAACAUCUUUAAAACCACUGGGCUUGAAGAUGGUGUUGCCUAUGAGUUCCGUGUCAUGGCUGAAAACAUGGCUGGAAUUGGUAAGCCCAGCAAGGCCUCAGAAGCAAUACUGGCCUUGGACCCUGUAGACCCACCAGGCCAGCCUGUGCCAAUAUUUGUCAACAAGAAUGUCAUCACUAUUCAGUGGACAAAGCCUGAGUAUGAUGGUGGCUUCAAAAUCACUGGCUACACAGUUGAGAAGAAAGAACUUCCAGCUGGUCGCUGGAUCAGAGCCAACUUCACCAACAUCAUUGAGACAACUUUCACUGUCAGUGGGCUGACACAAGAUGCCUCCUAUGAGUUCCGUGUCAUAGCCAGAAACUCAGCAGGUGCAGUAAGUGUGCCCUCUGACCCCUCAGACCCAAUUAUCUGCAAAGAUGACAUUAUCGAGCCACGCAUUAUGGUCGAUGCCAUCUUUAAGGAUGUUGUUCUACUGAAGGCAGGAGAAUCUUUCAAGCUUGAUGCUGACAUUGCUGGUCAACCAACACCAUCUAUGGUUUGGACCAAGAAUGGAAAGGAGAUUGAGAACACAAUGAAACUGGAUGUUAAGUUCACUGAACUGACAACCACUCUCACCAACAAGGACUCUGUCAGAUCCGAUGGAGGAGAAUUUGUUUUGACUGCCACUAAUGUUGGUGGAUUUGCUAAGCACAUCUUUAAUGUUAAAGUGCUCGACAGACCUGGACCACCAGUUGGACCUCUUAAGGUGUCUGAUGUCACAGCUGAUAACUGUGUACUGACCUGGGCUCCACCUGCAGAUGAUGGCGGUGCCAAGAUUGAAGGAUAUGUGGUUGAGAAGCGUGAGUCAAGCAGACUGGUUUGGACCAAUGUGGUUUCAGACCUACAGACUACACAAUAUAAGGUGGCUAAGCUGCUUAAAGGAAAUGAAUACAUCUUCAGAGUUAUGGCAGUAAACAAAUAUGGACUUGGCGAGUCUCUUGAAUCAGAACCAACUAUUGCAGAUAACCCAUAUGUUGUUCCAGAUCCUCCAGAGAAUCCUGAGGUGACAGCUAUCACUAAAGAUUCAAUGGUUCUUAUGUGGCAAGCACCUAAGAGUGAUGGCGGAACUCCCAUCACCAACUACAAUAUUGAAAGGAAAGACAGAAUAGGCCUGCGCUGGGUCAAAUGCAACAAGAGAAAGGUCAAAGAUCUUCAGUUCAAGGCAGCAGGCCUUGUUAAUGGACAUGAAUAUGAAUUUAGAGUAAUAGCUGAGAAUGCUGCUGGAGUGAGUGCACCAAGUGUCUCCAGUCCAUUCUACAAGGCAACUGAUGGACUGUACAAGCCAGGGACUCCAUGCAACCCCAGAAUCUUGGACACAACCAAGUCCUCAAUUACUGUUGCCUGGAACAAACCUGUGUAUGAUGGUGGCUCUGACAUCACUGGCUACAUUGUAGAGACAUGCAUCCCAUCUGAAAAGGAAGAAGAGGAGGAAUGGACCAUUGUGACACCCAAAGAAGGUCUCAUUGCCACCUCAUUCACCAUUAUUAACCUGAAGGAGAACCAGGAGUACAAGAUCAACAUCUCAGCUGUCAACAGUGAAGGAAUUGGAGAUGCAGCAUCUGUACCGGACAAUACCAAGGCAGAGGACAGGCUCCUCCCACCUGAGAUGGAUUUGGAUGCUGAGCUCCGCAAGGUUGUGAGUCUUAGAGCUUGCUGCUCACUUAGACUGUUUGUGCCAAUCAGAGGCAGACCAGCUCCUCAGGCCAAAUGGACCAAAGGAGAUGGUGAGCCAAUUGAGAGGGCAACCAUUGACAGCACAACAUCAUACACAUCACUUGUUAUUGAAAAUGUAAACAGAUUUGACAGUGGAAAGUAUAAUCUUACAAUUGAAAACAGCUCUGGCUCCAGGACUGUUACAGUCCAAGUUAGGGUGCUUGAUACACCAAGUGCCCCACAGAAUCUGAAGAUUACUGCUGUAACAAAUGAAGCUGUCACUCUGACUUGGGAUCCACCAGUGAAUGAUGGAGGAGUUAAGAUUAAGAACUAUAUUGUUGAAAAACGUGAGUCGACAAGGAAAGCAUACGCCACGGUCAAUGCUCUAUGUCAUCAUACCACCUUCACAAUUGGCCAGCUCCUGGAAGGAUGCAAUUAUUACUUCAGAGUUUUGGCCGAGAAUGAAUAUGGCAUUGGCUUGCCCAUUGAGACUGGUGAAUCAAUUAAAGUGUCUGAGAAACCACAGCCACCUGGCAAAGUCACUCUUAAGGAUGUUACCAAAAACAGUGUCACCCUCUCCUGGGAGAAGCCAGAGCAUGAUGGUGGCAGCAGAGUAGGCUGUUAUGUUGUUGAGAUCCAGCCUAAAGGUGUUGAUAAGUGGACCCAGGCUGUGAUUGUAAAGGAAACAGAAGCUACAAUUAGUGGACUCAAUGCAGGUGAAGAAUACAUGUUCCGUGUAGCAGCGAGAAAUGAGAAGGGAACAAGUGACCCACGCCAAAUCGGUGUACCUGUGAUUGUAAAAGAUCUUGUGAUUGCACCUGUUGCCAAACUGCUGUUCAACACAUUCAGCGUGUUGGCUGGAGAAGACCUGACAGUGGAGGUUCCAUAUGUUGCACGUCCCAAAGCAGCUGUCUCCUGGGUAAAGGAUGGUCAGCCUCUGAAAAGGACUACCAGAGUUAACUUUGGUGCAACAGACACAAUGCUGAACCUCAAAAUAAAAGAGGCUACUAAAGAUGAUGUUGGACACUAUCUCAUUACUCUCACCAAUACAGCAGGAGAGACAACGGCAAACAUUGGCAUAGUUGUCCUUGACAAACCUGGCCAGCCAAGUGGUCCAAUUAAGGUGGAGGAAGUCACUUCUGACAGUGUAACCAUCUCCUGGAACCCACCUGAGUAUGAUGGUGGUUGCACCAUCAAAAACUACAUUGUGGAAAAGAGAGACACAUCUACAACUAACUGGAUGGUUGUAUCUCCUAACCUUGCAAGGACCAAAAUCAAGGCAGGCAGACUGAAGACUGGCUCCGAAUAUCAGUUUAGAAUCACAGCAGAGAACAGAUAUGGAAAAGGCCCAACUCUUGUAUCAGAAUGUAUUGUGGCUCAAUACCCAUAUAGGCUCCCAGGACCCCCAGGAACACCAUCCAUUGCAGCCUGGACCAAGGACAGCAUGGUAGUGGCCUGGAAUGAACCUGUGAAUGAUGGUGGAAGCGCCAUCUUGGGCUACCAUCUUGAACGUAAGGAGAGAAACAGCAUCCUGUGGAUAAAACUUAACAAGUCCCUUAUUACUGACCAAACCUUCAAGACCACUGGCUUGGAACCAGGAAUGGAGUAUGAAUACAGAGUUUAUGCUGAAAACAUUGUCGGAAUAGGCAAAGUGAGCAAAGUGUCUGAGGGUCAUGUUGCUAGAGAUCCCUGCGAUCCUCCUGGCACCCCAGAGGCAACAAAGAUCACUAAAGACUCUGUGACCAUUGUUUGGACCAAACCUGAGUAUGAUGGUGGUGCAAAGGUUACAGGUUACAUUGUGGAAAAGAAGGAGCUUCCUGAAGGUCGUUGGCAGAAGGCUAACUUUACUAACAUCAUUGAGACAGAAUAUGUGGCAACUGGACUUGUGCAGGACGAUCAGUAUGAGUUCCGUGUCAUUGCCAGAAAUGCUGCUGGUGUUUUCAGUCUGCCCUCUUACAGCACUGGUCCUAUCACUGCCAGGGAUGAGAUUGACCCACCACGCAUCAGUAUUGACCCUGAGUACACACAAACCAUUGUGGUUAAUGCUGGAGACAACUUCAAGAUUGAUGCAGAUGUUCAUGGCAAACCCUUGCCCUCUAUCCACUGGAUGAAAGGAGAGCAAGAACUGGGCAACACCAUUCAUAGAGAAAUUAAGAACACACCCAUCAGAGCUUUUAUAUCUGUCAAGGAAGCUAAACUUUCUGAUGGAGGCCAAUACACUCUGCUGUUGAAAAAUCCAGGGGGUGAAAAGGCUGUACAGGUCAAUGUGGUUGUUCUAGAUAAACCAGGAGAACCACAAGGACCUCUUGUUUUUACAGGAAUAACCAAAGACCAAUGUUGCCUUGCAUGGAAAGCGCCAAUACAAGAUGGUGGCAGUAAGAUCUCUCACUACACUGUGGAGAGGAGAGAGACAAGCAGACUUGUCUGGACUGUUGUUGACCCAAAAGUGGAGAAUAUUUGUCUAAAGGUCACUAAGCUCCUGGAAGGAAAUGAGUACAUCUUUAGAGUCCGUGCUGUCAACCAGUUUGGAGUGGGUGCACCACUGGAGUCUGCUGCUGUCAUAAUCAAAGAUCCAUAUGUGCCCCCUGGGUCACCAAAGAGUUUAGAAGUUUCACAUGUUAAAAAAGAUUCAAUGGUGCUCACCUGGGAGGCUCCUCCUGAAGAUGGAGGCAGUCCUAUCACUGGAUACAUCAUUGAGAAACAUGACAAAGAGGGUGUAAGAUGGACCAGAUGUAACAGACAAACUGUCACUGACUUAACUUUAAAGGUCACUGGACUCCUGGAGAGCCACCUUUAUGAAUUCAGAGUUGCUGCUGAGAAUGCUGUUGGGGUCGGUGAGCCAACCUCCCCAACUGUAUUCUACAAAGCUCUUGAUCCCAUCUUCAAGCCUGGCCCACCACACAAUCCAAAGGUCACUGACACAACUAAAACCUCUGUAUUCCUAUCAUGGAGUAAGCCUGUGUGUGAUGGGGGCUGUGAAAUUCAGGGCUACAUUGUUGAGUGUUGCACUACCACAAUGUCAGCAGAGCCAGCUGAGGCUCCUGCUGAAGCCCAAGCUGAAGAGGCAGCUGCCACAGAUGCACCUGCUGAGGAGUGGAUAAUGUGCACACCACCAACAGGUGUGAAAAAGACCAAGUUUGAAGUUGUAAAACUGAAGGAAAACCAGGCCUACAGGUUUAGAGUAUGUGCUAUUAACAAAGUUGGAGUUGGCGAGCAUGCCGAUGUCUCUGGAGCUGUUGUUGCCCAGGACAGGACAGAAGAGCCAGAUCUUGACAUUGACCCAGAACUGAGAAAGAUUGUGACCAUUAAGGCUGGAGCUUCCCUUAGGCUGUUUAUCCCCAUCAAAGGAAGACCCACUCCUACCAUCAAGUGGGACAAGGAUGAAGCUGCCCUUAAAGAAACUGCUCAAGUUGAAGUGACCAGCAGUUACACAUCCCUUGUAAUUGACAAGAUGAGCAGAAAUGACAGUGGAAAAUAUACGGUCACUGCAGAGAACUCAAGUGGAACAAAAUCUGCAUUUGUUGUUGUCCGUGUUCUUGACACACCUAGUGCUCCUGUUAACCUCAAAGUGAAAGAAAUUACAAACCAGUCAGUGACAUUGGCAUGGGAACCACCACUGUUGGAUGGUGGAUCCAAGAUCAAGAAUUACAUUGUUGAAAAGAGAGAAAGCACACGUAAAACAUAUGCAGCUGCUGUAACAAAUUGUCAUGCUCUUUCGUGGAAGAUUGAGCCACUCCAGGAGGGUUGUAGUUACUACUUCCGAGUGCUUGCUGAGAAUGCACAUGGUGUUGGCCUGCCUGCAGCAACUGUUGACCCUCUUAAGGUCUCAGAGGUGCCCCAGUCUCCAAAGAACUUGAUUGUUACAGACCAAACCAAAACAAGCAUCUCUUUGGCCUGGGAGAAGCCUGAGUAUGAUGGUGGUAGCAGAGUCAUGCAGUACCUGCUUGAGGUGCAGCUUAAAGGCCAGGAGAAGUGGUCUGGUGUUAACACAUUUAAAACAAUGGAAGCUACUGUUUCCAAACUGAACCCAGGAGAGGAGUAUCUAUUCAGAGUUACAGCAAUCAAUGAUAAGGGAAAGAGUGAUCCAAAAGUCCUCGCUGGUCCAGUAAUGACCAAGGACUUGGUCUUUGAGCCUGAUGUUCGACCAGCAUUCAGCAGCUACAGUGUCCAUGUGGGCAAAGACAUGAAUAUUGACAUACCCAUCUUUGGACGUCCUAAGCCAGCAGUCUCAUGGACUAAAGAUGGAGCUCCUUUGAAGGUCACAACCAGAGUCAACAUUCUCAAUACACCAACACAUACAACACUCAGCAUUAAGGACGCAGCAGGUGAUGAUGGUGGCAUGUACAGUAUAAAUGUUUCCAACUCUGCUGGAAAGAAGGACACAACAGUUGAAAUCAUUGUACUUGACAAGCCUGGCCCUCCAUCUGGCCCUGUGAGGUUUGAUGAAAUCACAACACAGAGUAUCUCUAUUUCAUGGGAUCCACCAAAACACAAUGGCGGCUGCCAGAUUUCAAACUACAUUGUGCAAAAGAGAGAUACUACUACAACAACAUGGGAAAAUGUCAGCAUCAACUGUGCCAGAACCUCCAUUAAAGUGCCUAGAUUGAAGACCGGUGCUGAGUACCAGUUCAGGAUCAUUGCUCAGAACCGCUAUGGCAAGAGUCAUGGCCUGGAUUCAUCUGCUGUGGUCGCUCAGUACCCAUACAGAGAGCCAGGACCCCCUGGCACUCCUUUCAUCGCCUCUCUCUCUAGGGACCACCAGAUUGUUGAGUGGCAUGAGCCUGUCACAGAUGGAGGAAGCCCUGUUCUCGGCUACCAUCUUGAAAGGAAAGAGAGAAAUAGUAUUCUCUGGGUCAAGAUUAACAAGACACUUAUUCACGAGACUACUUUCAAGAGUCACCCCUUGGAGGAGGGUGUCGAGUAUGAAUACAGGGCAUAUGCUGAAAAUAUUGUGGGCAUUGGCAGGUGCAGUAAGAUCUCAGAGGGCUGCGUUGCCCGUGACCCAUGUGAUCCUCCUGGUACACCAGAAGCCAUCCAUGUGACCAAAGAUACCAUUGUCAUUCAGUGGACUAAACCAGAGUAUGAUGGUGGCAGUAAUAUAACUGGCUAUACUGUGGAGAAGCGUGAUAUGCCAGAGGGCAGGUGGGUAAGAGCGAACUUCACUAAUGUGAUUGAGACCAAGUUUACUGUGACUGGACUGACUGAAAAUGCACAGUAUGACUUCAGAGUCAUUGCUAAAAACGCUGUUGGCACCAUCAGUAAGCCAUCCUUCAACAGUGGACCAACCACUGCAAGUGAUAAGGUGGAGGCACCCAAAUUUUCCAUUGACCCAGCAUUCACCAAGGCCAUUAUCAUCAAUGCCGGAGAGACAUUUAAGCUGGAUGCCGAUGUCCACGGAAAGCCACUUCCUGCAAUCCAGUGGUUCAAGGAUGAAAAACCAAUAGAGAAUACUCUCAGACUAGAGAUCAAAAACACAGAACACCAUGCAAUGAUUGUCAUUAAGGACUCUGUUAGAAUUGAUGGUGGAGUCUACACGCUCCAGCUGACAAAUGAGGCUGGCAGUGAAAUUGUGCCAUUUAAGGUUGUGGUCCUGGACAGGCCUAGCCCAUGUGAAGGACCCCUCCACAUCACUGGAGUAGCUGAAGAUAGAUGUACACUGGUAUGGCGUGCCCCUCUACAUGAUGGAGGUAGUCCUAUUACACAUUAUAUCAUUGAGAGAAGAGAGACCAGCCGUCUAGCUUGGACUGUUGUUUCUAACAGCUGUGAGACAACAUGCUACAAAGUCACCAAACUGUUGGAAGGUAAUGAGUAUAUGUUCCGUGUCAUGGCAGUUAACAGUUAUGGUGUCAAUGAGCCACUCGAGUCUGGUGGAGUGAUUAUGAAGACUCCAUUUGUUCCUCCUGGUCCACCUCAUGUUGAGGAUGUAUCCAACAUUGCCCAUGAUGGCAUGACCAUCACUUGGUCUGCCCCUGAGUCUGAUGGUGGCAGUGAUAUUACCAAUUACAUAAUUGAAAAGAAGGACAGAGCUGGAAUCAAAUGGACCAGAUGCAAUAGGCAGAAGGUCACUGACCUCUCCUUUAGAGUAACAGGCCUAACCACUGGCCAUGAGUAUGAGUUCAGAGUGGUUGCCGAGAAUGUAGUUGGAGUCGGAGAGCCAAGCCUUCCAAGUUCAUACUACAAGGCCUGUGAUCCCAAGUACAAACCUGGUGCCCCAGCAUAUGUGCAUGUGAUUGACUCCACAAAGAGUUCGCUUACAGUGUCAUGGGGUAAGCCUCUGUCUGACGGUGGCAGCACCAUCCAAGGAUACAUUGUUGAAGUUUGCAAGGCUGAAGAGGAGGAAUGGACCAUGGUUACUCCCCCAACUGGCCUGCGUGUCAAUAAAUAUGAAGUUACCAAACUUACUGAGGGUCAGGAAUACAACAUCCGGGUGUGCGCUCUGAACAAACUGGGAGUUGGUGAGCCAGCAGCUCUCUCGGGAACAGCUAAGCCAGAGGAAAGGGUGGACCCACCACAGAUCCACCUUGACUCUGAGCUAAGGAAGGGCAUCACUUUGAAAGCUGGUGGAUCUGUUAGAAUCCAUAUUCCAUUUAAGGGCAGGCCAACACCUGAGAUUAAGUGGACUAAGGAUGAGGGAGACCUGACUGAAAAGGCAGUAGUUGAGAAGGCCCUCAACUUCACACAGCUGUCCAUUGACUCAUGUGACAGGAGUGAUUCUGGAAAAUACACAUUAAGCCUGACCAACAGCAGUGGCUCUGUGUCUGAAUUUGUUGCCGUUAAGGUCCUAGAUACACCUGGAGCCCCACAUAAUCUUGUGGUUAAAGACAUAAAAAAGGACUCGAUCACCCUUGCAUGGGAUGCCCCCUUGGUUGAUGGAGGUUCUAAAAUCAAGAACUAUGUAAUUGACAAACGUGAAUCAACCAGAAAGGCAUAUGCAAAUGUGUCCACUAAGUGCACAAAGACAACAUUCAAAGUUGAGAACCUGAUUGAAGGUGCUAUGUACUACUUCAGAGUCAUGGCUGAGAAUGACUGUGGAGUUGGCCAAGCUGUUGAAACAAAGACGGCUUCCAAGGCAUCUGAGGUACCACUGCCUGUUGGAAAAGUAUUCCUCACUGAUGUCACCAAGGCCACUGUCUCACUGGCCUGGGAGAAACCUGAGCAUGAUGGAGGCAGUAGAAUUGGUGGCUACCUAAUUGAGAUGCUGCCCAAAGGUACAGAUAAGUGGGGAGUUGCAGCAAAUACAAAGACAUGCGAGGGUACUGUCAAAGGACUCACAGCUGGAACAGAAUACUUAUUCCGUAUCAUUGCUCAUAACGAGAAGGGAAAGAGUGAGCCAAAGGCACUUGCUGCACCAGUUAUUGCCAGUGACAUGACUAUGGAGCCAAGCAUUAAGAUGCAAUUCAACACGUACAGUGUAUUAGCUGGAAAAGAUAUUAAGUUGGAGUUCCCUGUGCUUGGCAGGCCCAAACCCAAAGUUACCUGGACCAAGGAUGGUCAAACAUUAAAGGUGACAUCCAGAGUCAAUGUAGCAAACACUCCAGAAACAACUGCAAUUCAAAUUACUGAGGCAUGCAAAGAAGACUUUGGUAAAUACACUAUUACAGCAACCAAUACUGCUGGCACUGUCACUGAGGAUGUGGCUGUCAUUAUCCUUGACAAGCCUGGUCCACCAACAGGUCCAGUCAAGGUUGUUGAAGUGAGCAACAACUUUGUCCAUCUUGCUUGGGAGCCCCCAGAGUACACAGGUGGAUGCCAGGUGAAGAACUAUGUAGUGGAGAAGAGAGAUACCACCACCACAACAUGGCAGUCAGUCACUACACAGCUUGCUAGAACAGCUUUUAAGGUCACCAAGCUGAAGACUGGUGCAGAGUACCAGUUCAGAAUUGUUGCUGAAAACAGAUAUGGAAAGGGUGCACCUCUGGACUCCAAGGCCAUUGUUGUGCAGUAUCCAUAUAAGCCACCAGGACCUCCAGGAACACCACAUGUCAAAUCUGCAACAAAGGAAAUGAUGAUCAUUGAAUGGAAUGAGCCAGUCAAUGAUGGUGGCAGUGCAGUUAUUGGUUACCAUCUGGAAAGCAAGGAGAGAAGCAGCAUUCUGUGGAACAAACUGAACAAGACUAUCAUAACUGAUACCCAGUUCAAGAUCUGCAAUCUUGAGGAGGGUAUUGGAUAUGAAUUCAGAGUUUAUGCUGAAAAUAUUGUUGGUAUUGGUAGAUGCAGUAAAGUGUCUGACUCCUUUGUUGCUCGUGACCCAUGUGAUCCCCCUGGUGCUCCUGAAGCUGUAUCUAUUUCUAAGAAUCUAAUCAAGAUUCAGUGGACCAAGCCUCAGUAUGAUGGUGGCAGCAAAGUGAAUGGAUAUAUUGUGGAAAGGAAAGAUCUAUCCUCCCCUGAUGGGCGCUGGGUAAGAGCUAACUUCACCAAUAUCAUUGAGACAGAGUAUACCAUCACUGGUCUGACCGAGAAUGAGCAGUAUGAAUUUAGGGUUAUUGCAAGAAAUGCAGCAGGAGUCUUCAGUGAGCCAUCUGAUAGCUCUGGACCUAUUACUGCUACUGAUGAAAUUGAAGCACCAAGGGCCUCGAUGGAUCCCAAAUACAAGGAUGUCAUUGUUAUCAAUGCUGGAGAAAACUUGCUUCUUGAUGCAGACAUUCAUGGAAAACCAAUUCCUGAUGUUGCCUGGCUAAAGGAGGGCAAGGAAAUGGACAAAGCCCUGCGUAUUGAAGUGAAGACUACAGAGAAGUGUGCAGCCAUGACCAUUAAGGAUGUAACCAAGCUUGACAGUGGCCACUAUGACCUUGUCCUCAAAAAUCUGGGUGGUAUAAAGACUUUCCCUAUCACUGUCAAAGUUCUUGAUAAACCAGGUCCACCCACUGGACCAUUGAGAGUGACAGGAGUCAUGGCUGAUAGGUGCAUCCUUUCCUGGUCUGAGCCAACUCUGGAUGGUGGGGCUAGAAUUACUCACUAUGUCUUGGAGAAGAGAGAGACUAGCAGGCUGUCCUGGACAGUGGCUGCACCAGAUAUCAAGGGUCUGUUCUAUAAACUAACAAGUUUGCUUCCUGGAAAUGAAUACAUUUUCAGAGUCAGGGCACUGAACAAAUAUGGUGUUGGUGAUUAUCUUGAGAGUGAACCAAUCAUUGCACGUAAUCCAUACAAGCCACCUAGUGCUCCUGGAACCCCAGAAGCCAACCAAAUCACAAAAGACUCUAUGGUUCUGUCAUGGACCGUUCCAGAACAGACUGGUGGAGCUGACAUUGAAGGUUACCACCUUGAAAAACGUGACAAAGACAGUGUAAGAUGGACAAAGUGUAACAGACAAAAGCUGACUGACACCCACUUCAAGGUCACAGGUCUGAUGACAGAUCACUUCUAUGAGUUCCGUGUUGCUGCUGAGAAUGAGGCUGGAAUGGGAGACCUCAGUGAAUUGUCCUUGUUCUACAGAGCAUGUGAUGCUACAACACCACCUGGGCCUCCACACCAUCCUAAGGUGACAGACUACACAAAGUCCUCUGUGUCACUGUCAUGGGGCAAACCUGACUUUGAUGGCGGUGCCUAUGUUAAGGGCUACAUUGUUGAAAUGAGGGAGUAUACACCAGUGCCUGAAUCAACAGAAGAGGCAGAAGAAGCACCAGCAGUAGAGACAAUAGUUGAAAAAGUAUGGACUAUGUGCACUCCUCCCACUGGUAUUCAGGCCACUAAACUCACUAUCACAGACCUGAAGGAGGGUGGAGAGUACCAGUUCCGCAUCUGUGCAAUCAACUCUGAGGGAGUAGGGGAGGCUGCUAACAUCCAUGGCACUGUGGUUACUUCUGACAGAGUAGAAGCACCAGAGAUUGAGCUGGAUGCUGAUCUCAGAAAGGUGGUAUCUGUCCGUGCUGGUGGAACUCUGCGUCUCUUUGUCACUAUCAGAGGAAGGCCUGAACCUGCUGUGAAAUGGGAGAAGGUUGAAGGUACUCUUACUGACCGUGCUGCAGUUGACACCACCAGUUCAUACACUAUGCUUGUCAUUGACAAUGUCAACCGUUUUGACAGUGGAAAAUACUCACUGACACUAGAGAACAGCAGUGGUACAAAAUCUGCUAUUGUUGCAGUGAGAAUUUUGGAUACACCAAGUGCACCGCAAAACUUUGCUGUAAAGGAGCUCAAGAAGGAUUCAGUGACUCUUGCCUGGGAUUCUCCACUCACUGAUGGUGGUUCUAAAAUCACAAACUACAUCGUAGAGAAGAGAGAGUCUGUCAGGAAGGCCUAUACUACUGUCACCAGCAACUGCACUGCUAACUCAUUCAAGAUUGAAGAGCUACCUGAGGGUGGCAUGUUCUACUUCAGAGUCUGUGCUGUUAAUGAAUAUGGUCAAGGACAGAUGGUUGAAACAAAAGAAGUCAAAAUAUCUGAGGUACCUUUGCCACCAAGCAAGGUUACCCUUGUAGAUUUGACAAAGACCAGCGUGUCACUGGCAUGGGAAAAACCUGCUCAUGAUGGUGGAAGCAAAGUAAUAUGCUAUAAUGUUGAAUUUAAGCCUAAGAGUGGAGACAAAUGGGGCACAGCAUGCACUGUCAAGGUGCCUGAAGCAACCAUUCCUAAUCUGACUCCUAAUGAAGCCUAUUUAUUCAGAGUAGUUGCAAUCAAUGAGAAGGGAAAGAGUGAGCCAAAGGAUCUUGGCUUGCCUGUUGUUGCAAAGGAUGUUGCAAUUGAACCAUCCCUCAAUUUACUGUUUACUACAUACAGUGUGAAGGCUGGAGAUGACCUAACUCUUGAGGUUCCAGUAAGAGGCAGGCCAAAGCCUGUUGUAUCCUGGAAGAAGGAUGGCCUUCCUUUGAAACAAACAUCAUCAGUGACCAUCUUAAACACUGCAACCUCAUCCAAAAUACUCAUCAAACAGGCAAGCAGAGAACAUGUUGGCAAGUAUGAGAUCACCCUUGCCAACACAGCAGGAACUGUCACAACAGAUGUUGGAGUUGUUGUCCUUGAUAAACCAGGUCCACCUAAAGGUAUAAAGGUGGAUGCUGUGACCUCAGACAGCAUCACACUGUCCUGGUCACCACCAGAUUAUGAUGGUGGCUGCUCCAUCAGUAACUAUAUUGUGGAGAAGAGAGACACAAACACACAGGAAUGGCAGAUGGCAGCAAGUAAUGUUGCCAGGACAUGUUUCAAGGCUGGCCGCCUGACACACGGAGCAGAGUACCAAUUCCGUAUCUAUGCAGUUAAUCGUUAUGGAAAGAGUACAUAUCUGGAUUCACCAGGAAUUACUGCUCAGUAUAACUUCAAACAACCUGGACCUCCUUCCACACCUAUAGUGAAGUUGGCCACAAAGUCCUACAUGUUGGUGAUUUGGAAUGAGCCAGUCAGUGAUGGUGGUAGUCCUGUUCUGGGCUACCAUGUGGAGAGGAAGGAACGUUCUAGCAUUCUUUGGACAAAGAUGAACAGAGGAAUGAUCAAAGAUACAGAAUACAAAGUCAAUGCAAUUGAAGAGGGCAUGAUGUAUGAAUACCGUAUCUAUGCUGAAAAUAUUGCUGGUAUUGGUAAAUGCAGCAAAGCUUGUGAAGCAGUAGCAGCCAGAGAUCCAUGUGAUCCUCCAGGUACACCUGUGGUCACUGCUGUUACGAGAACAUCUGUCUCUUUAUCUUGGGAUAAACCAGAGUAUGAUGGAGGAGCCAAGGUUUCUGGCUACAUCAUUGAGUGCAGAGACCUUCCUGAAGGACGCUGGACAAGGUGCAACUUUACCAAUGUUCCUGAGACCCGCUAUGAUGUGACAGGCCUUACAGAAAACAGCCAGUAUGACUUCCGUGUCAUUGCUAAGAAUGCAGCUGGUUUGUUCAGUGAACCAUCUGACAACACUGGCCCCAUCACUAUCAAGGAUGAUGUGGAUCCACCACGAAUCAUGAUGGAUGUCAAGUUCAGAGAGACAGUGUUUGUGAAAGCAGGUGAAACUCUGAAGAUUAAUGCUGACCUUGCUGGACGGCCUGCUCCAGUCAUUUCCUGGACCAAGGAUGGCAAAGAGAUUGAGCUGAGAGCCAGAAUCCAGAUUGUUUCUACAGAUACCAGCACUUCUGUCAUUGUCAAGGACUGUAGCAGGAGAGAUUCUGGACAGUAUGUGUUGACUCUACAGAAUAUUGCCGGAACAGUUACCAUGCCAAUAAACUGUGUGAUUCUUGAUAAGCCAGGACCUUCAGCAGGACCUCUGCAGAUCACAGGUCUCACAGCGGAGGAGUGCACUCUGUCAUGGGGUCCUCCUCAGGAGAUAGGUGGUGCCAAUAUCACACAUUAUGUUGUUGAGAAGCGUGAGACCAGCCGCUUGGCAUGGACACUGGUGAAGGGAGAUGUCAUAAAAACUUACUUCAAAGUCACAGGACUGCUUAAAGGCAAUGAAUAUAUCUUCAGGGUUUUGGCUGUCAACAAGCAUGGACUUGGUGAGGCUCUGGAGAGUGAGGCAAUAAAGGUUACAGAUCCAUACACAUUUGCCACUGCCCCAGCUAGUGUUGAUGUCACUACCAUAACUGGAGAUUCAAUGACCCUCACCUGGUGCAAGCCAGCCAGUGAUGGAGGCAGCCCCAUUACUGGAUAUGUAAUUGAGCGUCGUGAGAAGACAGGCAUGCGCUGGGUCCGUGUGAACAGAGAUCCAGUUGUUGAAUGUACCACAGUAGCAACCAAACUGCGCAAGGGUUGUGAGUAUGAUUUCAGAGUUUAUGCUGAAAACUCUGCUGGUUUAAGUCCCCCAAGUGAACCAUCUGCAACCUUCAGAGCAAUGGAUCCUCUGGUUGUUCCUUCUCGCCCAACCAAACCAAAAAUUGUCAGUUCAACCAAGGACAGUGUUUCCAUUGUCUGGAAACCACCAACAAAUGAUGGUGGUGCUCCCAUCCUUGGAUACACUGUAGAAUACAGAGAUUAUGUCCACAAACCAGAGCCAGAGGUUGAGGAAGAAGACGAGGAAUAUGAAGAGGAGGAGGACGAAGAGGAGGUACCUGAAUCACCUGAAGACCUAGCAAGAUGGGUUGAGGCGAUCCCUCUUACCAAGAGCUUGGAAUUCACAAUCAAAGGACUCAAGACAGAUGCAGAAUAUGAAUUUUGUGUCAAGGCAAUAAACAAAGUUGGCAGCAGUGUGCGUAGCCUGUAUUCAGAUGCAGCUGCAGCAAUGGACAGAACUUCAGAGCCAUCAUUUGAUGUUGACAUUGAGAUGCGGAAAGUACAUCUUGUUAAGCAUGGCACAGCAUUUACUUUAAAUGUACCAUUCAAGGGCAAACCUGUCCCAUCAGUGGACUGGACCAAGGAGGGUGUUGAUCUCAAGGUCAGAGGAACCAUUGAAUCAACAGAUUCCAGCACUUCACUGACUAUUGAGAAGGCAACUAGAAAUGACUCUGGGGAGUACAGCGUCACUAUAGAAUCACCACUUGGAAAAGCAACAUUGCCCAUGAUUGUCAAGGUUCUCGACUCUCCAGGACCCCCUGUCAAUGUUAAAGUUUCAGCUGUGACUCGGGAUUCUGCAACGCUCACUUGGGAGGCUCCAGAGAAUGAUGGCGGUGAUGCAGUGAAGGCCUACCAUGUUGAAAAACGCGAGGCAAGUAAGAAGGCCUGGGUUUGUGUCACCAGCAACUGCCACGCACUUACUUACAAGGUUGAAGACUUGCAGGAGGGAGCCAUCUAUUACUUCAGAGUUAUUGGAGAAAAUGAGUAUGGAGUGGGUGUCCCCCAGGAGGCCAAGGCUGGAACCAAGAUUACAGAGGUACCAAGUACACCAAUGAAACUUGGAGUUGCAAAUGUUACCAAGGACAGUGUUACGAUUGCCUGGACAAGACCAGAAUACGAUGGUGGUAGCAGAGUUAAAGGUUACCUUAUUGAUGCCCUGGAGAAGGGACAGACCAAGUGGGUGAAGUGUGCCACUGUGAAGACCAUGACUCACACCAUCAAGAGCCUGAGGGAGGGUGCUGAGUACUUCUUCAGAGUUCGUGCUGAGAACCACGCUGGACUCAGUGAACCCAAGGAGAUGAUUGUACCUGUUAUUGUCAAGGAAAUACAAGAGGCUCCAGAGUUUGACCUGAAGAACUACCCCAAGAAUACAGUUUAUGUGAAAGCAGGAUCCAACCUGACCUUUGAGAUUCCUCUCACUGGCAGGCCAAUGCCUAAGGUGACAAUGUCCAGGAACAAUGUUGUCAUCAAGGGAUCCAAGAGGCUGCUGACAGAAGUGACACCAGACAGCUUAAUCAUCACUCUAAAUGAAAGCAUUUCGAGUGAUGCUGGCAAAUAUGAAGUCACCGCCUCAAAUGCAGGAGGUACCACAAAGAUCUUCAUUAUCUUUGUUGUGCUGGACAGACCUGGACCUCCCGUUGGUCCUGUUGAGAUUGGAGAAGUCGGUGAGACGACAGUGUGUCUGAAAUGGGCUCCCUCAGAGUAUGAUGGUGGCAGUCCUGUUACCAACUAUGUUGUUCUGAAACGUGAAACCAGCACUCCUACGUGGGCAGAGGUGUCAACAAGCAUUGCCAGAAGCGCGAUCAAGGUGACUAAGCUGACCAAGGGAGAGGAGUAUCAGUUCAGAAUCAAGGCUCAGAAUCGCUAUGGUGUCAGCGACUACAUUGACAGCAAAUCAGUCAUGAUAAAGCUUCCAUACACCAUCCCAGGACCUCCAUCCACACCAUGGGUCAGCUAUGUAUCUAGAGAGAGCCUGACAGUCUGCUGGAAUGAGCCAGUUGCUGAUGGUGGAAACCCUGUGAUAGGAUAUCAUCUUCAGAUGAAGGAGAGGAGCAGCAUCCUAUGGCAGAAGGUCAAUAAGACAGCAAUCCCAGGAAACCAGUGGCGAGUUACAAACGUCUGCCCUGGCCUUAUCUAUGAAUUCAAGGUGGCAGCUGAAAAUGCGGCCGGUAUUGGAAAGAUGAGCAAGACCUCUGAGGAGGUGCUUGCUAUUGAUGCCUGUGAGCCCCCAGCAAGCAUCCGUGUCACAGAAGUCACCAAGAACUCCAUCAGUCUGGCCUGGCAGAGGCCUCCAUAUGAUGGUGGCAGCAAGAUUACCGGCUACAGUGUGGAGAGGAGAGAAGCUCCCAAUGGGAGAUGGGUGAAGGCCAACUUUACAAACAUCGUUGAAAUGGGCUUCACUGUAUCCGGACUGACCCAGGAUGAGUCUUAUGAAUUCAGAGUAUAUGCCAAGAAUGCUGUUGGGUCUGUCAGCAAUCCGUCUCUCAUUGUUGGCCCAGUCACUUGUAUCGACGCAUGUGGUGCCCCAGCCAUUGACCUUCCACCAGAGUAUCUGGAUGUGGUUCAGUACAAGGCCGGAGUGUCGGUUAAACUCAGAGUUGGAAUCAUUGCCAAGCCUCUGCCAACCAUUGAGUGGUUCAAGAAUGGAAAGGAGCUGGUGGCAUCUUCUACUGUGUCAGUUGAAAAUUCCACAGACUCUUCUGCUGUUCUGAUCAAGGAUGCAACUCGCCUUGAUACAGGCUCAUAUGAGAUCAAGAUCAAAAAUGUUUUCGGAUCAGCAUCUGCAACCAUCAGGAUUGAAAUCCUGGACAAACCCGGACCCCCAGCUGGCAUCAUUAACUUCAACCUCAUCACAGCAGAUAAGAUGAUCUUCUGCUGGGAGCCUGUGCCUGAGUCUGAUCAGGGAGGUUCCAAAGUGACCCAUUACAUUGUUGAGCGGCGUGAAACCAGCCGAGUGGUCUGGUCGACAGUUUCAGACAAGCAUGAGCAAACACACGUCACUGUCGGCAAGCUGGUGCGUGGAAAUGAAUAUGUGUUCCGCGUCGUGGGUGUUAAUAAGUUUGGAGUUGGAGAACCACUGGAGUCAGAGCCUGUCAUCGCUAAGAAUGCCUUUGUAACUCCUGGCCAGCCUCAUACUCCUGAGGUGAACAUCAUCACCAAGUCCACCAUGGUGGUAGAAUGGGACAAACCAGGUGUAGAUGGAGGUAGCGCAGUGACUGGCUACUACCUGGAGAGACGUGACAAGAAGAGCUUGCGCUGGAUCAGGGUUUACAAAGACCCUAUCACUGACAUCAAACAGACUGUCUACCACCUGACAGAAGGAAAUGAGUACCAAUAUCGCAUCUGUGCCAUUAACAAGGCUGGAGAGGGGCCGUUCUCCGAUGCAUCAGACUACUACAAGGCUGCUGACCCAGUUGACCCACCAGAUGAGCCUUGCAAGCUGAAAGUGGUUGACUCCACCAAGACAUCCAUCACCUUGGGUUGGUCCAAGCCAGAAUGGGAUGGAGGCAGUGAGGUCACCAGCUACAUGUUGGAGAAGCUUGUUGAGGGAGAGACAGAAUGGGCUAUGAUUACCUCCAAGGGAGAGGUCAAGUCAACAGAGUACACAGUUCAUGACUUAAAACCAGAUGUCAACUACUUCUUCAGAGUUUCUGCUGUGAAUUGUGCUGGCCGUGGAGAGCCUCUGGAGAUGACUGAACCUGUACAGGCUAAGGAUAUCUUGGAGGAGGCCCAGAUUGACUCAGAUGUGGCCAUGAGAACUCACUACAUUGUGAAAGCUGGCAAGGAUGUGGAGCUUUCUGUUCCUCUGAAGGGCAGACCUGCUCCCACUGCUUCGUGGAGCAAGGGAGAGGAAUGCAUUGAUCGCAAUCCCAAAUAUGAGUUCCACCACUCAGACACAACCACAGUCCUUGUUAUGCGUGAAGUGACCAGGCUGGACACUGGAAAGUACACAGUCAAGAUAGAGAAUGGUGUGGGAGAGCCCAAGACACUGACCCUGUCUGUGAAAGUACAGGACACCCCAGCUCAGUGCAGAAACCUGGUCCUUAAGGACGUGACCCGUGGAAAGGUGACUCUCUGCUGGGAGCCUCCACUCGUUGACGGUGGUGCUGAGAUCACAAACUACAUUGUUGAGAAGAGGGACUCCUCCAAGAGAUCCUAUUCUGCAGUGACAAGCAAAUGCACAGACACAACAUUCACCAUUGAAGAUCUCUCUGAGAAGACAUCCUUCUUCUUCCGUGUGUUAGCGGAGAAUGAGAAUGGUGUUGGGGAUCCAUGUGACACACUUGAGCCUGUGAAGGCCACAGAGACUCCAGGACCAGCCAAGGAGGUCUCUAUGAAGGAUUCAUCAAAGACAUCUGUUACUCUGCAGUGGCUGAAGCCUGAUUAUGAUGGUGGCAGCAUCAUCUCUGACUACGUCAUUGAGAAGAAGCUUAAGGAUGAGGAAUGGUCUCUGGGAGGAACCAGCAGACAAUGUGAGUUUGAGGUCAAGAAACUCAAGGAGCACUCCAACAUGUUCUUCAGAGUUGCCGCCAGGAAUGAGAAGGGACAGGGCGACUUUGUUGAGAUUGGGCCUAUCAAAGUCAUUGACUACAUAAUCACACCUGAAGCAUGCCUUGCAGAGUACCCAGAUGGCAGCAUCAGUGUUCGCCUGGGUCACAAUGUGCACAUCGAGCUGCCAUAUAAAGGCAAACCUAGACCUGCUAUUCUGUGGCUGAAGGACAACCUGCCCCUUAAGGAGAGUGACCAAAUACGCUUCAAGAAGACAGAGAACAAAGCAACUCUGAUGAUUAAGAACGUGAAGAAGGAGAAUGAGGGUAAAUACACCCUGACCCUUGACAAUACGGUCAACAGGAGAUCCUUCCACAUCCACGUCAUCACACUUGGACCACCCUCAAAACCUGUUGGACCAAUCCGACUGGAUGAAGUGAGAGCUGAGAGCAUCAUGAUCUCCUGGGAUGAACCCAAUGAUGAUGGCGGUGGGAAUAUCACCUGCUACACUGUGGAGAAGCGUGACACCUCCCAGACUGCCUGGAAGAUGGCCUGCUCCAGUGUAGAGGACACUCAGUUCAAGGUCCCCAACCUGAUCAAGGGUGUACAGUACCAGUUCAGAGUGUGUGCUGAGAACAGAUAUGGUGCCAGUGAGCCUCUGAUCUCACAGAUGGUCAUUGCCAAGCACCAGUUCAGGCCUCCAGGCCCACCGGGCAAGCCUGUUGUGUACAACAUCACCAACGAUGGCAUGACCAUCCAGUGGGAGCAGCCCAUCUAUGACGGUGGCACCCCCAUUCAGGGCUUCCAUGUGGAGAAGAAGGAAAAGAACAGCAUCAUGUGGCAAAAGGUGAACACUAUGCUGGUCAAAGAAACAGAGUACAGGAUUUUGGAACUCAUUGAAGGCCUUGAGUACUCCUUCAGAGUCUACGCCCAGAAUGAUGCUGGCUUCAGCCGAAUGAGUGAUGAGAGCAAGCCAACCAUGGCUGUCAGUCCUGUUGAUCCUCCUGGCCAGCCUGACUACACUGAUGUGACUAGUGACUCAGUGACACUGAAAUGGGAUGCACCCAAGCGUGACGGUGGUAGCAAGAUUACUGGCUACAACAUUGAGAAACGCCAAGGACAUGGCCGCUGGUUCAAGGCCAACUUGACCGACGUACAUGAGUGCCAGCACACUGUCACUGGGUUGGCAACAAAUGAACGCUAUGAGUUCAGAGUCAUCGCCAGAAAUGCCAUUGGUGUUGUCAGUCCUCCAUCCAACUCAUCUGGCUUGAUUGUAGUCAGAAGUGAGAAUGCUACUCCAAAUAUUGAGUUUGGCCCAGAGUACUUUGAGGGUUUGACAGUCAAGGCAGGAGACAACAUCAGGCUGAAGGUAACCAUCACUGGACGCCCAGUUCCGAAGGUCGUCUGGUACAGAGAUGGUGUGGAAGUUACCAAAAAGAUGAUGGACAUUAUCAACGUAGCUGGAUCCAGCACCUUGUUUGUCAGGGACGCUGACAGAACACACCGUGGCCUCUACACUGUGGAGGCUACCAAUGGAUCUGGAAGCAAGAAAGAGAACAUCCUUGUUCAAGUCCAAGACACACCUGGGGAGCCAGUGGGACCCAUCAUUUUCAGUAGCAUCUCAGAGGGCAAGUGCACUCUGUCUUGGAGCCCACCAGAGAACGACGGCUGCUCCGAGAUUUCACAUUAUAUAAUUGAGAAGCGUGAGACUGCCAAGAUCUCCUGGGCCUUGGUGUGUGAUGAAUGUAAGGAGUGCACUUUCAAUGCAACCAAGCUCAUCAAGACCAAUGAGUACCAGUUCAGGGUCUCUGCUGUUAACAAGUUUGGAGUUGGCAGACCUUUGGAAUCCACUCCCAUCAUUGCACAGAUGCAAUACACUACUCCUGAUGCUCCAGGUACUCCUGAUGCCACUGAGGUGACAGGAGAGAGCAUCACCUUGUCCUGGGCUCCUCCAACAUCUGAUGGAGGAAACCCCAUUCAGUACUACAUCAUAGAAAAACGAGAAAAGAAGACUGUCCGGUUCUACAAGGUGAUUACCAAGAAGCCCAUUGUUGAAUGUGCUCACAAGGUGCUUCACCUGACAGAAGAUAUGGAAUAUGAGUUCCGUGUCAUGGCCGUGAAUGAUGCUGGUGUCGGAGCCCCCAGCAACAUCUCUAUGCCUAUCAAAGCUGCCGAACCAAAGGAUAUUCCCUGUGCUCCAUCUGUGGUCUGUGUAUCUGACUCGACCAAUACAUCCAUCAGUCUGGAAUGGAGCAGGCCUGCAGAUGAUGGAGGCAUGGACAUCCUGGGCUACAUUAUCGAGAUGGUGAAGGGAGAAGAAACCGAAUGGAAGAGAGUAAACGAGGAGCUGGUGGCAGAAACACAUUAUGUGGCAGCUGGUCUAGAGACAGGAGCUGAGUACAAGUUCCGUAUCGCAGGUGUCAAUCAUGUGGGCAGAGGCGAUGAAAAGGAGACUCCAGAACCUACUCAGGCUGUAGAUAGGCUAACACCACCACAGGUGGAUAUUGACGCCACCUUCAAGCAGACACACAUUGUCAAGGCUGGAGGUUCAGUGUGCCUGGGCAUCAAUUUCAGAGGAAAACCCAUUCCCACUGCCACCUGGAUAAAAGAGGAAGGAGAGCUUGGUGUUAUGACAGAGAUCAUAACCACAGAUGGCUACAGUUCUCUAUGUAUUGAAAACUGCUCUAGAACUGAUACAGGUAAAUACACUGUUAACCUGGAGAAUGCCAGUGGCAGCAAGGCCAUUACAUUCACUGUAAAGGUGAUGGACGCUCCUGGAGCUCCACAGGAUGUUGCCUUCAUGGAGGUAUCCAGAGGCACGGUGACACUUACCUGGAAGCCUCCUCUCAAUGACGGUGGUGCCCGAAUCCAUCACUAUAUUGUUGAGAGGCGUGAGGCUAGCCGCCGCACUUGGCAGCAGUCUGGUGGCAAGUGCACACAGCACAUCCUGAGGAUCCAGGACCUGCUUGAGGGAGUGCCAUACUUCUUCAGAGUCUCAGCCGAGAACCAACAUGGUAUCGGUGAAGCAUUUGAACUGACAGAGCCUGUUAUUGCCACUGCAGAGCCAGCAUCUCCAAAGAGAAUGGACAUCCUGGACACCACAGACAGCUCUGUGUUACUGGGCUGGCUGAAACCUGAGCAUGAUGGUGGCAGCCGCAUCCAAUGCUAUGUCAUUGAGGCAAAGCCAAAGGGUACAGACAAAUGGGUUGUGGUUGGCAACACUAAGAAUCUCACUUAUGCGGUUGAAAAGCUCAACAAGGGUGAUGAAUAUGACUUCCGUGUGAAGGCUAAGAAUGAAGCCGGCUACAGCAAGCCCAGAGAGACUCUGGCUCCUGUGCUGGUCAAGGAGCCUCACAUUGAACCUGCUGCUGACCUCAGUGAUAUCACCAACCAGCUGAUCACAUGCAGGUCUGGCAGCAUCUUCACCAUUGAGGUUCCCAUCAGUGGUAGACCUGCUCCUAAAGUCACCUGGAAGCUGGAGGAGAUGAGGCUGAAGAGCUCAGACAGAGUCUCCAUCAAAGUAACUAAGGACAGAACCAGCAUCUCAGUCAAGGAGGCCAUGAGAGGAGACGGUGGUAAAUACUACCUGACUCUGGAGAAUGUGGCAGGAACCAAGACCUUCACUGUUGAAGUUAAUGUAACAGGUAGACCUAGUCCGCCAACUGGACCCAUUGAAAUCUCAUCCAUCACAUCAGAGUCCUGCGUCGUUAACUGGCAACCACCAGAGGAUGAUGGUGGCACUGACAUCACCAACUACAUCGUAGAGAAGCGUGAGUCCGGUUCCACAGCCUGGCAGCUGAUCAAUUCCAGCGUAAAGCGCACAACUCUCCACGUUAGUCACCUGACCAAGUACAUGCAGUACACAUUCAGGGUGUCUGCUGAGAAUAGAUUUGGUGUCAGCAAGUCCACUGAGUCUGAGACUAUUGUUGCAGAGCAUCCUUUCACACCUCCUGGCCCACCAACAAGGCCUUCAGUCUUCAAUGUCACUGCUAACACAAUGACCCUGAAAUGGGAGGAGCCCUACCAUGAUGGCGGAAGCAAGGUGACAGGCUACUGGAUUGAGAAGAAGGAAAGGAACAAUAUCCUGUGGGUGAGGGAGAAUAAGAUCCCUUGCUUUGAGUGUUACUACAAGAUGGAAGCUCUAGUUGAAGGCCUGGAAUACCAGUUCAGGGUUUAUGCCAUGAACAGUGCUGGGCUGAGCAAAGCCAGCGAGGCUUCCAAGGGAGCAGUUGCUCAAAACCCAGUUGAUCCACCAAGUAAACCAGAAGUCACAAAUGUCACAAGAACCACAGUCUCCCUCAAAUGGUCGGCUCCACUGAAUGAUGGUGGUAGUCCCAUUGUGGGCUACAUCAUCGAGCGUAAGCCGUACACUUUGACUGGUGAGGGCCGCUGGCUCAAGUGUAACUACACCAAUGUGACAGACAACUUCUACACCGUCACUGCCCUGGGAGAAGGAGAACCCUAUGAGUUUAGAAUCAUUGCCAAGAAUGCCAACCAGGUCUUCAGUAUACCCUCAGAGUCUACUGGAUCUGUGCAGUGCAAGACCGACUUUGAACCUCCAAAAGCCCAGCUGGACAGCAAACUCUUGUCUGAAACUGUGAUGGUCAGAGCUGGUUCAGACCUGGUUCUGGAUGCUGCAGUAGGAGGCAGGCCUGACCCCAAGGCUUCCUGGUCCAAGGGCAACAGGGAGCUGGAGUUGUGCGAAAAGUACCACCUGCAGUACACUGCCACCAGGGCGAUGGCCAUCAUCAAAUUCUGUGACAGAGAUGACACAGGAAAGUACAUCCUCAUGGUUAGGAAUGUAAGCGGAACCAAAACUGCUGAGGUCAACGUCAAAGUGCUUGAUACACCUGGAGUUUGUGAAGGCAGCAUUGAGAUCAGCAAAAUCACUGAAGAGUCAUGCACCCUGAGCUGGAAGCCUCCCGUUGAGGAUGGUGGCGAUGAGGUUGCCCACUACAUUGUGGAAAGGCGUGACACCAACAGGCUCAACUGGGUCAUCAUGCAUGCCGAGUGCAAGAAGCUGACCUGCAACAUCACCGGCCUUUUUAAGAACACAGAGUACCUGUUCAGAGUCCGGGGAGUCAACAAAUAUGGAGCCGGAGUCCACCUACAGUCAGCCCCCAUGGUCGCCAGAAACACUUUCACUGUGCCAACUCCUCCUGGUACUCCAGAGAUCUUGGCAUCAGGAAAGGACUUCGCCACCAUCGAGUGGCUGAAACCAGAGAGUGAUGGUGGCAGCCCGCUGAUCCACUACCUGGUGGAGAGGCGUGAGAGAAAGAGUGCCCGCUGGGUGAAGGUGAACAGGGAUGGAGCUCAUCUGGACACCACACUGAAGGUGUCUGGUUUGACUGAAGGCAACAUCUACCAGUUCAGAGUGACAGCCAUCAACAAAGCUGGAGAGAGUGAAGUCAGCGAGGUUUCUCUGUAUGUCGUCUGCAGAGUGCCAACAUGCACCCCUGCUCCUCCUUCUAUCCCUCGUAUCACCGACACUCAUGCAGACAGCAUCAGCUUGGCCUGGUCCCGCCCAGUGGAGGAUGGAGGAGCUGAUGUGAUGGGCUACAUCCUUGAGAUGCAGGAAGCUGGAGCAGAGGAAUGGAGCAAGGCCCAUGAAAAGACCCUGCGUACUUCAGAGUAUGUGGUGACUGGACUUUCUGCAGGCAAGAAAUACUGCUUCAGAGUCGCUGGCAUCAAUAUCAAUGGUGCAGGAGACUUCAGUGAACCCUGUGCCGAGACUGAGCCAGUGGAGAGAAUUGAAACCCCUGACUUUGAGCUCCACGACGACCUAAAAAAGACAAUCUGCCUACGUGCUGGUGGCUCCCUCCGCCUAUUUGUCAAUAUCACUGGUCGUCCCACUCCUGCCAUCACUUGGAGCAAGCCAGGUGUUGACCUCCACAACAGAGGCUUCAUCGAGGUCACCAACACGUCCACCACACUCAUCAUUGAUAAGGUCCACCGCUAUGAUGCCGGCAAGUACACGCUGGUGGCCGAGAACUCUGCAGGGAAACAGGAAGUCAACAUUCUGGUCAAGGUCUAUGAUACUCCUGGACCAACUGGACCAAUCAAGUUCAAGGAGCUGACCAAAGAUUCUGCCACCAUCUCUUGGGAAGCCCCAGCUGUAGAUGGUGGUGCUCCUGUCAACAACUACAUCAUUGAGAGGCGUGAGGCUUCCAUGAGAGCCUAUAAGACCAUCACCGCCAAGUGUAGCAAGACAUCCUACAAGAUUGACGGCCUGAUGGAGGGCAUGCUGUACUACUUCCGGGUCCUCCCUGAGAACAUUUAUGGAAUUGGAGAGCCCUGUGAGACUCCCGAUGUGAUCCUGGUUUGCGAGGUGCCUUUGUCACCACACAAGCUGGAGGUGAUUGACGUCACCAAGAGCACCGUUACCCUGGGAUGGGAGAAGCCUGAGCAUGACGGUGGCAGCAGAUUGAUAGGCUAUGUCAUUGAGGCCUGCAAGUUUGGCACCGACAAGUGGAUGAAGGUGGCCACACUGAAGCUCACUGACUUUGAGCACACCAUUGAGAAGCUGAAUGAGAAGGAACAGUACUUGUUCAGAAUCAGAGCGAUCAACAGCAGGGGAGCCAGUGAGCCCAAAGAGCUUGUUAGCCCCAUCACUGUACAGGAACAGAGAGUGAUGCCCGUGGUGGACUUCUCCAGUAUUCCUCAGAAGGUUGUCAAUGUCUUGGCCGGUAAGACUCUGGAGUUGGACCUGCCCAUCAUUGGCAGGCCUCCUCCCAUCUGCUCCUGGAUCUUCCAUGACACUAAGAUGAAAAUUACAGACCGUGUCAAAAUUAAGAGCACCGGCAAGUUCUCCAAACUGACCGUGUCCGACACCACCAUUGACGACACUGGUGACUACACUCUGGAGGUGAAGAAUGUCGUUGGUGUCAUUACAGAGGUCAUCAAGGUCAUCGUCCUCUCUAAACCUGAUGAACCAAGUGGAUCCGUCAGGUUUGAUGAGAUUGAUGCAACAUCCGUCACCUGCAGCUGGGAUCCUCCAGUAAGAGACGGUGGAGCUCCCAUCAGUGGCUAUGUAGUGGAGCAGCGUGAUGCUCACAGACCUGGCUGGGUGCCUGUCAGUGACUCUGUUAGCCGACCAACCUUCAAGUUUGUGAACCUGAUUGAGGGAGAUGAGUACGUCUUCCGCGCAGCUGCCGUGAAUCGCUAUGGCACUGGAGAGUUCCUACAGUCUGAGAUUGUCACCUGCAGGAGCUUGAAGAAUGUGUCUGGACCCCCUGGCCGUCCAACCAUCUUUGAUGUUUCUCGUGAUGGCAUGACCGUGGCCUGGAAUCCACCAGAUGAAGAUGGUGGCCUUGACAUUUCUGGAUACAUCAUUGAGCGCAAAGAAGUGAGGUCUGACAGAUGGGUGCGCGCCAACAAGAACCCCGUCACUAUGACCAGAUACAGGUCAACAGAGCUAAUCGAGGGCCUGGAGUACGAACACAGAAUCACUGCCAUCAAUGCCAGAGGACAGAGCAAACCAAGUCUGCCCUCCAAGCCAGCGGUAGCAACAGAUCCCAUUGAUCCACCUGGCUGUCCUCAAAACCCAAGGAUCACUGAUACCACCAGGUCCUCUGUGUCUUUGGCUUGGAGUCCUCCUGAUGAUGAGGGAGAUGCAAGAGUGGACGGUUACCUGAUUGAGAUGCAGAAGGUUGGCACUAUGGCCUGGAUGAAGUGCAACACCACACCAUCUCUGAUCUGCGAGUACACGCUGACCAGCAUGCCACAAGGAGAAGAGUUCAAAUUCCGUGUGAUGGCCUGCAAUGCUGGUGGCUCGGGAGAGCCUGCUGAAGUGCCUGGAACUGUCACUGUGACUGAGAUGCUUGAAUCUCCUGACUAUGACCUGGAGCUGAAAUACAAAGAUGUGUACGUGGUCCGCCAGGGAGGAGUGGUUAGACUUUCAGUACCCAUCAAGGGUAAACCUCACCCAACCUGUAAGUGGUUGAAGGAUAGCGGUGCAGUCUCAACCAAGGCCAUGAUUGCCUCCACCGAGGACGCCAGUGAGCUGGUGAUCAAGGGAGCUGAAAGGAGCGACUCUGGUGUCUAUGACCUCCUGCUGGAGAAUAAGGUUGGCAAGAAGAAGGCCCAAAUCAAGGUGAAGGUCAUUGGACGGCCAAAUGCUCCAGAGGGACCAAUGGUCUUUGAGGAGAUCCAGGCCAACUCUGUUAAAGUGUGCUGGAAGGCACCCACUGAUGAUGGUGGCUCAGAGAUCCUGGGUUACAUUGUGGAAAGACGUGAGGCAACCAGAAAUGCCUGGUACACUGUGGACUCCAGAGUGACUGACACUCAAUUGGUUGUUAAGGGCCUGAAGGAGGGAACAGAGUACCACUUCAAGGUCACAGCUGAAAACUCUUUUGGUAUUAGUAACUCUUUGAAAUCAGAGCAGCCACUGGUGCCCAAGACUCCUCUUUGUCCUCCUGAGCCUUCAAGCACCCCACCAGAGAUCAUGGAUGUCACCAAGAGCUCUGUGGCAUUGGCCUGGUCCAGACCAAAGGAUGACGGUGGUUCUGCCAUUACUGGCUACUUUGUUGAAUACAAGGUGGUGUCCACUGAGUCAUGGUCCCGCCACGAGACCAAGAUCACUUCUACCAUGUUUACUCUGCCUGGACUCACCCCUGACGCAGACUACCAGUUCCGUAUUGUAGCUGUCAACGACAUCGGUGAGAGUGAGGCCUGUCCUGUGUCUGACCCAGUCACAUGCAAGGAUCCAUUCGACAAGCCAAGCCAACCAGGUGAGAUCGACACUGUCAACGUCACAAAGAACUUCAUCACUAUCCGCUGGCAAGCUCCAGAGUGUGACGGUGGAAAGGAGGUCCUGGGCUACUGGGUGGAGUACAGGAAAUCAAUCGAGAGUACAUGGAAGAAGUGCAACAAGCAGAGGCUGAAAGAAAAGGAGUUUACCAUGCCUGGACUGGCUGAGGCCACAGAGUACGAGUUCAGAGUGUUUGCUGAAAAUGAGACAGGAAUGAGCAGACCUCGUAGGACUACCACAUGCAUCAAGACCAAACUGAGCGUUGAAACUAAACCAAGCCUGAGAAAGGAAAUGGAUGAAGUAACAGCCAAGCUUGGCCAGCCUGCUGUCAUGAAGUGCCAGAUUAUUGGCAGACCUGUUCCUGAAAUCAAGUGGUAUCAUGCUGGCAAGGAGAUUGUUGAGUCUCGCAAGUACGAGAUGAGCUCUGAUGGUCGCAACCACUCCCUUUCCAUCAUGACUGACGAGCAGGAAGAUGAGGGAGAGUACACUUGCAAGGCCAUCAAUGACACCGGAGAUGCUGAGACCACAGGCGUCCUGGUGUUGGAGGCUGCUUCAUCCUUCCACCCAGAUUACCCAUUGAAAGAAACCUACUAUGCUGGUCUGGGAACCACUUUACGCAUCCAUGCUGUCUACAUUGGUCGUCCCGAGCCAAAGAUCAUGUGGCUACAUGGGACAAAAACCCUGGAGAACACAGAACAUAUAAGCAUUGAGACCACAGAGCACUACACACACCUGGUCAUUAAGAAUGUGCAGCGCAGAGUCCAUGGAGGAAAGUACAGGAUCAGACUGCACAACCACUUUGGCAGGGCUGACACUGCGUUCAAUGUUGAAAUCUAUGACAAACCUGACGUGCCUCAGGGUCCCAUUGUUCUGGACGCCCUCCUGAAGAACUCUGUCAUCAUUAGCUGGAAGCCACCCAAGGAUGACGGAGGCUGCAUGAUCACCAACUAUAUUGUGGAGAAGCGUGAGGACAAGGAGGGCACAGAGUGGGAACUGGUGUCAUCAUCCAUUAACGGCACAUCUUGCCGCGUCCCUAACCUCAUUGACAGUGCCGGAUACUUCUUCCGAGUGUACGCCCAGAAUCGCUAUGGCAACAGUGAGCCAUUGGAAAUCACAUCACCAAUUCUUAUCAAGAGCCAACUGGAGAAACCAUCACCACCUCUGUCACCAGUUGUGUCUGGAAUCACCAAGGACUCCUGUGUUGUUUCCUGGAAGCCUCCACUCAGCGAUGGUGGCUCCAAGAUCAAGAGCUAUUGUCUUGAGAAGAAGAACAAGAAGGACAAGAAGGAAUGGACCGAAUGGAUUUCGGUGACCACAGACGAGAUCAAACAGACAGUGUUCUCGGUCAAACGUCUGACUGAGGGUAUCGAGUACAUCUUCCGCGUGAAGUGCGAGAACCUUGGAGGGCAGAGUGACUACAGCGAGGAGACCACUCCCAUCAUUCCAGCCACAGCCGUCGACAUCCGUGCUCCUGCUUUCAAGGAGGAGCUGAGGAACAUGAGUGUGAAGUACAAGAGCAAUGCUACCCUUGUCUGCAAGAUCACAGGACAGCCCAAGCCUGUGAUUAAAUGGUUCAGACGAGGAAAGGAGAUCCAUUCUGACGGAAAGAAGAUCAAGAUCCAGGAGUUCAAGGGAGGUUACCACCAGCUGGUCAUCACCGAGGCUGAUGAAGAAGACUCCACUGUGUACCAGAUCAGAGCCACUAACCAGGGAGGAUCCAUUUGUGCUACAGUCUCUCUGGAUGUUGAAGUCCCUGCCAAGAUCCAUUUGCCAAAGAACCUGAAGGACAAGGAAGCCAUCCCCGCCCUGCGAGGAGAGGUGGUCAAUAUCAAGAUUCCUUUCGGUGGCAAACCAGAUCCUGUCAUUACAUGGCAGAAGGGACAAGAUCUCAUUGACAGCAAUGGCCACUACCAGGUCAUUGUCACCAGGUCAUUUACUUCUUUGGUGUUCCCCAACGGAGUGGAGAAGAAGGAUGCUGGUUUCUACAUUGUUUGUGCCAAGAACAGGUUUGGCAUCGACCAACAGACAGUUGAGCUGGAUGUGGCUGAUGUGCCUGAUCCUCCACGUGGUAUCAAAGCCAGUGAUGUCUCCAGAGACUCAGUUUCACUGAACUGGGUGGCUCCAGCAAAUGAUGGCGGCAGCAAGGUCAUCAGCUACAUCAUUGAGAAGUGCCCCACCACUGCUGAGAGGUGGGAGCGUGUUGCCCAGUCCCGUGACACCCGCUACACCGUAAUCAAUCUGUUUGGAGGAACCAGCUAUCAGUUCAGAGUGAUUGCUGAGAACAAGUUUGGACAGAGUGCUCCAUCUGAGACCAGUGGACCUGUCAUGACCAAGGAGGACAAAUCUAGAGUUCUGCUCUACGACAGGGAGGUUGAUGAUACUGAACGUGUCCCCAAGGGCAAGGCUCCAAACUCCGAUGCCAAGAAUCUGCACAACAAAUAUGCCAUUGCAGAGGAACUGGGCAGAGGUCAAUUUGGCAUUGUCCAUCGCUGUGUUGACAUCAGCUCUGAGAAGACUUACAUGGCUAAAUUCGUCAAAGUGAGAGGAGCUGAUCAAGCAGUAGUCAAGAAGGAAAUUGCAACACUGAACCUGGCCAAACACACUAACUUCCUCCUCCUCCAUGAGUCUUUCGACAGCCCUGAAGAGCUGGUGAUGAUCUAUGACUUCAUCUCUGGUGGUGACAUAUUUGAGCGCCUCAGCACAGCUGAGUUUGAGCUUAAUGAGCGUGAGAUUGUUAACUACAUCAGACAGAUCUGCUCAGCUCUUGAGUUCCUGCACGCUCAGAGCUAUGGACACUUUGAUAUCAGACCAGAGAACAUUGUUUACACAACCAGAACUAGCUCUAAUGUGAAGAUUAUUGAGUUGGGCCAGUCUAGACAUCUGACCCCUGGAGACCAAAUCAAGGUUCAAUAUACCACUGCAGAAUAUGCUGCCCCUGAGAUCCACCAGUGUGAUAUGGUCAGCACUGUCACUGACAUGUGGUCGGUUGGUGUCCUUGCCUAUGUACUCCUCAGUGGACUUAAUCCAUUCACAGCUGAAACCAACCAACAGAUGAUUGACAACAUCUCCAAUGCAGCCUAUAGCUAUGAUGACGAGUCCUUCAUGCAGUUCAGCGUUGAGGCAUUGGACUUCACAGACCGCCUAAUGACAAAGGAUCGCAAACAUCGUAUGACUGCUGCUGAGGCCCUGGUAAAUCCUUGGCUCACCAAGCCUGUGGAGGAGAUCAGCAACAGAGCGAUCCCAACUGGCAGGCAUAAGAGAUACUACCAGACGAUGGUGAGGAAAGAGUGGAGCACUGUUGUCUCUGCAGCGCGUGUGGCCAGCGGUGGCUCCAUUAGGUCCCAGCGUGGCGUCUUUGUCGCUAAGGUGAAGAUUGCUCCAUUUGAACAUGGUCCUCUUGCAGGCCAGAUUUCCCAUGCAGUGGUGAAUGAAGGAGACAAUAUGAAAUUCAUCUGCAACAUUGACAACUAUGAUAGCACUACUGAAGUGACAUGGUACUGUGGUGUCAGGCAGCUUGAAGCUGGCGACAAAUAUGAAAUUGAAUAUGAGGAUGGCUUGGCUGUAAUCACUGUCAAAAAGGUCACAAGAGCAGAUGAUGGCACUUACAGAUGCAAGGUUGUGAACGAGUAUGGUGAGGACAGUGCCUACGCAGAGCUGUUUAUCAACGGCGUUAGAUCUUACCGCGACUUCUUCACCACUCGUGUGGUCAAGAGAACAAAGCGCAGAAUUGACACUGCCAGAAUGCUUCAGAAACCACCAGAGUUCACUCUUCCUCUGGUCAACCAUACAGCCUACAUUGGUGAGGAUGUGCGCUUUGGCGUCACCAUCACUGUUCACCCUGAGCCUCGCGUCAUCUGGCAUAAGUCAGGACAGAAACUUAUCCCUGGACAUGAUGAGAGGAAAUACACUUUCAUAAGUGACAAGGGUCUGUACCAGCUGAUUAUCCACAACCUCGACAAUGAAGAUGAUGCUGAAUACAGUGUCGUAGCCCGUAACAGGUAUGGUGAUGACAGCUGCAAGGCUCGUCUUACUGUUGUUCCUCGACCUAAACCAGCAGACCUCACCCUGAGGCCCAUGUUCAAACGCCUGCUAGCAAAUGUAGAGUGCAGGGAGGGCCAGAAUGUGCGCUUUGAGAUUAGAGUUUCCGGCCAUCCAACACUGAAGUGGGAGAAGGAUGGCACACCUCUAGCCUUUGGACCAUCUAUUGAGGUUGUUCAUGAGGGUCUGGAUUACUUCAUCCUUCAUGUGAGAGACACUCUUCCUGAGGACUCUGGCGUAUACAGAGUUACGGCUACCAACUCCGCUGGAUCUGCCAGUUGCCAGGCCACACUCAAAGUGGAGCGUGUCGCUCAUGUAAAGAAGGAUUAUGAGACCAGUGAAAAGGAGAAGGAAAGGGUAUCUGGAAAGGAGGAAUUAGACAAAAAGGUGAGGCUGUCCCAGAUUUUGGCAGGCACUGUUGUUACUCCUCUACCACCUGCAGCAGUACAAGCUGUAAGGGAGGCAGCCACCACGUUCAAACCUGCUGUGACAACUAAAAAGGGUGAGAAGACUGAGGCUGAGAUACAGAAAGAAAAAGAGGAGAGGAAGAAGCGUGCAGAUGAGAAGAGGCUGCGUAUGCCUUAUGUCGUCCCAGCUCCUCGUGUCAUUAACCCAGCUGUUCUUGAGGAGGACGUAGAAAUAAAACACUUCAAGCCAUUCUCUGACAUGAAAUGGUACAAGAAGCUGCGGGAUCAAUAUGAGUUCCCUGAGCCUAUGGAGAAAAUCAAGCAGAAGAGGAUGAAGCGUAUUCGCCUCUCCAGGUGGGAGCAGUUCUACGAGGUGCCAAUCAGAAUCAAGGACCAGUAUAAGCCUAAGUGGCGCAUCUCAUCCAUGACUCAGGAUGACUUGGAGACUGUGAGGCCUGCAAGGCACCGCACUCCUUCCCCUGAGAUGGAUGCCUACCACAGGAUCAGGCGGAGGUCCCUGGGUGACCUGUCAGAUGAGGAACUGCUGCUGCCUGUGGACGAGUAUCUGUCCAUGAAGAGAACUGAGGAGGAGAGGCUUCGUCUGGAGGAAGAGCUGGAGCUUGGCUACUCUGUUUCUCCACCUAGCCUCAGCCCAGUGCGCUUUGAGCUGUCUACCCUGCGUCCCUCAUCUCCAAGAAGAGCCUACAGUGAUGAUGAAGAGAGAGAAGAGGUUCACAGAUAUGACUCCUACCGUAUUCCAUCUAAAUACGAGGCUGGCCCAAGUUUCGUUGAUCUCCGCCAGCGUCACGACAAAGCCACAUAUAAACCUCCGAGACAGAAGCAGAGGGUGCAUGAAGAGAGAGAAGAUCAGGAGCUGCUGCGCCCGCACACAACUGCUCAGAGAAUCUCCUCCUACAAGAGUGAACUCAAACGUAUGGAGUUUGAGGAGAAGACACGAACCUCGAAAAAGGAAACAACUGUCACUGUUGCAAAGGUCUCUGAGAGCGUUGAAUCUGAGCACCUGACAGCCAUCACUUCAGAAUAUAUUCCUAAACCAAUUAAGAAGCUCCCAAUGCCUGAACCCGAGAGGAGAAGAUCUGCUACCCCAGAAAAGACUGUGAAGACAGACAUAGUCCUCCCCAAAGUUGACUUUGCAUCCAGAUAUGAGGAGAGGAAACAGGCUUUGAGAUCAGAGAGAAGAUCAGUGGAGAGGAGGGUUGAGGUGGUGACACAGGCUCCCUUCAGCCUUGACCACGCCCCACGUAUUACCAUCAGGUUGAGAUCUCAUCGCGUACCCUAUGGCACCAACACAAGGUUUACCCUGAAUGUCCAGGCCAAACCAGAACCAGAAGUCAAGUGGUUCCACAAUGGAAAAGAGAUUCAUCAGAGCAGCAAAUAUCACAUGACCAAUAUCAGUGGAGUUCUGACCCUCCAGAUCAUCAACUGUGUGACUGAAGACGCUGGCACUUACCGUGUGGUCUGCAAGAACGGCAAAGGAGAGACUUCUGACUAUGCCACAUUAGAUGUAGCAGGAGCAGAAUAUGCUGCCUUCUCUUCACUCCGCAGAGAUGAGGAGCCUCCAUCCUCCCAUCUGCCAGAAAUGACCAGAACAGAGGUGUAUCAUGUCUCCUCCUCUAAGACAACAGUGAAGGAAACUGUGACAGAAACUGUGAAAGAGACCACCGCUGUUUUUGAGAAGCCAAGGGAGAAGCCUAGUGUUCCUGCCAAGAUCCUGACCAAACCACAGUCUCUGACCGUAGAGGAGGGAGACCUCGCCAGAUUUGAGUGUGAUGUGGCUGGUGAACCUGCACCGUCUAUCACCUGGAUGCAUGAAGGAGCAGUUGUCGGUUCCUCUGCCCGUCACCACAUUGUCUCCACUCAAUACAACUCCUCCUUUGAGAUCACCGCUGUUGAGAUGUCGGAUGAAGGCAGCUACACUCUGCAGGUGGAAAACGCUGGAGGCAAACAAGAGGCCCAUUUCACUCUUACGAUCCGUAAAUCUGAGUCCAAGGAAAAAGUAGUUGCCCCUCCCAGAGUCACCUCUCCAGAGGCAAAAUCCCCUCUUGCCAAAUCCCCUGAACCUGUGAAAUCUCCUCAGAGAGUGAAGUCUCCUGAGCCAAUCAAGUCACCUCAGAGAGUAAAGUCUCCAGUCUCACCAAAAUCCCCUACCCCAAAAUCCCCAACACCAAAGUCCCCUACUCCAAAAUCCCCAACUCCAUCUGAGAAGGAACGAGUGACCUCUCCAAUCAAGUCACCAAAGAGAGUUAUGUCACCAACUCUUGAAAAGAAGCCAGCCUUCUCUGUCAGUCUGAGCGACGUCACUGCAACCUCUGACUCUAUUGUCAAGCUGUCAGUGAAGGUGACAGGAGAGCCCAAACCUGCAAUCUCAUGGUUGAAGAACGGAAAGGCUCUGUCUCAGGGUGGGAAGUAUGAAAUUUUUGAGGAGUAUGGCUCAGCUUACCUUGAGAUCUAUGAAUCAGAAGUCUCUGAUAGCGGGGAGUACAAGUGCACUGCAACUAACAGUGCUGGAGUAGUGUCAACAACCUGCACAGUCACUGUACGAGGCUCAAAAAUCUCUGAGGAGGUUGUGAAAAAGGAAAUGGUCCAUGAGGAGGUCCUGUCCUCUGUGAGGGAGGUCAAGUCCUCCCACAGCCAAGUGUCCAUUACAGAGGGCCAGUCUCUGACUCUGAGGGCCAACAUCCCUGGGGCCUCUGACAUCAGGUGGAUCCUGAAUGGGGUUGAACUGGCCAGUUCAGAGCAAUACAGAUACGGAGUGUCUGGAAACGAGCAGACCCUGACCAUCAGGUCAGUUGGCCAGAGCGAGCAAGGGAUCAUCACGUGUCAGGCUCAAACACAGCAAGGCCUGGUCCGGUGUCAGUUUGAUACUGUGCUCUCAGCCAAGCGCUCAGAUGCACCCCACUUCCUGGUGCAGCCCAGGUCCCAGAAUGUGAAUGAAGGACAAAAUGUCAAGUUCACAUGUGAACUUGCAGGAGAGCCUUCACCUGAGGUGGAGUGGUUGAAAGACAACAUGAUUAUAUCUGUCACAUCAAACAUUAGACUGAGCUGCUCUAAAAAUGUGUACACUCUGGAGAUCUGUGAAGCCACAGUUGCAGACAGUGGGAAAUACACGAUAAAAGCCAAAAAUCUUUUUGGACAGUGCUCUGCAACAUCAUCCCUCAACGUCCUCACUCUUGUUGAAGAACCAACAAAAAUGAUUAUUGUGGAGCAAAGAGCUUCUACUGAUGCUGCCAGCAUGCAGAAAGGUUUCUCAGCCUCGUCAGUUCAUAUGGAGACGGCUUCCGUGCAGGCCAGCAGUCGCAGCAGCAGCAGCUCCCGCUCUGCAGCUGCCCAGUACUCGUUUGAGAGCAUGUCUGCGAGUAGCAUGUCUGCCAUGAUGGCUGAGUCACUGGUUUCCAUUAGCUCCAGCAGCCAAAUGAUGGAAAUGUCUGCUCACUCGCAUGUUGAGGCCUCCUCUUCCUCCUCCUCCUCCUCGCUGAGGGCCCUCACCACUGGGGUUAAAAGAGGCACUCCACCAAAGAUCGAAGUCCUUCCACAGGACGUCAGUGCUGAGCCAGGGAAGUCCCUGACGGUGGCAGGGGUGUUCUCCGGAGACCCCGCCCCCUCCAUCCAGUGGGUCCGCUCCGGUCGGACCCUCCCCAACGGGGACGAGCGGUACCACGUGGAGAACACCGCUGACCUCUCCACUCUCGUGAUCUCUGCAGUGAAGGAGGACGACGCCGGAGCAUACACACUCCGACUGAACAACGAGCUCGGCUCCGACUCGGCAACUGUCAACAUUCACAUUCGGUCCAUGUAAAAAAAAAGAAGAAUAAAAAAAAAAGAUAAUUUAUAUCCCCCGUUUCCCUGAUCCAGAACCUUUUUAUUUAGUGAAUUAGCAACGAUAAUCUACUUGAUAAAGAUCUGGGUUUCUGUUCUUGUAAAUAUGAACUAUUUUUGUACCAAUCUUGACAUUAAUUUAUGCCAAACUAGACUCAAGUCUAAAGUUGUUAUAAAAUGUGCCAUAUUGGACAAUUAUGACUUAGGAUUUUUGAACCACUUUUCUGUGACAUGUACAUAAUGUAUAUAGCCGAAUUUAACGGUUAUGGGAAAUGUAUGCAUUGUUAUUUAUGACAAUAAUAUUAACUGAAACAAAAGAACAAAUGUUUUAACAGGAGAAAGUUUCACCAGGAACGAAUACCCUGUCAAACCAAGAAACUAAACUCUGUGCCUCAACAAUAAGUUGAAGUCUGUAAGAUUGCCUCAACAGGUGGAGAGGCUCCCUGUUGAUGUUCUGAACCAGAAACAGAAAGACAAAGUUAUUGUUUUGGACACGCAUCUGUGCGUGUGAUAUUUCCUAUGAGUUGUACCAUGAGCAUAAGACCCUGAGUGCUGUUUGCAUUACCCUCAUGUAAGCAGCAUGAACUGGCCUUGUGCUCAGACUGACUGAGUCACACCACCAUGAUUUGAUGACCUGCUGAGAGCGCGAGCGGCCUGCACUCUCAGCGUUUAGAUCAUUUUAAUAAGGAGCGCUGCUUCUGUCACAGAACAGCCGGAUUGGCUUUUCAAAACAUAACAUCUCCUGGCCUUAAAAGAAGAAAGUCAAGGCCGGUUCUGCUGUGCAGAAGCAGCGCUGUCUCUUGGAGGAUAGUUAGGUAACGUGUUUGUGUGUUUGAGUGCGAGUGUUUUUAGCUUGUAGAUCUUUCACUUGUCAGUAGUCAGGGUCUUCUUCAUUCACCACAGUGAUUCCAUCUGCUGUGAAAGAGACAAAGAGAAGAGCAGUUUUGUUUUACCCUGCACUUUGAUUUAAUUGAUCUGUUGAUGUAGAACUAUAUUUCAUCCUCCUUGAGUUUUAUGCAUUACUGAUUUAAUAAAGCAUGAUUUCAGCACUACA
Messenger RNA from Seriola aureovittata, 92695 nucleotides. Its product is annotated as titin-like. NCBI's taxonomy places the organism in Eukaryota, Metazoa, Chordata, Actinopteri, Carangiformes, Carangidae. Gene Ontology annotation, molecular function: ATP binding; protein kinase activity; protein binding. The record is from RefSeq and is a predicted model, not a curated record. Gene Ontology annotation, biological process: protein phosphorylation. The transcript has 235 exons. The coding region runs from base 233 to 91621 and encodes 30462 amino acids.